Pelobates cultripes (western spadefoot toad) is the source of this 96332-nucleotide messenger RNA. NCBI's taxonomy places the organism in Eukaryota, Metazoa, Chordata, Amphibia, Anura, Pelobatidae. The record is from the annotation of a GenBank genome assembly.
AUGUUUUCAGGACUUUGGAAGCUGGAUGGCCGAAGCUGGAAGAGAUCUAGCCCGUCGACCAAACCAGUCAUUCUAACUGUUCACAGAAAUUACACCUUUCAUAUUUCUGAUGGGAGCAACAUCUGCUUGAAAGAAGGGGAUAUUCUUGUAUUGCUACGCAAGCUUGACAAUGACUGGUGGCAAGUUAGGAAAAUAGGAGACAGUGAAUGUACCACCCCUUUCCAUGUGCCCUCCACCUGUAUCAAUGAGCUGAUUGCUGGAAAGUGUGUGGGACGCAAAAACAAAACUGUGGAAGGUAUGAAUAAGUCAAAAUGAUGCAUAUCAUUAUUUUUCAUCAUAACAUAAUGUUAUCAUUUUGCAGAAAUGAUCAGUGGAUACACAAACUAAGGGAGUAUUCUUCAAAUGUAUCUGCAUGAUAUAUCAUCAGGUAAUAGUAACCUAAUUAUGACUGUAAUUUACACAGAUAUGCAGAAUAAAGACACUCCGGGAUAACAGAAAUAGCAGCUUUAUUGGGGAUCUGUUGUCCUGGAGUGCCUGAACCGUUAUUUAUUCUGCAUAUCUUGGAAGUGAGGCCUGGCCAGCUCUGGCUUCAGAGCACCUGGGUUAUUUGCUGAGUGUGGUAUCCAGUAAGUCUCUCUAAUUUACACAGAGACAUAAACUAUAUGAACCACGCAUUGGUGCACCUGACCAUUACACCAACAGAGAUUGUAUGACAUUACAUUCUAAAUACACAGACAUUAAUAUAUAGUUGGUUUCCUCUUUGCAGCUAUAACAUCUUUGAUCCUAGGGAAGGCUUUCCACAAGGUUUUGGUUUGUUUCUAUGGGAAUUUUUGCCUAUUCAUGCACUACAGCAUUUGUGAGGUCAGGCAGUGAUGUUGAACAAGAAGGCCUGGCUCGCAGUUUCCAUUCCAGUUCAACCCAAAAGUGUUUGAAUGAGUUAAGGUCAGAUGUGGGCCAAUCCAGUUCUUCCACAGCAAACUCCUCCAUCCAUGUCUUUAAGACAUUAAGAGGUGUGUCCCAAUACGUUUGUCCUUAUAGUGUGUCCUUAUAGUGUGUGUAGGAGACAUCCAACCAUGACCAAUGUGCUGCUGACACACAGUGGUUGACAGGAGUAUGGGAACAAAAAUACUAAUAACUAUAUUGGAAUGAACUUCAAAUAAAUUUACCAAAAUCAAUAUAUUUCCCUACUUGAUAAAUGCAGUAUUAUAUUUUUCUUGUUAUAUCAGGCAAGCUCUUAUGCAGUCCAUUGAUGCACAAACCAUUAUUAUCUUUUGUAGUGUUGAUACUAAUAUUUUAUUUUUUCUCUGUCAUCCAUAGGAACCAAAUCAUUCCACAAAUCCCAGGAUAACCUUCUAGUACCUGGUAAUACCUCCUCUAUAAUGGAGCAUAAGUCAUGCAACAUUCCUCAUUGUGAUACUUGUCAGAUGGAAACAAAUAAAAUCUCCUAUUCUACCAGCAAACACAAAAAAUCAGCAAGUUUCUCCCUGAGUUCCUCUUGGCAUGGGCAGUUUCCCAAGAAUGAAAAGCAGAAGAUUCAUAAAAGUGUUUCAGAAAAGGUGAAUUUAAUUAAUCAUGCAAUUAUUGCAAUAUUUUUUUUCUAGGAAUUAUGAAACCUCAUGUUUUCUUCAAAAAAGGAUAAAUUUCAUUUAAUUUCCUAAAGAAUAAAUACUAUGCUCUUUCCUCUAACCUCAACUCUUAACCACAACCAUAUCCUGACCUCUCCGCAAACUGACUGCCAUAGUGUGGAGACUAAACAAAGUUCUCUUUACAAAAGAGAAACUUUCCUUGUAAAAUCGGCAAAAACCUGGUGCCAAAUGCUCUCAUUUUAGGGCUAAGAGAGUUUUGAACAUGUCCUGUAUUAUUAGUGACAUCAUAUACCUCUAUUUUGGACAGGAAUUAUUUUUAAAAAAUCUGCUCUAUCUAGAUUUGGGGACCUGGAUAUAUAUUUUCCCUAUACACAAAGUCUGUAAUAUUCCCUACAUUUAAUUUUGUGUGGAAUGUCACAGACUUUGUGUGUCCCACUACCAUAAAAAACACAUUUAUAUUCUGCCACUGCUCCAGGGUACAUCCAUACCCCCACAGAAACAUAUGCCAGAUUUUUGAGAAUGUAUAGGAUAAAGUUACAGACAUGCCAAGUUCAGUUUUACAGUUUUCACUGAUUUGCUGGGCACUUGGUACGUUUAUGAAAAAAUAGAAGCCCAAACUGCCCUUCAAGCCCAUCCUGACACACCAGUUGCAAAAGUAGACCGCUUAAGCUAUUAAAUGGGCAGACUUUUGUGCUUUUACAUGUCAUUUAGUCACUAAUGUCUUCCAAAUAUAGAGGUCAAUGUUAUUGUAGAAUUUACCCACAUACUGCAGAGCUGCAGAAGCUGGGUACCAGGCAUUCAUGACCUGAGAGCAUUAGCUGACCACUCAGCCAAUAAAUGCAAAUCUGUGCAUAGAAAUAUGCACAGAAUUGAUAUUAGCCCAUCCAAGAACUCUUGUAAUAAUGCCACAAUGAUGGAGUUAAACUUCUGGCAGCAAAGUGUUUAAACUCAGUAUGUGGAGCUUUUCAUAGCGAAACACUGCACAUACUGAAGUGGUCAUGGUGCUUGGAGUAACCUUUAAAAUAAAAAAUCACAAUGUAUUCUCUUCUUAGUAAAUAAACCUAUAAAAGCGUUUUUGUUAUUGUAACGGAACUCCCCGUACUACGACUGAGUACCUUCCAUUGAUGGACGCUUCCUAGCCUGCGCGAGGAUCACAAGCACCGCACCGGACGUCACAACCACUGCAGACUCCACCACCGCCGUAGCUUAACUGGAGUCUCGCUGUCUUCUGUCCACCCUGGAUCAGCUUCUGUCCUCCAGGACCGUGUGGGGAAGACCUCUCCUCCAGGAGAGCGUAUCAGGAACAAGCUCUUAAAAGAGCUAAGUGAUUAAAGCUCAAGGGAGUAUGCAGAGCAUAGCAAUCCCCAGUGUGAUUAUAGCAGUUCCCUCCAAUAAAGAGACAAGGCUACGUUUUGAAGGGUAAAGAAGAACUGUGUUUAAUUAGCACCAAAGGGCCUUCUUUUAUGGAGGUCUUACACAUACAGGACCGCCCACAGGGUUUUUCAGAAGAACCAAUAAAAAUAUUACAACACGUACAAUAAAGUAAACCACUAACAGAAUAAAUCCUCCCCUCUGCUUGUGAUGCAAUUAUCUCCAGACAAUAGACUAACUUAAUUAUCACUGGCAGAAAAAUACAGUAUUAUAAAACAUAUCACAGGGACCCCAAAACAUGCAAUAACCCCAUUUGGAAGAUACGGUUUAAUGCAGAUUCCGCAGAACAUAUACAGGCUAUAUGAAAAAUAAUUACUGUAUAAUGUGUCCCCUGUUGUAUAGUUUAAAACUACUGCACGAUGUCUUUGUGCACCAAAUACCCGCGAGAUGGCACCAUGUAGAAAAGUCCAAACAGUGUCUGUGAGUUAAAAUGGCCGCCAUCCAUUGUUCUCACCAUGUGCUUCAUCCAUUGUUCUCACCAUAUGCCUCUGAUACAUGAAAUUGUGGCCACCCAGUAACUCCACAGUUUGUCUGAUAGUCUAUCCAGCCGAACCAACAGAUGAAACACAUGGGGAACAGUGCAACAAAGGGAAUCAUAAAAAAUAUGGACAAUAGUCAUAUUUGUGCACUAUCUCCAGUUUCGUCACAGGGCACAAAUAGUGUUUUCAAAUGCCAUAUAUCCCAGGGCCAUAGUUAUGUGGCAGGAGGCUGGCAAUCAGUCCUCUCCAAUGCCCAGUGGCAAAUGGCAGUUUGUCACAGUUAUGUUUUAUAGUUCGUGUUGUGUAGACUGUCCCUUUUACCAUUGCAUCUAUUAUGAGCUUCUCUUCCCGGCAGUUAACAUGUUUUAUGCCAUCUUGUUCCGUGUAAAAUGUUUUGUUCUACAUUCCUUCAUAGCCACUCCUGCCCAGGUCCUCAUGUAGUGGAGGUAUGACUUUCUCAAGCAUUUAUCAGAUCAGUCUUCCUGCAAAGAAGUUAAUUCUCUGUAAUCUACUAUACAGGAAGCUAAAAGAUUUACUGAUAUUAGUGUUAUAUCUCUAUUUUCGAUUCACUUUAAAAAGGUCCGCUUGCAAAUGUCGACUAUGAAAAGAUCUCCACCAUUGCAGCGACAUCAUGAUGAUGUUACAUCUUUAAAAAGACUACAACACCACUAUAGUGCAGUUUAGUUGACCGUUGUCAUUGAAAAAGUGUACCUGAUGCUGCAAUGAUGCAGGGUCCAAUAAAUGUUUCUUUCAGCUUAUUUUAGGAGUUUAUGUGUAUUUAUGGUGAAAUAACGUUGAAUUCAUGGUUGACUUCAUCUCUCUCAUUCUGUCUCUGCUUCAUCUCCCAGUAAAGCACAUCUAUGUAAUGCUAAAAUAAUUUGCCUCACCCCACAGAGGGUAUAUUUACUAAUGGAAGGUCAUCAAUGGAACACUCCACUGCCGAAAUUGAAAUUUUUUAAAAAAAAUAAAAAGAUAAUCACUGUUGCCUCAGGGGAGCUAACAAAAGGAGGUUGCAAACCUCUCUGGCUGUUUGAUUGAGUUCCAUAGUUAAUUUAUAAAAGUGCUGAUUUCUCAUAGAAAUGGUCACUUUUACAAACUGGGUUUAAACUAGGAUAUUCCUCACACAUAAAGCACUUCCGCAAGCUGAAAUUCAUUUGGGGUGUGAAGUGGUCCUUUAAGUUACAAUUGUCACAUCAAAACAGUUUUUUAAUAUAAUAUUCCUUUUAUCAAGCUUCAAAAAAAUAUAGAUUGUUUAAAAAACAAAACAAAACAAAAAGAGAAAAACUAAUCUGUACCUUUAGUAUUUGACAGUAUCCUCAGGGCCAGAUUUGCCAUAAGGCUACCACCUUGGUGUAGUAGGCGGGAGAGGGGCUGCAUGGCCUGUGGGAGACCACAAAUCUUCCUCACCCACCAGCCCAUUCUCCUGCACUGGGUCCAAACUAAUGGGGAGAACUUCUUGGCCCUGUUCGAUCUCCAUCACUGGCCCUGAUCUAUUGCAGUUACCGCAACAACACUCUGAUACAAUUCCCAGCGCAGGCCAGAAGGACAACCAGGGAUUAGGAUUACUCCCCUCCAAUAUUGUCCCGCAGUUGAAAAGAGAACUACAACCACCAAUCUAAGCUCAAAACCAGAUAUAAAACAAAAUAAUAAAUACACUUAUAUGCACACCAAAAAAAAAACCAUCAACAAAAAAACAAAACAAAAUAAAACCAAAAACAAUAACUACAUACAAAACAAGUGAAAAAUAAUGCAAAAAUAAUACAUUUAGUAUAAAUGAAAUAUUGCACAUAAAUACCUGGCUGUAAAUAAACAAUCAUGAGAUGCAAUGAGAUUUAAAAAAAAAUUGCUAAGUUAAUCGAGGAUAGCAAGUAGAAUUCAGAUUCACAAGGGUCACUUGCAGAGGCUUAACUAGCAACCACAACCUGUCCCCCCUCACAUGUGUCUCAUCUCUACCAAACCCUUUCAUGUGUCUCAUUCUCCCCCUCCCCCAACCUCUCCAUGUGUCUCAUUACACCUUUCCAUGUGUCUCAAUUAUCCCCAGUACCUCCUUGGUUCAAUUUCGCCCCCCCCCCAGUCCCUUCCUUGUUUCUCAGUACCCCCCAGUUUCUAUCAUUAGUACAUUUUCUGUUCCAUGUGUUAAUCCCCCUCUCCCCCAUGUGUCUCAAUCAUGUAACAACUAUAUAUUGUUUCCAAGAUAUACCUAAUCACAGGUGGAAGCCUUCUGAAUGCAUCAAUACCUAAGGCUAUGAUGUCGAUUGUGUACUGACAUUAAGUCCAAUAUGGUUAAAUUUAUAAUAAUUGUGCCACCAUGGUCUGUCAAAUGCCAUGAUGGAACUGAAGAAAGUUAUUGGUCAUACAAUGAUGUGGUUACAAUAGGUUAGUCUUCAAACUAAAAGAAAUUGGUCUAGAUGAAUAUUCUUGUUCUUGGGUAGAACAUUGGAUUAAGGAUAGAGUACAACAAGUUGUCAUUAACGGUAAAUUUUGAAGCUGGACAAAAGUGGUAAGUGGUGUCCCUCAGGGUUCUGUUUUGGGACCGCUUCUAUUUAACAUAUUUAUAAAUUAUCUUGAAAUAGGCAUUAAUAGCCAUGUUUUAGUGUUUGCAGAUGACACAAAACUUUGUAAAGUAAUAAAAUGUGAGCAGGAUAUUUCUUUGUUGCAGAGGGAUUUAGAUAGAUUGUGGAACUGGGCACUAAAAUGGAAGAUGAAAUUUAAUGUAGAGAAAUGCAAAGUUAUGCACUUUGGAGUCAAGAAUGCACAAGCAACCUACACCCUAAAUGGUAGUGAAUUAGGGGUAACCACACACGAGAAGGAUUAGGGAAUUGCUGUUGAAAACAAAUUAGGCAGCAAUAUGCAAUGUCAAUCUGCAGUAAGAUUUUGUCAUGUAUAAAUAGGGGCAUAAAUUCUCGGGAUAAAAAUAUAAUUUUGCCUCUUCAUAAAUCACUGGUAAAACCACACCUUGAAUAUGCUGUGCAAUUUUGGGCACCUGUACUAAAGAAGGAUAUCAUGGCACUAAAAAAGUACAAAGACGAGCUACAACAUUGAUAAAAGGAAUGGAGCAUUUUAGUUAUGAAGAAAGGUUAAAGAAUUUAAAUCUCUUUAGUUUGGAAAAACGGCGCCUCAAAAGGGAUAUGAUAACUUUUUACAAAUAUAUUCUGGGCAAGUACAAACUAUUAUCUGGAAAUCUAUUAAUUAACAGGGCUAUACAUAAGACACCAGGUCACGCAUUUAGGCUGGAAAAAAACGAGAUUUAAUCUAAGGCAAAGAAAAGUUUUUUUUUACAGUAAGAACUAUAAGGAUAUGGAAUUCUCUGCCUGAAGAGAUGGUUUUAUCAGAGGCCAUACAGAUGUUUAAAAAGCAAUUGGAUGCAUUUAAAAAAACAAACAAAAAAAAAACCAGGGAUAUCAUUUUUCAUUAGUGUGAUAAUAGCUGCUGGAUCCAAGGACAAAUCUGCCAUUUUGGGGUCAAGAAGGAAUUUUCCUAGUUAGUUGCAAAACUGGAAGCACUUCAGACUGUGUUUUUUGCCUUCUUUUGGAUCAACAGCAAAAACAUAUGUAAGGAAGGCUGAACUUGAUGGAGGCAAGUCUCUUUUCAGCUAUGUAACUAUGUAAUGUUGCGGCACUAUGUCUGUUAGUACAUUACAACAAACUGGACAUUGUAGCAACACUCCAUAUAGUGACACAAGACUAAGCACCUAACUGGGUUAAUGUUUAGCAAACCAUUAUAGGCAUUUCUAACAAAGUUAAAGAGUAACAAUUUUACAGUGCUAGCAAGUGACUACUUCCAUGGUCCUAAUAUGAGGAUCGCGAUAACUAAGACUAGUCUAACUGUCCCUCUCCAUGCCUUCGAGGGUGUCUAUCUCUGUAGCUAGAUUACUAAGAUUAACUGAAACAUUCCUAUCAUUGUCACUGAUGCACAAUUGUUAUAAAUUCAACCAGCAAUAUUGGACUUAAUGUCAGUACACGAUCGACAUUAGCCUUAGUUAUUGGUGCAUUCAGAAUGUUUCUGCAUGGGAAAAGGUAUACCUUGAAAACUAAUAUAUCCUUGAUACUAGUACUACACUUAGGAGGCAUGACCUUUUCUUUAUAUUACUCUCUUAUGAAAAUAUUCCAUCCCUAGCCCGACGACUGUUACAGCUAUAAAGCCAUCUACUUACCUAUUGUAUCGACAGGUUUAAGGGAACUAUAUUUAUGCAAUCCUACCCGCCAACCUUACUUGUGAUAACUCCAGAGCAGUCUGCCUUUGCUACACUUUACCGACUAUUUUCAGCAGGCAACAUUUACUAGACCAUCCUGUUAGUACAUUAUCAUUUUGUUUCUCUAAUCAAUUAUAAGGCAAUAUGUCACUUACAACUAUAUUUGUACAUACACCUUUUUUUGUAUAAAUUUAUAAAUUUUGUGUUUAGUUCGGAGAGUUUCUCCAUUUUUUUCUCUAAGAUAUGUGGGGCCAUAUCACUUUUACUAAUUUGCUAAUAAAAGAUAAGCUUUAACAAUAUCCAUUGUUGAGCCUUUCCCACUACCCUCACAAACACUUCACUCUUCGUACUUUUUAUAGGAGUGUGCGUCUAGCUCAUUGUGUGUUUUUUAUUUUUAGUUUUUUUACUUCUAUUCUUUUUCCUCUCUUUGGGUGGCCUUUAUUAUAGUAAUUUUCAAUGAACAGUACAUUUUAAUAUAGCUGCACAAACUCUUAUUGUGAAUAUCAUUGAUAUUUGGUCUAAGGAGUGCAUUUACUUUUCACAUACGCAUGCACACUAACAGUAAAUAAUAAUAAGUGAGGAUUUAUUUCCAUCUCUUGGCCAUUUAUAUGUUAAAAUGUUUUUAUCAUUUUAACAUAUAAAGACAGCUCACUGCAGAAGUGUGCCAAAUCUGUGUUACAAAAGCAGUGAUACAAAGUCCAUAACAAAAGUAUAUAACUACGGAACAUGGAUUUAUCUCAAUGAAGCAGAAAACAAAUAAGAAAGAAAAGGCCAAACAAAAAAAAAAUCAAGGAAGCUCACCAGACAUGAGUAAAUAUAGGUGUAAUAUAGGCGUAACCGGUAUUAGAAAUGAGAAAUGAAAAGUUAUACAUGGAUUCAAUUCACAAGCCUAUUAAUGAAAUGUGCUCAAUUUUAUCCACUUUAAAAUGUUUUGUAGGAACAGAAACAUUGAGCCCUCCAGUCCCAUAAUCUCUGAUGAUGUUUCUAGAACACCUUAAAGUGUCACUCCAGACCCCUAAGCAACUUUAGCUUGCUGAAAAUUUGUGUGUGAAGAGUGUGUCCUCUUUUUUUUAUUUUGCAAAAAGUGCAGAUUUCAAUAGAAAUGGACAGUUUUAUAAAUUAACCUGGUUACACCCUCUUGGCUUUCAAGCAGACAACAGGUAAUGUUACUUCCUGGUUUCGUUAGCUCGAUGCAGUUGACCUCAAGAGGCAGCAAUUGCCCAGAGCAUCUGACUUACAAAGACUUCUUAUUGAACUGUAUUUGCAUGUCUGUGAUUGGACAGUGACAAAUUCUUUGCGGGGUUAGAAGGGGAGGGCAUGCAAAGGCAGCAAACAAGAGAACUGCAGGUUUUGCAAGCUAAUUUUAGAUAUAUUCCCAUGAAAAAUUGCACAAUUAAAUGCAUGCAGGUUUUCAUUUAUGGUAUAUCUACUAAACAGUGAUUUUAUUUAUUUUGCAUUUGGGCAGUGAAGUGUCCCUUUAAUAGUAUUUCUCCACAAUUCUCAGUUUACUGCUAUGUAACUUACGUGAUGGAUAAUUGACCACAGAAAUACUUUACUUGUUACCUUCUUAAAUGAGGUUGUGGUUGUAUAGCAGAAGCACUUUUUUGCAAUUUACCGAAGGUCUAAAUAACUAGGAUUUGAGAGACCUCCCAGCCCCAUAAGAGGUUAGCAUAUUUAUAGUGCUUGGAGUGUCCCUUUAAUAUGAAGACAAUUGCAUUUUAGUUAGGCAACUUGAUAUCUGCUGGAUAGAUCUAAGACCCGUUUCCAAAGCAUAUUUAUUUACAAAUCAACAGACGAUAUGGAAAGCAUAACAAAGAGACUUGAAAAGCUGGUUUACAGUAUCUAAGAAUUCAUCUCCUCACACUUGUCCAAAGAAUGCAUUGCACAGUUCCCCUAAUGGCGAUUCCAACCAGAAGCAAAAUAUGUAAUUUUAUAACACAUAUCCACUGUCAUCUUGUUUUGAAUAUUUCAUUAUGCAUUCCUUUAAAUUAGUUUGUUAUCUCUAUGUCUAUAUAUAUAUUUUUAAAUUUGACAUUUUUUUAUUCAUUUUUACAACAGAAAGCAAAGAGUAAUAACAUCAUAGCUUCAUACAUCAUAAAUCAUCAUAUCAAAAAAUACAGUACUACAAUUUACUGUGAAUAUAGGAUUGUUGUUAGAAAAGAAAAGGAACAUAAUGUACAAUAGCUUGUAAAAUGCAGUAUGUUAGACCCAAUUACUACCUCCAGGCAGGGCCGGACUGGGAAAAGAAUUCGGCCCAGGCAUUUUCCAAUUACAGCGGCCCCCUAAGAAGGGGGCAGAGCCAUGGAGGCUGUGUUUUGCCAUCACUAAUGACAAGCACGCCCCCUCCCAAACAGAGCAUGUUGGUUCAAUGCGCAGAGCCCCGCUGAAGAGCACUAGCAUGAGAAAAAGGCCCUGUAUUUGUUCUGCGCAGCGCAAGCAAAUUUAAUAACAUGCUUGCGCUGUUUUUGCUUUUAACUUGUCUCCGGUGUCUCCAUAAGUGGGAUACCAGAGGACAAAAGGGCCAGAAAAGCGUAAGGUGCAUGUGUUUGGAGCCUGCUUGUGGGAUUGCGUGUGUGUAGAGUGAGCUGAUUGUGGUGUGGUAUUGUGUAAAUAGGUCGAUUUAAUUCGUGUUUGUGGUGUAAUAUGUGUGGCUAGGGGCUGUAGAGAAUGUGUGUAUAGGGGAUGUAGCGAGUGUGUGUGCAUAUAGGUGAUGUAGUGUAUGUAGGGGUUGUAGAGAGUGUAUAUGUUUAGAGAAUGUUGUGUGUGCAUAGGGGAUCCAGAGUUUGAAUGUCAGGAAUGUAGUGUGUGUAGGGGAUUUAGUGUGUAAAGGACCCAGAGUGUGUAUAGGAGAUUGUGUGUGUGUGUGUAUGUAGAGGAUUCAGAGUGUAUAUAGGGUGUGAUCCUUGUCAGCAGGUAGCACGGUCCUCUAGGGCAAAAACAUGCACAGUCCUUGUAAUUGCAUAUAAUCCAGUCACUUUAUUUGCAAAUCCACACAGGAUACAGCAGUAAAUUAAAACAUAAAUGUAACACAAAACCCUAUAAACAAAAACCUAGCUCGGUCUGAGCACUAACUCACUUUGAACAUCCCUCUCUAUCAGGGUUAAACUAACAAAACAUAUGGCACCAACCUUAUUAGUUAGCAACACUCUGCUGGCUAGCCUGUUGCUUUCCUUUCUGCACUCCUAGUGCUCCAAGCCAGCCUUGACUGCUUCCUCCUGCACUCCCAGUGCUCCAAGCCAGCCUUGACUGCUUCCUCCUGCACUCCCAGUGCUCCAAGCCAGCCUUGACUGCUUCCUUUCUGCACUCCCAGUGCCUAGUCUCCUUGACUCUCUGUCUGGAGAGAAAAGCCUCUCUCCUACUUGCUUCCUGGGAGGAAGCCAGCAAUCCCUCUCCUUUACCUGCCUAGCAGGGAGGAGUUUAUUCCCACUGCAACUGCUCAUUAACUGCAGCUGAGCAGUGGGUUGGAGACUAUCCAAAAAACCCUGGCCUGGAUCCAUGUCUCCCCAGAAAACCACUAAACUGUGGAGUGGAGCAUUGGCCCACCCUUUCCUCCAAAUGCUCCACCCCAGGGGCCCAUAACUAAACAGUGUUUUGUGUUGCCUACAACACAUCCUACACAUACUCCCCCUGGGGUUAAAUGUUAUAGGCCUAUCUGCCUUCACUUUAUCACAAGGGUAAGGGAUCUAGCGUGUAUCUGUAUAGUAGUGCAGUGUGAGGGGUGCUGUAGUAUAUAAAUAUAUAUAUAUAUGCUUGGACAUAUUGUAUGUGUGGGGGCGCAGUGUGUUGGAUGUGCUGUGUGUAUGUGUGAAGGGUGCAGCAUAUGUGUGAGGGGUGCAGUGUGUGUAAGAGGGGUGCAGUGUGUGUGUGUGUAAGAGAGGUGCUGUGUGUCUGAGGGUGUUCUUAUCUGCCGUCACAUUCUAUGUUUCUAAUUUUCUUUGUCUGUUAAUUCACUGAGGGUUAUUUUAUAUAUUAUAUAUAUAUGUAUGUGUCUGUGUGUGUGUGCAGUAUAUGUGUGAGAGUGUGCUAUGUGUGAGAGUGUGCUAUGUGUGUGUGAGGGCGCUGUGUGUGUCUGAGGGUGCUGUCUGCUGUGUGUGUCUGAGGGUGCUGUGUGUUUGUGAGGGUGCUGUGUGUGAAUAUGUUUAUUUAAAUAUGUAUUUAAAAAAAAAAACUUUAUAUCCCCCUCCCUUCUUACCUGGGAGGGGGGAGCCGUGCUGCCAUGGAGGGGGGACCAUGCAGCCAUCCUUGGUGGUCUUAGUGGUGAGAGUGAACUCUAGCCUGCAGGGCUAGAGUUCACUCUGGCAAGAUCUGAGUGUUGCCGUGGUAACCCGUGUCAACGCUCCGACCUCGCAAGAGGAACCUGGUGGCGCUGCUGGCUAGAGCUCCCGGGGUCCUCUGCUGCUGCCCUCCGGCCGCAUAUCAGUGCUGGCUCUGCAUGGGCAGACAGGGGAGCAUUUGCCCGGUAUGCCCGAUGGCCAGUCCAGGCCUGUCUCCCGGUAAUUCCGGAAGAGCCUGACAUGUGUGAGGAGUACAAUAAAAAUAUAAAGAAGAAUGCAAAGACUAAGAAUAUAACUAUGCUAAACUAUAUACAUAGUGGGUACAUUCCAGAGAUGGCAAGACACUAGAAAAUCAUGAAAGAAAAAUAACUUAAUAUUAAUGGACAUGGGGCACAGCUGCCAAGAGUAAAUCAUAUCCUCUUGGGGGUUCUACCACUGUAUACCUGUUUAGUAUGGGUGCUACCUCAACUCCCUCCUAAUACCCUCAAAUAGGGAUAGUCGUGAUGCCAUCCAUUAAGCCCAUUCCAAUACUUAUUGCAGAUGUUUGCAGUCAUCUCUGUGUGUUUCCCCUGUCUUAUUUGUCUGCAUGUCUUAACUUCAUAAUCCUAAUUUAUAUUAAUUUGCCUGAGCAACGCUGCCUUAGUAGGUACUUUGUUUUCCAUGCUCUAGCUAUCAAUGUGUUGGCCGCUAUUUAAGUCUGGAAUAUGAAUUUCCGUUCAAUUCAAGGUGUUGCUGCUGGCCACGUAAAAAGUAGGAACAAAUCUGGAGUCAAUGUAAGAGGCUUUUGCAUUUAUUUAGUUAAUAUCUCCUAGUUGCGUAGAAUAGUGUAAGUCCACCACACAUGGUACAUCAUGCCUUUCUCCCUUUAACAUCUCCAGCAUAUGUUAGAUGCAAUCAGAUAGAUGUGUGAUAACCUAAUUGGAACUAGAUACCACCUAUAUUGCAACUUUCUCAUAAGUUCCAAGUGAGAAGCACAUUUAGUAUGUGCUACAAACGCCUUCCUCCAUUUUUCAUCGGAUAAGCGAUGCCCGAACUCUGUAUGCCAUGCUUCAAUAAAGCACACUGUGGCAUUCAUCUGAUUGGUCAUCAAGAAACUGUAGCUAAUUGAAAGUAUUCUUUUCAUGGAGCUCGCAAGAUGCACAGGGAUUCAAACUUGGUUAACGUCUGGUUCCCAAUACUGUGUAGUGUUUUCGGUAAGAUGGUAUUUAGUUGGAGAUAUGUGAAAAUUGCAUUGUUAGAGAGCCUAAAUUGUAUUUGUACAUCUGGAAAGUGUUGGAGGAUGUUCCCUUGAUAUAGUUUGUGUGUGGGUGCAUCCCUUGGGAAUCUAUGUGAUAGAAUUACAUGUGGGGUUGCCUAGAUAGAUUCAAUUCAGGAGUGUAGCCAUUGAGAGGAGUCCAACCCGCACAGUGAUAAUCUGGAUGUGCCUUAUACAUGUAUUUGUAAUUUAGUAGUAGGUAGCAUAUUAGGGAAUGUAGGUAAUGAUUUUUUAGGGACCCAAAAUAAGUAGUGCAAGCCCUAUCUACAAGCGCAGUAUGAUUCAAUGGCCACCCAUUGGGGCAUACCCUGUAUUAGGUGUGUUGUCACUAAUGAGGUCAAACUUGACCCUUUGUUAUAGGUUCUCAUGUUAGGCAUACACAGACUUUAUUGGGUUCCGAAGUGUUUUCGAGGACACUCUGACUUUUCCCCCUGACCACAUGAAUUUUACAAGGGACUUUCGUAAAUCUAGCAAGUACGUUUUUGGAAGUGAUAUUUGAAGGGUGCUUGUCAGGUAUUGGAAUUUAGGUAACAGGGAGGAAUAUUCCCUCCAAUCACUGAAAGAUGUUUACAAAGUCUUGCAGUAGCGUUCUAUAGUUUAAAAGACAGUCAGGAUUUCUAGUGAAGAAAAAGGCCGACUUUAAACCAUCCAGUCUUCCCCUGUCUAGUCCCACAGUUAGGGUUUGUGUUUUGUACACAUUCAAUUUAUAAUAUGAAUAUUUCCCAUAUUCCUGUAUUUGUUGUGUUAGAUUAGGCAAUCUGUGGCUUAGUUAUUGUGAGAAGGAUAUCGUUCUGUCUCCAAUCUGCAAUCCACGGAUGCAGCUAUUAAUUAUUACGAAUGCCGACUAUCAAGGACAUAUAUAAUAGUGAGGAUAAAGGGCAACCCUGCCUGGUCCUGUUAGAAAUGCGAAAAGGGUCUGAAGUGAGUCCUGCUUAUAAUACUUGAGUGACUGAUACCAUUUAUAUGCUCUGACCACUGAUAUAAAGUCCUCUGGUAUUUUAAACCUACAAAGGAUAGCUUCUAGGAACCUACAAUUUAGUAGAUCAAGGCUUUGUCGAUGUCUAGGGAUAGGAUCCUUGUCGUCUGGCCACAAAACCCACCUGAUCAUCAUUUAUGAUCUAUGGUUAGAGUUUCCCUAGUCUAAGUGCGUAUAUUUUUGCAAAUAAUUUUGCGCCUGCGUUCUGAAGCGAUAAUAUUAGCUGAAAGUUUUAUGGACAGGUAGGAGGCUUGCCUGGCUUUUGCAAUGUAACAAUGUGCGCUAGCAUGGUUUCAGAGGUAUUUGUUGUGUGGAAACUGCUUCGGUAAAGAUUUGUACCAAAUGAGGAGCUAAGAUAUCUUGGAAUUUUUUAUAAAAUAAGAAUUGACAAAGCCAUCCAGGCCUGGUGCUUUCCCAGUGGGCAAAGAUCUAAUCACACUGAAGACCUCCUCUGUCUUUAGUGGAGUUUGUAAAUCUGCCUGUUGUCGUUGCGUGAGUUGCGAUAACGGUAUUUGGGUCUUUAUGUCUAUAUUAAUACCUUUUUCUUUGUAACAGUAAGACAGUGUCUUCUGAAUAUUGAUAAAGUGUGUUAUUUUUGCAUUUUGCAUUUUUGUUUUUCUACAUUUAAAGUUCUCCUUUAGGAAGGAAAAUUGUGUUAAAGUGAAACUAUAGUCCAAAAUUAUCCUUUAUUUUUAAUUCAUUCAUGAAAAUUAUGCAAAAAAUAUAUAUUUAAUUAUUUGGCCUAAGUAGCCAAACUAAAGGCAUAGCUGAGAGACUGAAUGUUUCCAGUUGAGAUAUUUUGACAUUACAUUUGAAUGUUUCCCUUAUUAAAGAAAUCUUACACUGCAACUAAAUCCCCACUAUUUCUGCUAAAGUCAUGUAUUUUUAAAAUAAAUCUUUACAUUUUGUGAUCUCUGAAGCUGAUGUUUAGCGAGUAAGUGCACUGGAUUCUGUGUGAUAUGCAGUUUGUCAUGAAUAUGUUUGUUCUUUACAGUGAUCAUUCUUGAGAUGAAAUCUCCAGGUUGUUAUUAUGGUCACAAGGAAGCUACAAUUUCUACCCAUCUGUGAAGUAUAGUGUUGAAAGCAUGUCAGGAGGAUGUUGCUUUAAAUGCCUUUUCUUGAAUUUAGAGUUCCUCAUUUGAAACGAGGAACAGGAUGUAGAAAGAUUACUGUAGGCAACUGGUGAAAAGGGGACAGAAAGGGAGACAGCUGAGCAUGGAGCCCCUGGUAAGAACACACCAUUGCGGUGAUUCACUGAGGUUUGGUGUGAUCCAGUGUCAACCACUGUGUAUUAUUUGAGCCAUAUAGGUAUAUGGAGUGUGAUACCUAUCAUUAAAGGUGAACUUGUCAGUGUAGUUAGCCUAAACUCAGUGCAGUCUAGAUUACGAAUAAUAAGGGUCUUGGUCAUUUGCCACUGAUGGUUUGGCCCAGCUGUCCUGCUUGCACUAUUUUGGCAUGGCCAAGGAUAAUAGGAGUUGUAAGGUAAGCAACAUAAUUACUAACCCAAUGCCUAACACAUUAACCCAUAAAUUUUAACUCAAAUGCUUACCCAUGAUCUUUAUCCCUAAUGCUAAAAUUGUAUAUUCCUAGCACUAUGAGUAUUCUAAACUCAAUCGUAUACUUGUGCUCAGUAAUUAGGUUCAGGUUCUGCUAUUAACAUAUAUUGUUUUUGUUUUACUCUCUAAACACAUAUUUUAACUUUUUCCACUUUGCCUCUUUCAAGACUGAUUGUGGCAUAAAUGUUAAAUGCUGAGCAUAUAUUUUCUUGGCAUGACUGUUGAUCAUGGGUCUGCCUUUGCUUUCUGCCCUUUCAUUUCAAAAUUUACUAUCUGUUAGUCUGGUGCAUAGCUGGACUUUAUACUGCUGUUGGCAUAUAUUAUUUUUAAUUGCGAACCUUGGUGCUCUCACAGCUGGGACCCUUCUCUCCCUCCUUCUUUGCAAUAUUCCACUAAGUAACAGGUGUACCAUGUCAUAUCAGGCAGCUCCAUUCAUUACUACAAUCAGUGCCAUCUUAACAACAUUAUGGGUCCUCGGGCAAAGCAGUGUACCACUUCCUACACAACCAGUUACAGGAAUAAAAAUGUAAAUUAUCGAUAAAUUUAAGCUUAUAUUUAUUGGUACCUCCAACAAAUGCAAUACAUUAAUACACACAGACUUCUGAAUACGCACACACAAACUGCUGAAUACACACACAUGGACUGAUGAAUACACACAGGCAGGGCCGGUGCAAGGAUUUUUGCCGCCCUAGACAAAAGUAAAGUUUGCCGCCUCCCAUAUGACAUCACAAUGCCCCAUGUUAACUAACGCAAGUGCUGCAUUGCCGUCGUGUUUACAUUAAAAGGCCUGCAAGGACAGGCUAUAGACACCAGAACCACUACAUUAAGCUGCAGUGGUUCUGGGGACUAUAGUGUUUCUUUAAUGUGAGGUAAAUUAGAGAUUAGUGCCACGAAUAAUAUACUAGAUUGCCUACUUACAACCAGAUGAGGAUGGUGAUGGGCUCUAGCUGCAGUCUGGCUCCACCCGUCUGGUGUAGAACAGGCUCUCUGGAGGCUGUUUGUGUUCUGGGAGAAGGGGAAGCAGCUCCAUUUUUUUAAGGCCCUUUACACAGCUCAAGGUCUGGGCCCCAGGGUCCACCUUCAUGUUCCACCAAUUAGUUUGUUCACAGGAGUAGGGGAUGUCCUGACAUGUGUGUAAGGAAUGCAUUGUGUGAAUCUGUGUUUGUAUGUGUAAGGGCUGCAAUGUGUGUUUCUAUGUAUGUACGGGAUGCAGUGUGUGCGUCUGUAAGGGGUGCAUUGAGUGUGUGUAAGGAAUGCAUUGUGUGUUUCUGUGUGUGUAAGGGAUGCAUUGUGUGUAAGGGUUGAAUUGCUUGUGUGUGUGUGUGUGUGUGUGUGUCUGUGUGUGCAAUGCAUUGUGUGUUUUUCUGUGUGCAAGGGGUGCAUUGUGUGUGUGUGAUAUGUCAAUCUCUCCCCCCUCCCUUGUCACUCUCUUCUCCCCCUCUCCCUCCCUCGUCACUCUCUUCUCUCCCCCCCUUGUCUCUCUCUUCUCCCCCCUUGUCCCUCUCUUCUCCCCCCUCUUGUCCCUCUCUUCUCCCCCCCUCCCUUGUCACUCUCUUCUCCCUUGCGUGUCCCUCUCUUCUCCCCCCUCCCUUGUCACUCUCGUCUCCCCCGUUGUAACUCUCUUCUCCCCUCCCCACUCUCAUUCCCCCUCCUAACCCUGUCAAUUCCCCUCCCUGUCAAUUUCUUCCCCCCCACCUUGUCAAUUUAUUUUCCCCCCUUUCAAUUUAUUCCCCCCACCCUGCCUGUCCAUUUAUUCCCCCACCCUGCCUGUCCAUUUAUCCCCCCUCCUGUCCAUUUAUUCCCCUCCCUGUCCAUUUAUUUCCCCCCUCCUGUCCAUUUUAUUCCCCCUGUCCAUUUAUUCCCCCUGUCCAUUUUUAUUCUCCCCUCCUGUCCAUGUGUUCCCCCCUCCUGUCAUUUAUUCCCCAGAUCCAUUUUAUUCCCCCCUCCUGUCCAUGUAUUCCCGUCCCUGUCCAUUUAUUCCCCUGUCCAUUUAUUCCCCCACCCUGUCCAUUUAUUUCCCCUUCCUGUACAUUUUAUCCCCACUCCCUGUCCAUUUUAUUCCCCGAUCCAUUUAUUCCCCCCCUCCCUGUCCAUUUAUUCCCCCCCUGUCCAUUUAUUCCCCCCUCCCUCCUGUCCAUUUAUCCCCCCCCCUCCUGUCCACCCAUUCCCCCCCUCCCAUAAUCCAUUUUAUUUCCCCCCAUCCAUUUAUUCCCCCCCUCCUGUCCAUUUAUUCCCUCCUGUCCAUUUAUUCCCCGUCCAUUUAAUUCCCCCCUGUCCAUUUAUUCCCCCUGUCCAUUUUAUUCCCCAUACUCCCUGUCCAGUUUUAUUCCUCCCUGUCCAUUUAUUCCCCCCACCCACCCCCUACCUCAGUUGUAGCAUGGCCGAGCCCUGUAUGAACCGCGGGUACAGGGAGCGUUUGUUUCCUGUACCCGGCCGGACUAAAAGGAAGUGAACACUCAGUGUUCACUUCCUGUUAGUCCGUCCGGGUACAGGAGACAGAUGCUCCCUGUACCCGCGGAUCAUACAGAGCUCGGCCACGCUACAGUGAGGGAGUGACAGGAGGGAGCGCUCAGCGUUUCCCUCCUGUCAGCCUCUCCUCAGGCUGCGCCCGGGCAGUGCGCCCUCAUGGACGCACCAGCCCGGGCAAAGCUGCAGCCGCCUGAGGCGCUCUACAGAGCGCUUGGGCGGCUGCAGCAUGAUGGGGGGCCGGCGCUCCUGGCGGCGCCCCUUCCCAAGGGGCGCCCUAGGCGGCUGCCUAGUCCGCCUUACAGGUAGCGCCGGCCCUGCACACAGGUUGCUGAAUACAUACACACAGAAUACUGAAUACAUACAUACAGACUACUGAAUACACACACAGACUGCUGAGUACACACACACAGACUGCUGAAUACAGAAAGACUGUUGAGUACACACACAGACUUCUAAACACAUAAACAGACUGCUUAAUGCACACAAACAGAGUGCUGAAUACAUGCAUGUAUACUGCUGAAUACAUGCACACAGACUGCUGAAUACAUUCACAUACUGCUGAACAUACACACACAGACUGCUGAACACACACACAAAUAGCUGAAUACACGCAGACAGACAGCAGUGAGGGGUGCAGUGUGUGUGUGAGGAGUGCUGUGUGUAUGGGGUGUCCUGUGUGUGAAGGGUGGUGUGUGAGUGAGGUGCUGUGUGUGUGAGAGGGAUGCUGUGUGUGAGGGGUUCUGUGUGUGAAGGGUGUGCUGUGUGUGUGUGAGAGAGAGGUGCUGUGUAUGUGAGAGGUGUACUGUGUGUGUGAGAGAGGUGCUGUGUGUGAGAGAGAGGUGCUGUGUGUGUGAGAGGGAUGCUGUGUGUGAGAGGGGUGCUGUGUGUGUGAGAGAGGUGCUGCGUGUGUGAGAGAGGUGCUUUGUGUUUGAGGGGUGCUGUGUGUUUAAGAGGGGUGCUGUGUGUGAGAGAGGUGCUGUAUGUGCUGUAUGUGAGGGGUGCUCUGUGUGUGUGAAGGAUGGUGUGUGUGUGAGUGAGAGGGGGGGCUGUUUUCCUAUUUCUGGGUAUUAUUAACUUCCACCUUUCCAUACAUGAGGUAUAUCUGGGUAUUAUUGCCUUCCACCUUUCCAUACAUGAGGUAUAUCUGGGUAUUAUUACCUUCUACCUUUCAAUACAUGAGGUAUAUCUGGGUAUUAUUAACUUCCACCUUUCCAUACAUGAGGUAUAUCUGGGUAUUAUUAUCUUCUACCUUUCAAUACAUGAGGUAUAUCUGGGUAUUAUUACCUUCCACCUUUCAAUACAUGAGGUAUAUCUGGGUAUUAUUACCUUCCACCUUUCCAUACAUGAGGUAUAUCUGGGUAUUAUUACCUUCUACCUUUCAAUACAUGAGGUAUAUCUGGGUAUUAUUACCUUCCACCUUUCAAUACAUGAGGUAUAUCUGGGUAUUAUUACCUUCCACCUUUCCAUACAUGAGGUAUAGUCUCGAGGACAUGGCUACUUUCCAUUUUGCCUUGGUUAAUUUGUCCUGGGACUGCUCUCCGGUAAUGGGUAUGAACCUACGUUUUUAUUGUUCUCAAUCAUAGUUCCCUUAUAUAUUUAUUUAGUUUGAAGGGGUUUAGUUGAAGAAAGCUUUAAAAAUCAGGGGUCACUUAUUGUUUCAUGUUUUUUUUAUAUUGUUGAUGGUGGUUUUGAUGCAUCCUGUAGUGUUUGAACUAUUUUCAACAGAAAACAAACUGUCAGCACACGUUUUACCAUGCUUUUGGACAUGUGUGGAAAAUGUAUUAUCUCUGUCCCAAAUGGUUUAAAAUGAUUUAGUGGUUAGCUUGAGAUGUUAGUGAAAUAAUUUCUUCAUGAUUAUUGCAGCAAAGGGAUAUUGUGAAACGUUAACGAAGAUGUAAAUGUUGUUGUCAUGGAUUAUGUGAUUGCUGUUUGAUACAGACAGUAAGGUAUUUUCAGUAUAUUACAAUAGAGAAAAAAUAAGCAGACCAUCAGUAAAUAAUCCAGCCCCUGACCCUCUAGUUUGGGUGGUAGGAUUUGGAUAUCCUCUGACCUUUUAUGAUGUCAGGAUGGAGUUGGGCAUUCCCUGACCUUUUAUGAUGUGAGGAAGAAGUUGGGUAUCCCUUGGUCUACUUUGUAACAAAUACCCUUCCACCCCACUAAUGUAUUAACGUUUCAACACCUGAACAUAUAAUGAUAGGAAGCUUUUUACCAAGCUUAGCAGCCAUCCCCCAAAUUCUCAGGCCAUCUCUUAAUUUAGCUUCUGAGGACAUUCCUGGUUGCUUGACAAGACAUUGUGCUUUUACAUUUACAUUGUUUUGUGUAACAGAUGAGGUACGGUGAGUGAAGCUCUUUGUGUUACCAUAAAGUGCACUACCUACCCUUCUGUGCAUUUUACUUCCUUGUCAAUGGACUGCAAUUUCACAAAAGCUUGUAGUUGUACAUACACCCACUACUGAUCAGAAUGUCAGACGCCCCCCAUGUACCACCACCCCAGACCACAGACCCCAUCCACUCUGCUUCUGUGGUUGUAAGGCUAAUUCAACACAUGUAUAGAAUAUAGUAUUUGUUAAUAAAGAACAUUACAUUUUUUAAGAAUAAAAAGUUCAUAGUGCAUUAAAUGAAAAAAUAACUGGUGAUGAAUUUAUGAAUGUCUUCAGAAGUUAUGAACAUUCAAACCAUAGAUUCAUGUACCCUUCCAGCAAUCUUCAGGCUACCAUAAGUCUUUCCAUAAGGACACAACCUUAAACUGUAUUUGCCUUUAGUAAAUAUGUGAAUUGCGAGUACUGCUGAAAAUUGUUAUUUUAUCCAAUCUGUACCAAAUUCAGUCUUGCAGUUUUUUAUUUGGGAUAUAUAUGCUAAACAGUGAUUAUUAUUUAAUUUGAAUUUGGAAUGUCCCUUUAAGGUCAUGACAGCCAAACUAAAAAUUUCUCUACGCCAGCAAUGCUUUCAGUUUUGCUACUCUGGCCUUUUAAUAUAUAACCCCCAUCCUGUUUGUAGGUUUUGCAUUGUGCCGUCAGUAGGGGGCAGUAAGGUCUAUCUAUGGAAAGUGAAGGAGAUAAUUAUUUUGGGCCACUUUGCAUUUGUUUAUCUUACACAAUUGUUUUGUAUUUGCUUUUACGUAACAUUCCCAGCUCUAUCUGGCAAAAACUCUAAAUUAUUUUCUGAAGGAUUUGCAGAGAAUCUUUUUUGGGGGAGGAGGAAGGCGCUACUUCUUGGUAAAAUGAAGGAGGAUAGAGACCUGUCUCCCUUUUAAUAUCCGAUAGGGAUAUCUAUCUGGCAUUCAAAAUGUUAAAGAUAAAGACUAGACAGUUCUAUAGUUAUUCACCACGUGUUAAGUGGAUUCAUUGUAAUUACAGGUUCCGCUUUAUAACACACUACACAGUGAUCAGAGUGCCUGUUAUUAACUCCAUCAUAGCUAGCAGACUGAAAGAUUGCUUACUAUUAACCCCUUCACAGACAUCACACUGAAAGCAUCUUGCUGUUAAUUCCAUUACAGCCACCAGACUGCUUUUUAUUAAACCUAUCACAGCUAUCAGACUGAAGGCUGCAUGGUAUUAACCCAAUCACAACUGAAGGUUUCUUACACCUUCACAGACCAAAGUCUGCUUUCUUUUAACUCUAUAACAGACACUGGCCUGAAGCUAAGAAUCAAAAGAAGUUUGCUGCCCUUCACCUUGGCCUCACUACUUUUUGGGUAGAAGCUAAGCUCAGCCCUCGCCGUCUAGUAACAGACGGGAAGCUCCAGUUCUGCUCUGUGUGUGGCUUGAUGUGCACAUCAAGCCUUGCAGCUGUUUUAGUAUUUUGCCUGUGACACGACUCUGCAACGAUUGCACCAUGACUGCACCACCACUGCACCGCAUCCCACCGUUGGCACCCCUGUUAGUUCUGCUACUGAUGACCAAAUCUCUUCCAAACAUUUACUGCCUGUGCUGCUUGCCAGAUCAACCUAAAUUGUGUUAAAAUUGUGAGGGGUUUUAUUCCCUUCCACGUAUGAAUAUAUUACCAAUCAAUAGCUCAAAAAAGUAAUGAACUGUUGCCAUGAAACAAUCAUUGCACCGUGGUCUAAGUGUGCCAUGGACGGCAUGGUGGAACUGGUAAAAACCCAGGUAGAAGUCGAAAUCAAGUCAUAAGUCACAGUGACGAAGUAAAUAAAAAGAUAAAUUAUAACAAAAUAAAAUAAAAAAUACACUUAUUUUGAAUGCUCAAUGGCACUUCUGUACAUUUUGCAAAUAAAAUUGUGUCCAACACUUAGUCAUAGCUAAAAUGUCCAAAAUUCUUGUCUCAGUCUCUCAGGAAUUCCCUUGCUAUAUAUAUAUUUUUUUGGGUAUUAAUGGCAUAAUGACAACAAAAACGUCCAAUCACAAUUGUGUGUUAGUAAAUGUAUACUUCGGGACUUUCCAUGAGUAUUUAAAAAACUUGGCAAACAUGAGUGGUGUCAGAUUUCUACAUGAGUAUUGGUUAAUUCACUUACUAUUUUCUUAUCUUCUGUCAAUCAUACAGUAAUCAUUUAAAUAUUUCAUGUUUUAAUUUAAUUGUAAUUUGUGGGUCAAAAGGUGUUUCCUAGAUUUUCUGUUAUUGUAAUAGUUUUUAUUUUUAACACUGGGAUAUUAUUACAAGAUUCAAGCAAAGUUCUUUAAGAAUUACAGAAAUUUGAAAAAUAAAUGUUCUUUGACAAAGAAAGAUAGAGGAGUUGAAUUGCAAAUUUCAGAUUAAAGUGACAGAUCAAGGACAACUUCCUAUAUAUUCAACAAAUGUAAGAACAGUGCACUACUUUUGGCACUAAGCACCAGUGCUGUGACAGGAAACUGCAAGCAUACGAUGAAAUACAGCUUAUUGCCUAGACUUUACCGAUACAGCUCAUUCUCUAGGCUUUACCAAUACAGCUCAUUCUCUAGACUUUACCGAUACAGCUCAUUCUCUAGGCCAGGCAUUGGCAACUUUCAUCACUGCAAAUGUUUUGGACUACUCCUUGCAUGAUGCUUUGCCAGCAUUAUGGGUGUAAGUGCAUUAUAGGUGAUGUAGCCCACAACAUCUGCAGUGCCGAAGGUUGCCUAUGCCUGCUCUAGGCUUUACAGAUGUGUGGGUAGGGCUGCACAAACAGAAACAAAGUGAUUAAACUUCUAAAUGGCAGUGAAUUGGACACUAAAACUGAAUCAUUAAAUGAAAGUUGUUUUGGUGACUAUAGUGUCCCUUUAAUGUAGUUAAACAUCAAUACUGAUACAGAAAUAACAAUACGAUAAACCACUGCAACCUAUCACUAUCAUUAUAGAGAUUUCUUAAAAAAAAAAAAUGUUUAAUGUAUAUUGAUGAAAAAUGGGUAAGAAAUUAAUAAUGUAGCGUUAGUUAUACAUUAAAACAAUGCAAUAUUAGUAGCAAUUUUCAAAAAGGAUGAUAUUAUUAUCAUUUAUAUAGCGCCAACAUGUUCUGCAGCACUGUACAAUUAUAGAAUGGGGAUAUUUGACAACCAGUUGCUGACAUACAAAAAGAUAUGAGGAAGGUGAAGAAAGCUCUGCUCAGAUGAGCUUAGAAUUUUGACUUGCUAAUAUCGAGCGCUCUGCACAUUGCAUGACAUUAAUUCCACGUAUUGCAGGAUACUACCAUUCCAGAUACCUGUUAGAGACUUAUUAUAUUCCAUAUUUAGUGGAAAUGCUCCAAAAUCAUGCAUUACAGGGCACUUAUUCUUGAAAUUACGGUUUUAAUUACUGACACCAUUCUUGAAUUACGGAAGAGCACUCACUUAAGUAACUUUAAUAGUUUUCAAUAAAGUGUGGAAAGACUCUGGCUACCGCCCUACCAAUAAUAAAUCCAAUGGGAAGAAAUGAUGUCCAGCACUCCUCCCAUUAGCAGCACCCUUUCAGCAAGGUUGGCUUUUUCAAGCAAUCAUUAUAUAUUAAGUUAAAAGAAGUCCUGUGCAUCCUUUCUUUCUACCACCCUUAAAAUGAGAGAAGCUUAACCACUUUUAAAUCUAUACUUGAUCUUACCUAACCUGCUACUGGCUGUUUAAACGUUAAAGGAGCACUCCAAGCACCAUAACAACUACAACAUUGCGGUUACUCCAUGUAAGUAAUGUUAUGACUUCUUUCCUGAGACCUGAAAGACGCACUCCAAACCUCCUCUCUGUAGGAAGGAGAGCUGGAAACCCCUGCUAGAAGUUUCUGUUAAUUCGGGCAGUGCGGUCAUCUGACGCUUUCCACUACUGGGAGAGUGAAGGUGUAGAAUGGUGCUUGGCAGACCACAGAUAAGAAGUCAAACCGUUAUUAAAAGGUUUGACUACUUGCAAUGAUGGGGGGUGCCAAAGCAUUCUUGGAAUCAUAACCACUACAACGUGCUGUAGCAUGUAAGAGUGUUCUUUUAAUGAGAUAUUAUAUUCCACCCACUGUCUCAUACUAGUACUACAGAGCUGAACGUAUUAGAGAAAUGGAAGAACUGUUAUUGACUCAAGAUUGGAGGAGCUGCUUAGUAUAUUCCAUAUGGACUAUAGAGUGCUUGGAGAAUUAUCUGGAAUACCCGACUGAUGGUGUUUGCUCCCCUAGUUCUUCUUUUAGAGUUGUCGUGUUUAUUGUUAAAUUAUUCACCAAGAUCUCAUACAGGAAGGUUGUCACAAUCAUAUCUAGAUAUAGUGAAGUGAUUGUUAAACCAAAAAAGGAUAAACACCUUAAUACUUUGUUGGCAAGUCUGGAGAGAAUGAAGUUCAAAUGAGAUAAAAAAGAUAAAUCGAAACAGGAUACUGGUUGAGGCAGCACAGUAAUAGCUGGAGUCCAUACCGCAUCAAUGUAGGAGAAACCCAGCCAUUGAAAGAUGCAUAUCUGGUAGCAGAAUCCAGUAAGCAGGCCUAGGUUCGUAAUGAUAAGACAAUGAAAUCUAAUUAUGGGAAGCCUGUGAACCAAAUCUCAGUAAUACAGACAGAGUAAAGGGACAGAGGGUAAAUAUCAGAUAACAUUAUUCAGAAGGUUAAACCCAAUCGCUGUAUCCAAAUAGCGAAGCUGUUAUUUAAAUAAGAUAUGUGAAGCACACCACCCAAUAAGGGCAAAUCUAAAAAGUAGUAUGUUUUAAACAAAAUCUUAUCAAAUUGUCCUAAGACAAGAUCUGGUAAGGUUAAGAAUGCCAACAAAGUCCAACAAGUAGUUCAGAGGUCAAAAUUGUAUAAAAGAGGUAACAUGUUAUGGAUAUUCUGGAUUCUGUGUGUAACCUCUGAAAUAGAAAUAUACCACACAUAGAGCAUUGUGCUCAAACACCAUAAUAGAAGAAGUAAUUGGCUUUAUAGUUUUAAAUGGGCAUUCGAACAAAGUGAGGAAGCCAAUAAUAAUGCCACCAAUGUUCUAAAUAGAAUGCCAGUUAAUCAUUCUCACCUCAACAGACAUGAAAAGGAUACAAAAUCAUCUCAUCAUAAAGUAUUUUGUUAGUUUUUGGUUUUAUGUUAAAAUUCCCAAAUUUUAACAAAAACAAACAACAAAUUAGCUGCUGUAAUGCUAUGUAUUUUUAACAUCUACUGUAUAAAGUUUGUAUUGGCUAAUGGAUUCACUUCAAUGCUAGCCUGAAAAACUGACAAAUAUACAUAGGCUCCCGGAAUAAGAUUUACUUUACUGCUUAAUGCUUUCUUUUUGUUACAUGGUAGUUUUAUUUCUGUUUAUAUAUAUAUAUAAGAAAAAAUAAAAGGUAAAAGGUAAGGGCUGCGCCAAGGAAAACUAGAUAUAAAAAAAUAUAACAAAUAGUCCAAAUAAAAUAAGUGAAAAAAAAAGAAAUGAAAAGUCUUAUCUAAAAUAUUCUUAUUGAGGUCGUAGAAUCUAUCCGUGCUUGAUCCAGAAAAAUUGUCCUUGUUAUUCUCCUCCGUAUGGGUCCGCUAAUAUGUAAAAGAUAAGAAAGUGGAGAGCCAAAUAGUGUAGUAUGCUUAAAAAGAUAAAAAUAAUAAAAGGCUGAAAUAAAACUCACAUUUAUAAGAGUUUAUACUCGCUCUAGUGUGAAAGGCGUACAGCGGUUUGAUCCCCGCUUAUGGGAUGUAAGAUGAACUUCCUCCGUCAGUGGUAUAUUCAGCACUCGGGUAAAAAGAAACAGCCAAGUGUACACUGAGUAAAAUAUUGAUGAUAAAAUAAAUAAAAUGGGUACUCACAAGACAGGAGCAGGCCGACUGCUCCUUAACGUUUGCGUUAACCUAGGAUUUCUUGGAGUCCAGGAUGUUGAGAAGAUGCCAGGUAAAAAAACAAAUAAGUGUGUAUAAAGAGAUAGAUGGCACAGAUAAAAAGUAACCAAAUAUACUUUAAUAUAUAAAAAUACACAAUAUAAUGUCCAUAAACGCGUUUCGCCAACACGGCGUUAUCAAUAUGGGGUAAGAACCUGAUACCUGGCAUAAAAUGGUUUAUAUAACAGCUAUAGUCCUUUAAAAUUGGCGCCAAAAUGUGAACAGCCAAUCAGAAAGAAGAUAAAAAUAAAAUUGUUAAAACAAUAUAAAAACAGGGAAAUUUUUUUUGAAACUUUUUAGAUUUUUUGAUUUUUGAUUUUUGAAACUUAUAUGCAUGUGACCGGCAAGCUACCGCAAUGCGUUAUGGGAAGUGUAGUUAGAUGCCGGCACGCACUGCGCAGCCGCCGGCGUCUAUAUAGAAGAUAGGAGUAGGACGUCAGCUCGCAUGGUAAUUGCGGCUGAUGUCAAUAGGAGGGGCGGAGUUAGUGAUGACGGCGGCACGCACAAAGCUGCGGCCGUCAUCAUGGAGAGAAUGUUGUAAACAAAGACGACGGCGAGCACAAGGCUGAAGCCCACGUCAGGGCAACGAAAGGAACCCUGUCGGCACGCACAGAGCUGCGGCCGGCUAGGGUACACAUAAGAAAAAUAAGGGAUAUACAUAUAAAACAAUAAAAAAUAAGAUAAAGUAUAAAAAUAAUGUUAAAAACCACCAAAUAACAAACACCAAAUAAAGAGAUAUUUUAAAAAUACAAUAAGAAUAUGGGAAAGAUGUAUAACAUCCACAAAUUAAAAACAUCAGAAAUAGAUAUGAAUUUAUAAAAAAUUAAACAAAUCAAAGUCUAAAUUAAGACCGUGGGGUGUAAUGUUUCUGCAAUGUUCGCUUAAAUGUGUUAAUUUACAUGACUGACCUAGGUUAGUAACAUGCACAAUUAUGUGCUAGUGUACUGUUUUGUUUUUAUAUAUAUAUAUCUGUUUGUAUUAGAAAUAAGUAUGUUGUUUUUGUAAAAAUUUUUUUUAUAUUCUUUAUUUUUGCAGUGCACACAAUAACAGUAGUGUCAGUGUCCAAGAGAUUAUAAGUAAAGAAAUAAUUUUGAAACAGUGGGUUACAAAUACUUGGCAUAUGAGGAAGUCACACUUAUUUUUCAUUUAUAGACAUAAUGGUCAGUAACAUGUCAGUAGUGUGGUUGUGUGAAUGUGCCAGUGAAUAUGGUGUACCGGGCAUUAAGCUUGGGUUGCGUUGCUUGGUAGGACAGGAGGUUGGGAGGCCUGUGUUGCCUGAGUGUGUCAAGAGGUUUAAUUUCGGUCAUGCGGGUUGCACUUUGGGUGCCCCUUGAGGGGACCUCAAUUGAGGAUUCUUAUGCAUAUAGUGGGUGUGAGCAUGGAGUGGGGUCUGUGGCACUUGCUGUCAUAGGCAUAAUAUCAAGCUUAUGAAAGUGUCAAUGGGUGCACCGGGACCCAGUUAGUGUAUAAAUUACAUAUAGUAUGCACAUAUAGUAAAUGCCCCUAACCAAGGGAGUCAACGGAGGGGGAGGGAAGGGGGUUGAGUGAGUUAGUUACGUGCCAUCAACUAGGUUUGCUGUUGUAGCUGUAUGAGUGUGUAAGCUAGGUUGACCCCAGACAGAGAAAUAAGUAUGUUUUAAUGCUGUCUUUUUUAAUUUGAUUCGAUAGGUGAGUUUAGAUAACACAAUGCAAGAAAAUCCGGUCUACUGUAAUUUGGAAGAAAUUAAGAAAUCGAAAGGGACUCCUCCUAAUCCAACAUGUAGCCCUGUUCAGAUUCUGGAGAACUGGGAGUGCCACUUCGAUCCAAUAACGGGCAGAAACUUCUUCAUUAACAUGGAGACAAGGGAGAAAACAUGGAAGCCACCCAGGAGAUCUAAGGACAGAAACUCUGCAAAGGUAUGUGUUUAAUCAACUACUUUAAUUUGAGCUGAGCGGUGAUAACAGGCGAUGGAGUUAGAUUUGACCCAUUUGAGGUAACCUGUCAUACACAAAGUGUGUGAAUAUUCAGUUCACUUUCAGGUAGGUCACAAUUCACUCAUGAUUAUCUGAAAAUAGCAUUUUCCUUUUCCACCAAGGACUAGGGAAGUUAAUGAAAGCAACAUCACAGAAUUCUGAACUGGUGACCAAGAAACACAUUUUGAGUUUGUGAAGAGAGGCAGUGGGCAUUUGGAAGGCUGGUGAAUAGAGUUGAGCGGACACCUGGAUGUUCGGGUUCGCCAAGUUCGGCCAACCUUCAUCAAAAAGUUUGAGUUCGGCUCGAACUUGACCCCAAACCCAAACCCCAUUGAAGUCAAUGGGGACCCGAACUUUUGGGCACUAAAAUGCCUUUAAAAAAGUCCUGUAAAGGGCUAGAGGGCUGCAAAAGGAAGUAAAAUGGGGGUAGUGCCCUGCAAACAAAUGUGGAUAGGGAAAUCACUUAAAAUAACAUAAAAUAACAUAAAAUAAGCAGCCGCCUAGUAGAUAACUCCCUAAUUCCCACGGUAUUAGGGAGCUAUCUACCAAAAGACUGAAAGACCUAAAUUGGUCUUUCAGCCACAUUUAGUAAUACUAAGUAAAGAUUACUUAAUAUUAGUAAAUUCAGCCCCUACUCGCUAUACCGAGUCUAGUAAACAGUGUCUAGUAAACAGUGAGCAGCCAGUGGCUGCUCACUGUAAAAAAAAAGCAAACAAACAAAAAAACCCUAUUGGCCCCACCCCUGAACAGCGGGUGGAGGCCCUAAAGUAAAAUAACGGGGGGUGGGACCUAUUGUUCUCCCCCCUGGCCCCCACCCCUGAGCGGUGGGUGGGGGCCCUAAAUAACAAUGGGGGGGAACCUACUGUCCUCCCCCCCGGCCCCCACACCUACGCGGUGGGUGGGGGCCCUAAAGAAAAAAGGGGGGGACCUACUGUCCUCCCACCCGACCCCCACCCAUGCACGGUGGGUGGGGGCCCUAAAUACCAAUUAGGGAGGUGACCUAAUGUCCUCCCCCCUGGCACCCACCCGUGAGCGGUGGGUGGAGGCCCUAAAUACCAAUUGGGGGGGACCUAUUGUCCUCCCUCCUGGCCCCCACCGCUGUGCGGUGGGUGGGGGCCCUAAAUAAAAAUUUAACCCCAUCACCCCCCUCCCCCAUUUCAUAACAUGACAUUUGGCGGUACUAACCAAUACAUUGUGAAAUACAUUAUUGACUGCCUCAAUAGGCUUUCACAUGUUGUUGCUUUUAUAACAGGUGUGUCUAAAAUAAGUGAAACACAGUUAAACAAAGAAUGAGCUACAAGGAAGUUGAUGUUUUAUAAGAGUAUUUGCUUCCCUGCCUUAAAACAUGACCCAAAGCAAAUUUAACACUUUGAUCAUUCCAUCAGUGCUUAUAAUAGGAAAGACAUUUAUUAAAGGGACACUGUAAUCACUAUAACCACUUUUUCUCUUUGAAUUGGUUAUAGUGCCUGGAGUGGCCUGGCACUGUCCCUCCAUUCAGUGUUGCACCAUGUUUGUGCAAUAUGCCACAAAAUAAGAGUCCCUGGCCACCCACAGUCCGGCCCCUUCUGUAUGUGUAGCUAAGGCAGAGAUUACACACUUGUUGUCAUACGCAUUCAUACCGUCAGUUGGAGCUCUGACAGGUUAAAAGCAGUCAGCUGACACUCUCAGACAAUCACAGCUGCCAAUUGCCUCUCAGGGUAAUACUUCCUUAUUAGCCAAAGCAGCACAGAGGGGAUAGACUGCCGUGGACUCUUGUUUAGCAUUAAAACAUUACAACAUUAAGAACUGUUUAAUGCUGAAAGAAAUGAUGGUACCAGGGGACUGCAGACACUAUAACCAGUUUAAUGAGAUGAAGCAGAUACAGUGCCUAUGGUGUCCCUUUAAUGUUUAUUUUUGGUACCUCUAUUUUUAGACCGAUAUCCGUGGCGCAUCUUAAAUAUGAGAACAAAUCAAAUUUGUUCUAAAUAUGGUUUCAACACCUUGGUUCCCCUCCAUAUGGCUUCUAACAUUCCAAUUUGAAAGUUGCAGUGCCAAUGUAUCUUGGAGACAGAUCUAUCUUUUCUCCAGUUCUGGGUAUUAUCAAAGACCUAAUUUUAUAACAGUGGUUUUUUUUGUCAGUCUAUAUUUAACUAAUUAUAGUGAAAAAUUCCAGCAACAAACAUUCCAGCAACAGUUACAUCUCACAAUUAUAUGUGUUUAAUUGUAUGGAGCUAAGAGAAUUUAGCGAGAGGGGAAAGCCCAGGUAAUCUCCUUGGACUGGAAUGGUGAAGGUAGGACCCUUCAUGUCUAUUCGACCUGGCACUGCUAUGCAAAAUACAAAGUUAGACCAAAUAAUCACUGGUGCACCUAUAUCUAUCAUUCUGCAAAUAUGGGGAACCCAUCAGUCCGUAUAACAAAUUGCAUCCACAAGCCAUGAUGUACAGUGUGGGCCUGUUUCAUGAAUCUCUUCAGGGAGAGCUAACCAUUACAUAAUAAUAUAGUUGACAUGGGGGUAAAAGAAUGGAAGUAUUUUUUAUUUUUUUAGGUUUAUUUUUAAUAUUUGGAGCAAUUUUUUCAAGUCUUUUUUCUGUUUUUUUUUUCUGUUGUGCUUUAAGGCACAUCACGUACAGGAAGUGUGAAUUUAAUUUGUUUAUUUAACUUUGUCCUUUUACAUCAACUGUCUCAAACAACUGUAUUUUUCAGUACACUAUGUGCAUUAUUGCACCAUUUGGUUCACAGAUCAAGUGUGAAAGAGUAACCAAUAAAAGGGAAAAAGCAGGAGCAGUUAAAAAAAACCCAUCUAGAUUUGUAUAUUUAUAUAUAUAUAUUAUUUUUUUAACUGCUCCUCUUUUUCCCCCUCUGUUGGUCACUUCUAACUUUAUCUCUGAAUAAAAUCAAGGUUUAAUCCCCUAAUCAUGAAUCAUUUUGUUCCGACAAUCAUUUUUUUUUUGGACAAAAUAUGAACAUAUCGCUAUUUGUUUUAAACCAAAUGCACAAUCUUUAGUGUACAUUCAUUUUUACAGAGAUCCUUCUUUUUUUGUAAAGAUAAAAUACUGCUUACAUUUAUUUCUAGAAUCAUGACUGUAGUGCUAGGGAUAAAUCUUUAUAUUCCUAACACUAUAGUGUUCCUCUGAUAAUAUGUUCAAAAAGAAACAAGUAUCUCUAGCACAUCCUGCAAUUUAGUACUAGUUAUCUAUACAAUUAUCUCAGCUUGAUACUGGUCUGCAAGGACUUUCUAUACUGUAACCCAGUGGUUCCCAAACUUUUUAGAUUCAAGGCACCCUUACAAUUUCAAUAUUUUUCCAAGGCGCCCCAAGUUAAAACAAUUUUCUUGUUGUAUAUAUCUACAUCGCUGUGGCAUAUACUGGGCCCCUGUUCGGGAGAAAUGCUUUCCGUUCAAGCGCAGAUCCAGGACCUAAUCUUUAGCGGGGCACUGGUAGAUUAUUUAAAAAAACAAUUCGGACACAAUAACCACUACAGCACUUUGUAGUGGUUAUGGUGCCAUUAGUGCCAUACUGCCCUCGCAGAGUAAAUAGUCAAACAGUUUAAGAGCAGUUUGAGAACUUACCUGGGAUCUGCCGAGAUAGGGGCUGUAGCAGGGGAUAGUGUGAGUAGUGUGUCUGAGGUGUGCAAUGAGUGUGUGUGUGUGUGUGAGUGGUGGAGUGUGUAUGUGAGGGGCACUGGUGGCUCUAGACUAGGCGAAACUCAAAAAAUAGGUGUUUCGUUGUGUGUAUAAGAGUGAGCUACGAGGAAGUUGCUGUUUUAUAAGAGUAUUUGCUUCCCUGCCUUAAAACAUUGACCCAAAGCAAAUUUAACACUUUGAUCAUUCCAUCAGUGCUUAUAAAAGGAAAGAUAUUUUUCAAUGUUUAUUUUUGGCACCUCUAAUUUUAGACCGAUAUCCGUGGUGCACCUUAAAUCUGAGAACAAAUCAAAUUUGUUCUAAAUAUGGUUUCAGCGUAUUGCUUCCCCUCCAUAUGGCUUCUAACAUUCCAAUUUGAAAGUUGCAGUGCCAACGUAUCCAAUUUGAAAGUUGCAGUGCCAUCGCUGUAUCCAGCCCUGUAGCUGUAUUGGACAAGCUUGCAGCACUGGAUACAGAGAGCUAGUCUCUUUAUUCAUUGUUCAGAGGCUUGCAGUGUCGCGGCUCUCUGUGCCUCUGUGUUGUGAGCUCUCCGACUCUAGUUAUGGCAUAAUUAGCAAACUAAAUUAAUUUGCAAUAAGCAAAUGUGAUUAGCAGUUCUGCUAAUAAUCUAUACACGACUCCGGGGUAUAAUUGCAUAGCCUUGCAGUCGUGUAUACAUUACUGCCAGUGUGUGUAUUUCUGAGUGUGUCUAGCAUUGUCUACCUGUGUAUGUGCAUCAAAGUGUGUGUCUGACUGAGUAUCCUUGUGUGUGAAUGUAUGUAUUUAUAAGUAUGUGUCUGGGACUGUAUGUGUGUGGGGAAGCUGCUUGCGGUGUGUGGUGUUUAUGGGAGCUGCCUGUGACCUUUGUGCAUGUGUGUAUGAGGAAUGUCUUCAGUUUGUGACAAGGUGAGUAAAGGGGUAACUGGGGCAGGGUGAGUGUGACUGGGUGAGGGGGAUAAAUGAGACAGGGUUGGGGGGGGGUGAAUGUAACAGAAUGAGGGAGGGUGAGAAUAAUAGGGGGGCGAUUGUGACAUGGUUGGAGGAUGGAGAGUGACAGAGCAUGGGGAAGUAAGUGUGACAGGUUUGGAGGAGGUUAAUAAAACAGGCUGCAUGUGGCAUAGUUGGGGGUUGUAUCACCGGGUUGGGGUGAAUGUGCCAUGUUUGGAGGAGGCAAUGUAACAGAAUGAGGGGAGGUGAGUGUGACAAGAUUAAGGGGGUUAAUGUGGCAGCAUUAGAUUUAUGUGGAAGGGUGAGUGUGGAAGCAUUGGGGAGAGAGUGUGACAGGGUUUGGGGUGAGUGUGGCACAGUUGGAGAACAGGAUUGGAGGGGUGAGUGUGGUGGGGUCAGUGUGGCAGGGUUGAGGACUGUGUGCGACAUUGCAAGAGAAGGUUGAGUCAGACUGGAUUGGAGGGUUAGGGUAAUUGUGGUAAAGCAAGGACAGGUGAGUUUGAUAUGGUUGGAGGGGGUGAGAGUGACAAGAUUAGGAGAGUUUAAUGUGAGUGUGGCUGGGUGAAGGGGGAGACAGUGUGUGGGGGCUGAAAGAGUUUGGGAAUGGUGAUAGUGUAUGUGUGUGGGGGGCAAGGUGACAAUGUGUGCAUGUGGUGGUGACAGGUGUUCGUGGGGGUGACAGGUGGGUGUGUGGAGGCGGGGUGGAGGGUUGCAGUAACAGGUAAGGGAGGGGCAGUGAUGUGUGUGAGGGGGGGGGUAACAGGGGGUAGGGGGAUGGAGGGGCAGUGACAAGAGGCGGGGUGGAAGAACACUGAAGGCGGAGGGGCAGUAACAGGGGGUUGGGGUGUGUGGGGGAUGGAAGGGCAGUAACAGGAGGUAGGGGGAUGGAGGGGUAGUAAUGAAAGGAGGUAGGGGAGGUGGAGGGGCAGUAACAGAGGGUAGGGGUAGUAACAGGGGGUGGGGGGAUGGAGGGACAGUGACAGGUGGUGGGGGGUGGAGGGGCAGUGACAGGGGGUAGGGGGCUGGAGGGGCAAUAACAAGGGGGUGGUGGGGUGGAGGGGCAGUCACAGGGUGUUGGGGGGUGGACGGCAGUGACGGGGAUACGGGGGUAGUAACAGGGGUUGGGGGAUGGGGAGGGGAAGUAUCAGGGGGUGGAGGGGCAGUAACAGGGGUUGGAGGAGGUUGGAGGGGCUAUGACAGGGGGGGAGUUCAUAAAUACCUGUGGUCCUGUGGAUUCCCCUGGUGAUCCGGUGGGCACCCGCUCUCUGGCUCUCUGGUCUGCAUCACCACCAGGUAAAUCUCGCAAGCUCCAGUCAGAGCGUUGCCAUGGUAACCCGCUGCAACACUCUGACAGGCGGGAGAUCGUGAGACACUUCAGUCUGCAGCUCACUCCCGGCGGAGCUGCAGACAGGAGGCUGGCUCUCUCCCGAGCAGACUGACUGGAGAGGCCUCGCACCUGGCGGCAUUAUGGGCAAGCCGCCGGGCCCCCUCCUGUGUUGAGUCCUCGGUCUCUGACUGAGGACCCGACAUGGUAGUCUGCCCUAAGGCAAUUUUGGUGGCCGCGGUGCCCCCAUCAGCGCGAGGCCUUAGGCGGCCCCCUAAAUCGCCUCUGGUGAGCGGUGCAGUGUGUGUGUGAGGGGUGCAGUGUGUGUGUGUGAGGGGUGCAGUGUGUGUUUGUGUGAGUGUAUGGAAGUGCAUUGUGUUUGUGAAUGAAGUCUAAUCUCAAGUAGAUGUGCAAAGAAAUCGUUGAAAAACAAGAGGCCUAUUUGUCAAGCUUAGAACAAUGAGCGGCUAAUUAAGCUAUAUUAUGUUAUGCCAUUUGCCUUCGCAAUGCGUGGGCAUGGGGAAUAUUCAAAUCAGAAACAAUUAAUCUGUUGUUGAUAAAGUUAUACAGACUGAUGGAAAUUUAUGCCGUUAGUGGACUUUAUUUUUGUCUGUACUCCUCAGAAUGUCAGCUAAGGUCAUGCUGUGUCUAGGACUAUAAACCACUAAAGCUAAGAUAAGCUAUGGGACAAGUGAUGGAAACCAGUGUCCUUUAAACAUAACUCAACAAGAGACCAGUAUUUGAGAAUAUGCUUAAUCAAUGCACAGAUAUUUCAAUUAAUAUGAUCAGCCACUGAUUGUUGCUAAAGCAGCAGAGGUUCCCUGUAAUUCUGGUUUUCAGGUGGUUUAUACAUUAUGCUAACAGAAAUGCUAGAAAACAUAUAGAAUUAUAUUAAAAGCAGCACUGUCACUCCCUCCCUUCCCCGGCCGCCCACUUCAAUACUCAUACUGACUGUGUUGACAUUUUACUGAAAUUCCAACCCAGUCAAAAGAGAUUUUGAGACAAAGUAGGGACUACAGUGCUGCUUUAAAGCUCUUUUGUGUUUGGGCCCCUCUCUACCGGUCAGCCAAAUCCUCAACAUAAGACCUGAUGUGCCCCGUGUGUGUAAUAAAGAGCGGGAGCAGGAGAACCCUCUCUAAAGCGGUGCUCUGCUUCCUGUUACUGUGUUACCCAUUCUUUUAAUUGUAUUAUGUAGAUAGCAAAUUAAAAUAUAUGUGCCAAAGCAAUAAUAAUAAUCAUAAAAAAUAAACUGCUGUGGUGGUUAUGUUCCCAGGAGUGCCCUGGCCCCAUCUCAGUGUAAUUUGGCAAACCUUUUUAGAACUUACCUGGAUCCCCCAAGAGCCCAUGGCCACUUAUCCUACUAUCAGUGGUGUAUCCUGGUUUUGUGCUGCCCUAGGCAGGACAAAACUCAGACGCCCCCCUCCCCCCGCGCCACCCCCACCCAACCGUUCCCCCCCGCCCCACCUUCUAAAUACACACACACACAGUCAGACACACAAACACACAGUCAGACACACACACACAGUCAUACACAAACACACACACAGUCAGACACAAACACACACACACAGUCAGACACAUACACACACACACACAGUCAGACACAUACACAGACACAAACACACACACACAGUCACAAACACACACAGUCAGACACAAACACACACAGUCAGACACAAACACACACACACAGUCAGACACAAACACACACACUGUCAGACAUAUACACAGACACAAACACAAUCAGACACAAACACACACACACAGUCACAAACACACACACAGUCAGACACAAACACACACAGUCAGACACACACACACAAACACACACACACAGUCAGACACAAACACACACACACACAGUCAGACACAAACACACACACACAGUCAGACACAAACACACACACAAUCACUCACAUUAACUUUUUUUUAAAUCCCCCCCCCCAGCCUCCUUACCUUUGGGAGUGCUGAGGGGGGAGGGGGGUCUCUCUCUCCCUGGUGGUCCAGUUGCUGCCGGUCGGGCUGGGCGGCGCUGGCUGCUGUGCAGGCGGCUGGCGAGGGAGCUCUUCCCCUGAGCUGACUGCUCAGCUCCCUCACUCGCCGAAGAGUGAGGCUGGGAGCCGGAAUAUGACGUCAUCUAACAAGACAUUUGCCCUGGGCAUUUGGGGGCGGCGUUUUUUGCCGCCCCCUGAAAAAUGCCGCCCAAGGCAAAUGCCUUGUUUGCCUCACAGCUAAUACAUCCCUGCCUACUAUGGAAUUUCCUGAAGGAGAAUGUGGUUAGCUCUACUGUGCUAAGCAGGGCCAUGUAUUAUCUGUGUUCAUUGUCUGGGACUCUCAGCUGAGUACUCCAGUCACCCAGUGAGCACAGUCCUGUAUCACCUGUGCUUAGUUGUUGAGAGACAUAGCACUUCUUUUGCAGGAGAAGACCAGAUGUUGUGUUGGCAACUAAGGGACCAAGUAAAUUGUUGAGCCAUUCAAAAAUGGUUUGAGAAAUUACACUGGGACAGCAACAGCUUCAGGUCACUUCGGGUACCAUAAUCACUACAGUAGUUCUUCUGGAGCAAAAAUAAAAAAGGAGGCAUUGCAGAUGGAUGGAAUAGGCAAAAAGCUUUUCUAUUUCAGGACAUUAAGUUCAUUGAGUUUGGUCUUCCUUUCCCCCUAAUAUUUGCUUGGAUUUAUUAAUUUUGGAUAAGCAUUUCAAAUGAUUACAAUCUGUUAGAAAAAAAAAACUUAAACAAAAAAAAAAAACUAUACAUAUUCCCAUAGACUUUAAUGUAAAGAAUUUUAAAUGUAGAUAAUUUGAAAACAUUUUCUAACAGAUUGUGAUCAUUUGAAAAAUCUUAAUGUUAAACCGGGGGCAUUUUUUUUUUUUUUUAUAAUUGUUGCAGAGUAAUGGCUGCACCUGUUUUAUUGGAUCACUUUGUUACAUACUCUGAUGAUGGUGUGGGGCAAAUUAUCCCUCUGAAAUAAUGACUGGCCAGUUUUUAUAUGCAUCUAUUUUUUUUUUAUGCAUACGGUUUAAUGUGCACAUCUGCAUUGAUGUAUUUAUGUUAGAAGUUAUUUGCAAAAAUAUUUCAUUGAUACCAUAAUUCUUUGUAUACUUGACAAGACAACAGUCUGCUCGCUUGGAUGUUGACUUACAAAACAUACAGAAUUUACUAUAUCGCUUUUCAUAUCACUUUUUGUGCACAUAAUGAUGACAUGCACCUGUGCUUUCUUAAUCUGUAGAACACCCUUAGAGAAACAUUUUUUUCCAUGUACGUCUACAUCACACUUUUUACUGUGACACGUUAGAAUAUUUUUUUUGUCUUCCUUCCUCAUUGUAACGCUCAUCAGUUAAAGUCCUCCCAUUUCUAUUCAUUGCUGGGUCACAGUUGCAGCAGCAACAACACAGUACUUCCUUACAGCAUUCUGGGACAUGGAGCAAGCUAUAUUUCGAAAGCGAUCCCAGCAGGGUUCCGAGGAUUCCAACUACCCUGAGGUGUUUUGGAGUUCAGAGCCUGGAUAUGUAAGUCUGUCUCAAAGAAUGACAUACCUUUAACUUACUUCCUAUGCAGAUUGCUGUGUGAACAAACCUAACGUGUGGUUUGUCUAAAAUGUCACUUUAACCACCAGUUGUCACAGAUAUCUCUGUUCAGGAUGUGGAAUAAACACAAGGGGUCUACGUGAAUAGCAUCAUUUAUCUUUGUGCCUUCUUCACCUGCAUGCUAGCUCCCCACCUACAAGUACAUACUAUAUUUACACGACAUUAUUUGCAUGUUUUCUUAUCUCACAGCCUUUGUGCUCGAGUGUCAUACGUUGCUCUGACUCUGGUAAUAAAAAAAACAACUUUCUUAGCUUUAAUUACUUGCAUGCAAACUAUCCUUUGUUUUUGUGUAAAGUAUUCGCGUAAUGCAAUGGGAACCUUAAAAGUGGCAGUUUUUGACAAUUCGUUUCUACUUUUUCAUCACUCUCAUUUGUACCCGUGGACUGACUGAAUCUAGAACAGAUUGAUGAUACUUUUUAUAUAUCACUUUUCGUUCACACAGUCUCAGAGACAGAGUCUCAGAUUUUAACUAGAUCUGCAGCUAAUUAACAAAUGUUACUAACAGUCACAGAAUAUGGUAGAACGCAAAAUCUUAUAAUUUCAUGGGUCAGUGUAUAUACAUAGAUAUCAUUGUAAUAAUAAUCAGGGAAACAAUUACAGGUACUAUAGGAGUAGCAAGCACAAUAUUGCUAAUGCCACCUGAAAUACUAGUGUAAAUCCAAGUAUUUCAGGUGAUGUUAGCCAUUUCUAUAGUUCUAUAUGCCUGUAUUCUUAUUAAUGUUUAAAUCAAAGUAGGUGCGCAUAAUAUGUGCUUUGAGGCUUAAUAUAAUCAAAGCACCAAAAUCAUUAUAACACACUGUAGAGGUUAUGGUUCCAGGAGUCCCCUGGCAACAGUAUUCAAAUGUUCUCCCUGACACUCACCCGAGUCGCCUAUGGUCCUUCCAUACAUCUUUGAUUUCACUAAAGCUGCAGUUUCCAUUCUGCUUUAGCAGUAUGUAACUUGUCCCUAUUUGGCAAUCUUGCCAAAAUGUAUUGACUCACAGAAUGGAAUCACAAAAGACUAGAAGGAUGACUGGUACCCAGGGGAGCCAGGUAAAUAUUAAACUGUUUGAAAACAGUUUGACUUCUUACUCUGGGCCUGCUCCAGGAACUACUGGUACCAUAAUCACGACAGAACACUGUAAUUACUUAGAAUGCAGCUUUAAACAUGUGUUACAGACACCUAAAAGAUGAUUAUUUAUGCACUCUUUUGUUUUCAUCGUUUAUAUGUAACUAGUGUGAGGACAUGUACAGCCUGCAACAGAAAGUUAUAAUUUCCCUUUUUCGAGACCUUAUAUAUAUAUAUAAAAAAAGAUUAUGUUGAGCCUGUCUGAAUUGUUCCCUGUGACCAUGAGGUUUGAAUGGGAUAUACAGUUAGUGCAUCUAACUCACUGGUUUAAAAUAUGGAUUAUGACAGUUCAUUUGUGAAUCAUUUCAGAUAAAGUCAGAAUGUUCUAACUACAAAACAUUAAGGAUAAUUCGUAUUCGGGAAAUGUCUAUUCCUGGUAUGAAAUGUGAAAUGUGCUAGAUUAGUGCAUUAACCUGUAAAGCAUUUUUUUCAUUGGUGAUGAUAGAUGAUGAUGAUAGAUAGUCAGACAGACAGACACAUACAUAAAUACAUACACAUAGAUAUGGUUUGUUUGUCUUUCGUCCUGUAAGCACUGAUGGAUGUCCAUAUUUUAAGGCACGGAAACAAAAAACUCUUGUAGAACAGCAAGUUCUUUGUAGCUCACUCAUAGUUGAACAAAUGUUUCACUUAUUUUAGACACAACUUGUGGGAGCUUAUUAAGGCAUUCAGUAAUGUAAUUCAUAUAAUUUUGGUUAGCAUUGCUAAAUGUCAGCUGUAGAGUCUGCAAAGUUUAGUGUAAAAGAUGUACAGGUUUUUCAUUCUGGUUAAUUAACCUCUAUUCUGGUUAAACCAGUUGUGUUUCCCGAGUAUUCUAUAGACCUUUGUCAGAUUAUCUCAGUGUUUUAACCUCUGGUCACAGCUUGAUAUGCCAUGCAUGACCUUCGCUUACUGGAUUCUUCAGUAAUUUCAUCAAGAGAGGCUGGAUGAGAGCAUGAAAACCUCAAUAACACGAACUAAUCUGGAUAAGGCAAUGACAUCAAAUUAGCAUAUAUUACUAAAUGCAACAACAUAUUAAAAUUUAAUUAUCCAUGGCUGUUUUUCCUUUUACCCUGGGAAUUGUCUUGCUCACACAGGCCCCCUAUCAUAGAGUCUUUACAUUUCUUGAAAGAAUUAAAAACAUCUUAUAAAAAACAUGCUAUUGUUCCUUUAAGAUUUUUUAUUAAUACUUUUUUUUUAUCUGUUUAUGGGAUACAAUUGACUCAUAAUAUGCAUCUGUCUGUACAAUAAUAAUUCAGGUUUAAACCAUUGACUUCUAACCCUUUGGAAGUAUGACAAUGUAUUACUCUGUUAAAUGCAGUGCUUUCUAAUAUAAUAUUGUCUCUUUAAAAAUCUUGAGGCCACUUGAACUCCAGAUAUUCCACUAUCACCAUAAGGAACCAGUAGUUGACUUUUAUUCAACUCAAAAUAAAUGCUGAGUAUUAAUGUUUUCUGAUUAGACACCUUAAUCAUGGAUGGUGUUGACAUGUAAACCAUUACAUUUAUGGAUACAUUUUUUUUCUUGACCAUGUCUUUAAAGGCUCUGGGCUUAAACUUUUUUUCACUGCUUAGUCUACAUUAGACUUCAGAUAUUGGAACACCUGCUUGUGAAAGUUCACUUUGUAAUUGAAUGCUAAUUUAUUGGCUGCUCAUUACAUGUGUGCUUCAUCUGGCAUACUUAAUAGAUUCUAAACUUUGAAAAUGUUACUUUAAUUAUAAUUGAUAAUUCUGUUUUCUUUUAGUUAAGAUCAUGAGAUAUACUGUCAUGUUAAGUUUUGUUUAUUUAUACAUUUUGGAAUUGUAAUAAUUUGAAAAACAUAGUAGCCUGUUUGGAUAAAUUGUCAAAGAGGAGAAUAUUUAUUUCCCUGUCUUAAAUGCGAUAUUGCUAACCUCCAUGCUUGUAUUACCUUGUAAGCUACAACACCAUGUUCCUUCUCAUUAACAAUCUAUAGCCACUCUGAUGCAGCCUGCUAUUUAAUAGUCUUAUUAGUGCAGAUAAAUAGCAUCGUAUCUGUAUGUACAUACCCCAAAACCCUCUCUGGUUACCCUGACGCAACUAGCGUAAUAAUGUAGCAAACCACAGAGGAAUAUUGGGAUACGGUUGUAUAAAUCUAAAACAAAGGGAAAUAAACAAAGAAUAGUGCAAUACAGUAAAAGCAAUGUAUUAUGCGCCAUAUGAAAUGCACUCACGAGAUGGUGACGAAAACAGCGCUCACAGGGUGCCUCCCCCAAAGUAGUUGGGGGGCUAUUAAUCCCACUUUCCACUCCACGAGCAGCAGAUAAUUAGAACAGGACUCCAGAUGGUAGAAAGUAAAAAGGAUGAUUUAUUAUAAAAAGGUGAACAAACACCAUAAAUAUAGAUGUAAAUAUAAAAGAAAAGUCGGUCCUACGUGUUUCGUUCCUGGCGGAACUUCCUCAGGGACCACAAUAAUAUAAAAAAAAAUAUAUAUAUUUAUGGUGUUUGUUCAUCUUUUUAUAAUAAAUCAUCCCAGACCCUCCAUGUGUCUCAUUCCCACCUCCAGACCCUCAAUGUGUUUCAUUCUCUGCCUUCAAGACUCUCCAUGUGUCACAUUCCCCACUCUAAGCAAACACCUCCAUGUGUCCCAUCUCACCCAGUCCCUCCAUGUGACUCAUUCCUCACUCCAGUAAAGCCCCUCCACGUAUCCAAUCCUUCCAAGGAAGCCCCUCCAUAUGUCCAAUUCCCUGAAGCCCCUCUGUGUGCCUCAACACCCAAGUAAGCUACUCCGUGUGUCUCAUUUCUCCCCACAAGCAAUCCCCUCCGUGUUUCCCAUUCCCCUCUCAAGCUUCUCCAUGUGUCCCAUUCCCUCCAGACCCUCCAUGUUUCCCUUUCUAUCCCCCACAGUGGCUUCAUGUGUCCCAUUCUAUCCCACCCAGCCCCUUCAUGUGUUCCAUUCUAUUCCAUUUCCACUGCUGCGGUGCCACCGAUCAGACAGGAAGUGCUCUUUUAGUGAGCACUUCCUGUAAGACCACUCGCUACAUGCAGGGCAGGAGGGGUGCAGCACAUCCCAUCGCUUCCUUCCGGCCCUAAAGGUUUGCAGGCGGUCAUGAUCACAGCGGCAUCCUGGCCUCCUAGAGUGAUGGGCCCAAUCCCUGCUGCGGCCCCUGUGACUUUGGUAGUUACGCCACUGGUGGUGUGUACUUUUGCAAAAAGUGCAGUACUUCUUUACCUGUUCUCUACUUAUGUCUUUCUCACAUCCCUGCAAGGGUUGAACACUGCUAAUGCCUCUGCGUAGGUGAAAAAAACAAAAAAAAAACAAUUUACAUAAAAACCCCACCUGCCUAAUAUUAUGUCACCCUCGCCCUGCAAAAACAGCUCUGAUGCUUUGAGGCAUGGACUCCAGAAGAUCUCGUAAUGUGUCCUGUGGUAUAUUACACAUAAAACCAUAAAAUGCACAACCUAAAAAUACAAAGGGAGACCAAUAGUGCAGACAAAAAUAACUAAAUAUUAAAAAUAAAAAAAUAUAAAACACUCACAAACAUAGAAGUAAAAAGGCAGGGUAUAGCCAAAUUUCUUCAAAUGCUUCUUCUUCUUCUUCUUCUUGUGUAUGAAGAUGAAUACUUAAAACAGAGCACAGAAGAAAAACAUAGUGUAUAACUGUAUGGUAUUAGAAAAUAUGCUUUAUUGGAUACACUUACAAGAUAAAAGAAGUAAAAGGGCUCAUCAAUUUGAAUCACAUCCACUGUCUGCCAUCCCAAAUAAAUACAACGCCAGAGGAAGAGGACAAAGUGAAUACAAAGAGUCCAGAAUAAAAAAUAUUGAAUUGUAAAAAUAAAGCUUGCCGCCCUACGCGUUUCGUCUACAAGACUUCGUCAGGGGCUUGUGGCACAAAUAUACCAUACAUAUACAAUAACAUAUAAAUACCCUGCCUUACAAUAUUAACCAAUCGCUAAACAAAAUUAUUAAUCUAGUCCACCUGAAGAUCCUUUUCGGCCGUGUUCUCUUUUUCGCGCUUCUUGAGAGCGCUUGCGUCCCAAGCCUCAUUCUCAGGGGUACCGACAAAAGCCGCCGGUCCCCUUUCGGAACGUCAUUUCCGGUCGCCGCCGGAAGUAGUCAUAAGUCCGACCGAGAAAAGUCGCUCUUUGGAACGCAAAUGCGUUCCACUUCGGAUAAACCGGCAAUGCAAGUUCCAAACAUGCGAUAAACAUAAAGUUACAGAACAAAAAAGAAAAAAACGAUUUAAGAUCCUCAUAUUAAACAAAUAGAAAUAAUGAUCAGAAUAAAUGAAUAAAAAAAUGUGAAUAAAAAAAUGAUGAAAUAAAUAAAUAAAGAAUGAAUAAAUAAAUAAAAUGAAUGAAUAAAUAAAAACAUUAAUGAAACAAAAUUAAAAUAAAAUAAAAGAAAAAGAAAUAAAAUAAAAUAAAAUAAAAAAUAAAAAAUAAAUAAAUAAAAAAUAAGUUAUUAACUCACUCUGUCCCUGUUCACUGUAAUAGGUGUCAAAAUUUCAAUCCCAAUACUUUUUUAUAUACUGGGAUUGAAAAGGUGUUUUUGGACGAAAGAGGUGGUGAUUUACUAUUAAAAUUAAGACAAAGAGAAGGUUACUGGAUUCACACACUAAAAACAAUGCAACCUGAUGGUAUGAACGUUGAUUUUGAUAUGGCAUGUUUCUUAUAAAUAUUUUUACAUUUUUUAACAGGUUUUAAUUUUAUUUUUAUUUUUAUUUUUAUUUAUUUUUAUUUUUAUCUUUAUUUUUAUUUUUAUUUUUCAUUUAUUUAUUAUUAUUAUUUAUUUAUUUUUUAUUUUUUAUUUUUUAUUUUAUUUUAUUUUAUUUCUUUUUAUUUUAUUUUAUUUUAAUUUUGUUUCAUUAAUGUUUUUAUUUAUUCAUUCAUUUUAUUUAUUUAUUCAUUCUUUAUUUAUUUAUUUCAUCAUUUUUUUUAUUCACAUUUUUUUAUUCAUUUAUUCUGAUCAUUAUUUCUAUUUGUUUAAUAUGAGGAUCUUAAAUCGUUUUUUUCUUUUUUGUUCUGUAACUUUAUGUUUAUCGCAUGUUUGGAACUUGCAUUGCCGGUUUAUCCGAAGUGGAACGCAUUUGCGUUCCAAAGAGCGACUUUUCUCGGUCGGACUUAUGACUACUUCCGGCGGCGACCGGAAAUGACGUUCCGAAAGGGGACCGGCGGCUUUUGCCGGUACCCCUGAGAAUGAGGCUUGGGACGCAAGCGCUCUCAAGAAGCACGAAAAAGAGAACACGGCCGAAAAGGAUCUUCAGGUGGACUAGAUUAAUAAUUUUGUUUAGCGAUUGGUUAAUAUUGUAAGGCAGGGUAUUUAUAUGUUAUUGUAUAUGUAUGGUAUAUUUGUGCCACAAGCCCCUGACGAAGUCUUGUAGACGAAACGCGUAGGGUGGCAAGCUUUAUUUUUACAAUUCAAUAUUUUUUAUUCUGGACUCUUUGUAUUCACUUUGUCCUCUUCCUCUGGCGUUGUAUUUAUUUGGGAUGGCAGACAGUGGAUGUGAUUCAAAUUGAUGAGCCCUUUUACUUCUUUUAUCUUGUAAGUGUAUCCAAUAAAGCAAAUUUUCUAAUACCAUACAGUUAUACACUAUGUUUUUCUUCUGUGCUCUGUUUUAAGUAUUCAUCUUCAUACACAAGAAGAAGAAGAAGCAUUUGAAGAAAUUUGGCUAUACCCUGCCUUUUUACUUCUAUGUUUGUGAGUGUUUUAUAUUUUUUUAUUUUUAAUAUUUAGUUAUUUUUGUCUGCACUAUUGGUCUCCCUUUGUAUUUUUAGGUUGUGCAUUUUAUGGUUUUAUGUGUAAUAUAUUGAAGACAUUGAGGAGUCUUCGCACUUCCUAUUGUUGGGUAUUUAUAUAAUAUUUAUAUUUAUAUUUUACCUUUUUUAGCCACACAGGGUUUUUUUGCAUAUCUUGUGCAAAUCACUUUUUGUUUUAUAUUUAUAUUCCUGUGGUAUAUGGCACCAAGAGAUUAGCAGCAAACCCUUUAAGUCCUACAAGUUGUGAGGUGGGGCCUCCAUGCAUUGGACUUGUUGUUCCAGGACAUCCCACAGAUGCUCAGUCAGAUUGAGAUCAGUUGAAUUUGGAGGCCAAGGCAACAUAUUGAACUCUUUGUCAUAUACCUUAAAUUAUUCCUGAACAAGCUUUGCAGUGUGGUAUGCUGCAUUAUGCUGCUGAAAGAGGACACUUCCAUUAGGGAACAUCAUUGCCACAGUGGUACGGAAUUUGAUGGCGCUAUAUAAAUAAUAAUAAAAUAAUAAUAAUAAUAAUAAUAAUAAUAAUACAUGGGCUGCAACAAUCUCUAGGUAUGGGGUACAUGUCAAACUGACAUCCACAUGAAUGGCAGGACCCACGUUUUCCCAGCAACACUGACUCUAAUUGCUUCCUAUAGUGCAUCCUGCUGCUAUCUGUUCCCCAGGUAAACUAUGCACACACACCCAACCAUAUCCCUGAUCAAAAAGAAAAUGUGAUUCAUCAGACCAGACAACUUUCUUCCAUUGCUCAAUGGUUCAGUUCUGAUACUCACAUCCCCAUUGACGGCUUAUUCAAUGGUGGACUGGGGUCAUCAUGGACAGUCUGACUGGUUUGCGGCUAGAGAUCCCCAUACACAGCUAUUGCUAUUCACUGAGUGUUCUGACACCUUUCUAUAAUGGACAGCAUUACGUUUUCAUCAGUUUGAGCUACAGUAGCUCUUCUGUGUGAUCAGACCUGACAGGCUUGCUUUCACUCCUCAAGUGCAUCAAGGAGCAUUGAGAGUCUACGACCCUAGUGCUAGUUCAUUGGUUGUCCUUCCUUGCACCAUUUGAUAUUUACUAACUACUGUAUACCAGGAACAUCCCACAAGACUUGCUAUUUUGGAGAUGCUCUGUCCCAGUUGUCUAGCCAUCACUAUUUGUAUGUGUCAAAGUCACUCAGAUCUUUCUGCUUUCCCAUUUGCCCUGCUUCCAACUCAUGAAAUUCAAGAACUGACUGUUCACUUGAUGCCUUUUUUAUUAUUAUUAUUAUUUUAUUAUUUAUAUGGCGCCAGCAAAUUCCGUAGCGCUGUACAAUGGGUGGACUAACAGACACGUAAUUGUAACCAGACUAAUGGACACACAGGAACAGAGGGGUUGAGGGCCCUGCUCAAUGAGCUUACGUGCUAGAGGGAGUGGGAUAUAGUGACACAAAGGGUAUAAGUAGGGGUAAUGAAAUAGGUUGCUAGAAAAGUAAUCACUGAGAACUUAGUAGGUUAUUUUGACAGUUGCAGGAGAGUAGUCAUGGGAGGAGGAGGGGGGGAAUGAAAACCCGCUAACAGUUUAAAUGAUAUGCUUUCAUGAAGAAGUGUGUCUUCAAAGAUUUUUUGAAGGAGUGGAGACUGGGUGAAAGUCUAACGGAGAAGGGAAGGGUGUUCCAUGGAAAAGGUGCAGCCCUGGAGAGGUCUUGGAAGCGAGCAAUAGAUGUGGGAGUAUAGACAGAUGAUAGGCGUAGGUCUUCGGCAGAGCGCAGGGGCCUUGACGGGACAUAUUUGUGUAUUAGGGAGAAUAGGUAGGUUGGAGCAGCAUUAUGUAGGGACUUGUAAGCAAGCACCAGAAUCUUAAUUUGAGCCCUAUAUCUAACUGGAAGCUAAUGUAGGGACUGACAGAGGGGGGAGGCGUGGGAGGUGCGGCGGACAGGAAAAUGAGCCUUGCCGCCACAUUCAUUAUAGAUUGCAGCAGUGCAAUCUCGGAACACGUAAGACCACUGAGAAUGGGAUUGCAGUAGUCAAGGCGAGAAAGAAUGCUUUAUGAAUGCUAUUUUAUUUUAUUCCUCCAGCAUAGUCAUCUAUCUUCACAUAAUAGUUAGUUUACAAAAUGCAUAUCCAGCUGAAAACAUGUUUCAAUUUAAUUGGAAAUUAGAAACAACAUUAUGAUUGGAGGUAGAGUUAUUAUAAACACCUUAUAAGCAGGCAGUUGUAGUAGAGACAACAAGAAAAGAGUUGGAGUAGAGAGUCUUACAAUGUGGCUGUUUUGGUCAAAGGGUUUGCAACUUGGUUGGCAAUUCACCACAACUCCCUGUUCAAUGAAUAAACUCCCAGUAUUUUAAGUAUGCAAAUCAUCAGAAUAUAGAGCAUCUUAUGUACUACAUAAAUGCAAAGAUAAAGACAUAAACUACUGGAUGUUAUGUGGAUUUAUUACAUAAUUUUCAUGUGCCACACAUACAUGACAUAAAAGAAAACAGUCAUUGGAAUCACAAUUACGAGAGUAGAGUCAGAUCCCUGUUUCACUUUUAAGAAUCGUCUUAGACACUUACUUGUAAGAAUAAAACAAGGUAUGAGCUAUAGGGUUGCUUGUAGUCUAUUUUCAUUAUACUGAAUUGUAUUUUAGUACAAAAUCUAUCUAAUUUAACUGAUUGUAGAUUAGCGCUGUUGCUGCCCCUCUUCUACAUGAACACAUCCAUCCCCGAUUGUCGUUGUUUGCAAAUCAAGUUUCCUUCUUAAAGUGUUCUUACAACCCUGACACCACAAACCUACUCUACAUACAAACUUUAUAUAAUAAUAAUAAUAAAAGCAGCAAGAUUGAUCACUUCUGAUGAUGAUGAUUCUAAAGUGAUUUUAUAAGUUUAACGUUUAAGAGACUGUAAUCAGUAGGUUAAAUUGUAAUGUGACAAAAGGAAAUUAGAACUUUUAGAAUAAAUGUGAAGUAGGACUUUGUGGUCAUUUUGUAUGGCCAAGCCUGUGUUACUUUUCUAGAAAUAUCAAUUUUGGUUUGUUGACUUAGUUUCUAUAUCUCAUUGUCUCUUAGAUAUGUGACUCUUCAGAGGAGCAAAGUCCCUUUUCCUUGAGCAGCUCAUCAUCUUGUAGCAGCUUAUUCAAUCCAAUCAGCGAUGAGACAAUACAGGAUCCUGAUCUUCCAUUGCAGAAACUCAAUUAUACCAAGUCUAUGAUCUUGUCUCAUUCCCGUGGACCAAGGGUAAAUCACUACAGCUAUCAAUCUAAUUUGAGAUAUCCAUGAGUCCAUACGCUAUAACGGUAAUGGGCAACCACAACUUUCCAGCUGUUUAAUUACAGCUUCUAUUACACCCAGCCAUUCAUAUAUUGGACGUUGGUAAUUGUAGAUUUAGUCCCACUGGAGUACUCCAGUUGCUUACCUCUGUUAUGAAGUUUUGUAGUCGAAUUAUGGAAAUUUGGAAACACUGUUUCUUUUGUAGUUUUUCACAUAAUUAAGAAUGCCAGGUGACAAAUACAGUAUUAAGUAUUCAUUUGUGAUUCAUUUGUCUUUUCAUUGACCAUUUUAUUUAUGUAUGUGUUAUAAAUUAAAUGUAGAUUAAUUCUUCAUUGUAGUCAACCAAAUGCCCAACUUUUACUCCAAGUCUGUAAGGAGGGGGUAUGGGAACUUAUUUGAGAACUGCUAAUAUGAAAAGUAAUCCCCUUUUGGAGGGAUUUAUGUUGGAAUUCAUUGAUAUUUAAUUAUUUUUGAAUGAUUCUUUAAUGACUGAAAAAAUGUACAGAUUUGCUUUUAUUGCAGAAAAAGUAGACACACACUAAUGACCUGGAAUUUGCAUUGUGCAGACUUUUUGAGUGAUUCACAAGAGUAGUCCAUAUUUUUUCUGAAGUACUUGGGGUUUUCCAGCCAUAGAGUUUACUUAUUAAAUCAUGGUGGGUGCUGUGUUUAUGACAGACCUACAAAAUUAAGGCCAAAAAUAGCAGAGCUGAAAAUAUAAAAUAUAAACCCUAACGUCUGAGUCUGAGUUUGACAAAAAUUUGAAUCAACUCCCUGUCUAUUGAAUAAACCCAAUAUUUAUCACAAUGGUCUUGUGGAAUAGAUACAUUUGGUAAAAUUGCUUCUAAAAGGGACACUAUAGUCACCAGAACCACUAUAGAUUAAGGAAGGACACACCCUCUGUUCUACCACCAUCUUACAGUCACUGAGAGCUUUGGUAGGGGAUGUAGUUUGUGUUUGUAAGGGAUGUAAUGUGUGUUUAGGGAAUGUAGUGUAUGUGUAUAGGUAAUGCAAUGCUUGUAGGGCAUGUAGUUUGUAUACUGGAUGCAGUCAGUGGUGUAUUUUGAAUAUGUGCUGCCCUAGGCAUGACUGAACUCAGGUACCCCCUAAUUUAAAUUUCCCCACCCCUUUCGGUCAAGGCCACACCCCUUCCUUUUAAAGACUAACACAUGCUUUGACUGACAUACACACAGACACACCCACUCUCUGACCGGCACACACUCUCAGAUGCACUGACAUACACUCACUGGCAGACACACAUCCUCACACACUCACUGAUUUGACACAAUCUGGCAGACACACAUAAUUACUGAUUUGACACAAUUCGACAGACACACACAGUCACUCAGACAUGCACUGACACACGCAAUGAAAGACACGCACACAAUCACUGACAGACAAUCAUUCACUGACAGGCACACACUGAUAGACAUGCACACACAUUCUCUGACAGACACACACAUUGACAGACACACACACAUUCACUGACAGACACACACAAACUCACUCACAAAAACACACACACUAUCUCACAGAAACACAUUCACUGACAAAAAAACUCACUGACAGACACACUCACAGAUAUAAACACACAUCCACUGACAGACAGACACAAACACAAUCUGACACACACACUGACAAACAAACACACACUGACAUACAAACACACUCAGACACACACAAACUGAGAGACAGACAUACACACACACACACACACACAGAAACUAACAUACACACACACACACACAUUUAUUAACAGACAAACAAACUCACUGACAGAUACACUCACUCAGACACACUGACAGAUAUAACAACACAUUUACUGACAGACAAACACACACACACUGACAGACUGACACACACUGACACACACACACACAUACACAUACACACACACACAGACUGACAUACUGAGAGACUGACACACACAUUUCCCCCCAACAUUUACAAAUAAUUAUUUACUUUUAUUUUAGUUUAAAUCCACCCAGAUUUUUACCUGGGGUGCAGUGAGGCAGCUGGGCUGGCCGCUGGGCAGGCAGGCAUACAGGAUGAAGGUCAGACACACUGACUGAUAUAACAACACAUUUACUGACAGACAAACACACACACACUGACAGACUGACACACACUGACACAAACACACACACACACACACACACACAGACUGACAUACUGAGAGACUGACACACACAUUUCCCACCAACAUUUACAAAUAAUUAUUUACUUUUAUUUUAAUUUAAAUCCACCCAGAUUUUUACCUGGGAUGCAGUGAGGCAGCUGGGCUGGCCGCUGGGCAGGCAGGCAUACAGGAUGAAGGUCAGACAGGUGUGGAGGAUGGAGGGCGGGCAGGCAAGAGGGGUAGUGGGUGCGCAAAAUAGGCAGUUGGGAGCUUUGAUCAUCCUGUUCAGCUACCUUGCACGCUGCUUAGUGAGGCCGGAUGCCAGAGUGACGUUACAUUCAGGCUCCCAGCAUCACUGCAGGUCUUGCCUGUUAAAUAAACUGUCCAGGCGCCCUGGGGGGCUCAAGGGUGGCCAGCCGGCCAACUCUUGGGCCCCCCACACGUCAAGGCAAACAAGAUAUUUGCCAGGGCACUUGGGGGGCGACGUUUUUUGCCACUCCCUGGAAAGUGCCGCCCAAGGCAAAUGCCUUGUUUGCCUUGUGCUAAAUAUAGAGCUGCAUGCAAUGUGUGUAUGUAUAAGGGAUGUGGUGUGUGUGUAAGGAAUGCAGUUUGUAUAGGUUAUGAAGUGUGUCUGUUUGUAAGGAAUGUAGUGUGUGUGUGUGUGUAUAGUGGAUGCAGUAUACAUAUUGUAAGCUUGUUUGGGCAGGGCCCUCUUCACCCAGUUUUCCUGUAUGUUAUAAAUGUUUUGUUAGAAUUGAAUGUCUGUUUUGUUUCCUGUUGUACAGCACUAUGGAAUAUGAUGGCACUAUAUAAAUAAUUGUAAUUUUGUGUGUAAGAGAUGUGGUGUGGAUGCAGCUCCUUGCCACCUCUAUUGCCCACCCAGCUGCCCAGCAGCCUGCACAGCAGCCAGUCUAGCAUUCUCAUUGAACCCCAGAGAAAGAAUCCACUCCAGCUCUCCGAAAGGUAUGGAGGCUGGGUGGACUUAAAUUACAAUUUAAAAAAAAAAAAAAAAAUUUGCUACUGUAUGAAAAUUUUUUAUGUAAGUGUGUCUGUAUCUGUGUGAUUGUGUCUGUUAGUGAAUGUGUGUUUGUCUGUCAGUGAAUGUGUUUGUCAGUUAGUGUGUGUGUGUAUCUGUCUGUGUGUGAAUGUGUCUGUCAGUGAAUGUGUGUCUGUCAGUGUGUGUGUGUCUGUCUGUCAGGAGUGUGUAUCUGUCAGUGAGUGUGUGUGUGUGUGUGUACCUGUCAGUGAGUGUGUGUGUGUGUGUGUGUGUGUCUGUCUGUUAGUUAGUGUGUAUGUCUGUCAGGAGUGUGUGUGUAUGUGUUUCUGUCAGUGAAUGUGUGUAUGUGUGUGUCUGUCAGUUAUUGUGUGUCUGUCAGUGAAUGUGUGUGUGUGUGUGUGCCUGUCAGUGAAUAUGUGUGUGUCUGUCACUGUGUCUGUGAGUGAAUGUGUGUGUCUUUCAGAGUGUCAAAUCAGUGAGCAUGUGUGUGUCUGUGUGUGUCAGUGUGUAUCUGAGAGUGGGUGCCUGUCAUUGUGUGUCUGUCUGUUAGUGAAAGUGUGUGUUGGUUAAACCCUGUGUUUUACAAUGACUGUGUAUCUGCCAAUGAGUGUAUGUCAGUGCAUGUACCAGUGAAGGAGUGUGUCUGACAGUCAAAGUGCUUGUUGCUCUUAAGAAGGAAUAGGUAUGGACAUGACAAGAAGGGGUUAGUCAAAUUUAAAUUAAGGGGGUGUAGAUUAGGGGUGUGUGUAAGUGAUACAGAAUGUGUGUAUGAAGGAUGCAGUGUGUGUGUGUGUGUGUAAGGGGUGUAGUGUGUGUGUGUAAGGGAUGUAAUAUGUGUGUAAGGGAUGCAGUUUGUGUGUAUGGAGAACACAGUGUGUUUUUGUGUGUAAUGGAUGCAGUGUGUGUGUAUAGAAGAGGACGUGUGCGUGUGUCUGUCUGGGAUAGGGUGGGAUAGGAGCUGCUAUCUGUGGGGAGUAUCAUGAGUAGGUUGUCACACCCUGAUGGUGGCCCUGAGUAGCUCUGGUGUCUAUAGCAUGUGGGAAAGCAUUGGAUUGGCUAAAAUCAUCAUGAUUGAUUACCUCAGUUUUGGAGGCAAGGUGGGGCCAGCAGACUGGCAUAGCAGUGGAUUACUCCCUUAUCUAUUGCCAUUAAUGCAUGGAUAAGCUGUUCAUGAAUGUUUGUUUAUUUAUAUAGCUACACACAAGUGUAUGCUUCACUGUAAGGCAGGUGCAGUAGAUUUAAAAAACAAUGCAACCAAAUGUUAAACUCCACUGUAAGAGAAAAUAUUUUUUUUUUAAAAAGGAGUGUUGUUAAAACAGUCUUCUUUCUUUUAUAUCCAUUUAAUAACAAAAACGUAUGAAAAAAUACUGGCAAAUAAACUGUGAAAAAUUAACGAAAUAUGUAAAGAGGGGAAAAGAAAAAAAAAAUACAUAGCCCAUGCCUGGUACUACUGAACGCACUUUGCGUCUGCACAUGAUGCUUUAUCAAGAGUACCAGAUGUACAGUUAUGGGAGAUGCAAUGAGUAAACACUGAAACCAAUUAUUUUAACCUCUACUAUCUGGACAAGAGAAGAUACAUGAACGCUUCUUAGUUCACAUGAUAAUUCUGUCUUUAUCAGACUCUACAUCGAUGCUCUUAUUGAGCAGUCCUCAGAUAUACACUGUGUCACGAUUAGCAAUGUUCAUCUUUUACUUAAUCUUUUACAGGGCUUCCACAGGAGAAACCUUUCUCACCACGAGUUUCAAACUUACGGCAAUUCAGACCCCUCUACAGACGUACCAAGGAUUCCCUUAGUUACAGUCCUGGAUGUACCUCAUGUAGGUUUCAUAAACAUUUGCUAAUUUGCUGUGUACAACCGCCCAACGUCCAUUUAAUCACAAAUGAUAAUACAUGACAGAUUUUUACAUCUGCUCAGAAUUAUUUUUAGAUUGAUGUAAAGGAAGAUAAAAAAGAGACAUACUUAAAAUGGAAAAUCUUAAUCAACUGCUGCAUUAAAUAUGUUUCCCAAAAUGCCUUUCAAACUCAGUGUUAUUCACUAAGGCAAACAUGAAUAUAAACAAUUUAUAAGCACUUUCUGCAUUUUAACCAUCAAACAGAUUUUUUGAAAAACUAUAAAUGUGGGCAAUUGAGACAGAUACACAUGGCAUCCACUGUGGCAUCACAAGUAACGGCAUCAGCAUGUGUUUUUAUUUUUAAACAAUACAGUAGUAGAUUAGAGAGGGGUCGUUAUUUUCAUAAUGUGAAGAAAGCAUGUGGUGAGGAUUUCACCUCAAUUUACAGUCUUCAAUCUUUGCAAGUUCAUCUCCACAAAGUAUAGAAAUCUAAUCCAUAAACUGUAAUGGUGAAAAUUGCCAUUGAUUGAAUUGGAUGUUCUUACCUGAAAAUUGCUCUGCCUCCACCAAGAUGUCUGCCACAGUGGAUGCCAUGUGUAUCUGCCUCAAUUGCCCAUAUUUGUAGUUUUUCAAAAAAUCUGUUUGAUGGUUAAUAUGCAGCAAGUAAAUGUAUUUAAAUGUAUAAUCCACACAUGCUCUAGCCAAUUGUCAAACAUAAUAUAUAGAUGAAAGAAUUCAGAGAUGAUUACUCCGUAAGGUGGUAGAACCUUAUAUACACUUCGAGAGCACUUUAAGAGUGAAGUCACUAAGCCCUAUAGCAAGGUCACAUUUUUCAUUAAAGCAUGCAAAGACUUGAGGGAAACCAUACCGUACUUCUGUCCCUAGUUUAUGUUGACAGUCUCAAAUUUGGGCUCCAGACCCAUUUUUCUAGGUUUGUUCCCUGGUGUCCCACAUGAUUAGAUAUCACUAGCAUGACACAAAGUGCAAUCAAGCCACGGAGCUUAAGGGCAAAGAAUUUUACAGCACUGAAUGAAACUCUCCGGUGUAAUGGACAGUAAACUUGGCUGUGUACCAUACAGGCCGAUGUACCCCAUCUCAACUUCAUACUCACCUUGAUGGGCAGGAUGGUGAACUACCAAUUAUACAGAACACAAUCAACAGUUUAAUAUGACAAUGUAUUUCUUAAUGAAAAAAAAUUUCAGAUUUAUAGCUUGGAGAAAGUACAUUAAGCUUGAAUGAGUAUGUCACUGGUGUAUUAGCUUUAAAUCAAUUGUUCGGGUUUAUGUUUUUAUAUUGUGCCAAUCAAAAAGCUACUUACACCUAGUUUUUCAAAAACGAUAUUAUAAGAUGGCUUUUAAAUAGACCAGACAGGAGAAAACAGCAUGUAUUUCAAAAUGCGCAGUAGGCUGCUUAGUAAAAAGUCAUGGGGCAUAUAAAAAUUGAAUUGGUCUCUAAUUUUUGAAUUUACAAAGCAAAAACAUCUUGCACAGAAGGUUACAAGAAAAUCGAGUCCAAUCAUUAAAACCACUCUUAUAAUCAUAAAAAAUCUGGGCACAAUCUAAAUGAGAUUUAGAUGAGAUGAGAUUAUAUGUGGCAUGGUUCUGUGUAUAUGUUGUAUUUAUGUUUUUUUUUUUUAAAUAUACCAUAAUACAUUUUAACUUUUAUAGUUUGUUAUACAGACUCAUAGGGACUUUUUCGUGUCCUCUGGGCCUUAGGUCCAUAGGCAACUCUAUUUUACAAUCUAAAUUAUGGUUUUUUUUUAACAUGUUAUUGAGUCAGAUGAAAUAUGUGUCUCUGUUUCAGGAGGUUGAAAAGGCUGAUCAGUUAAACAAGACGAAGAUAGCUGAAGGUGGAAGGAAGCUUAAGUAAGAACUAUGAUGUAAACUGUGUGUUUGUGUUUCAUGCUGCGUUUUUUAUAUUGCAAUGUCCAACUGUCUUCAGAACAGAAUAAAAAACGUCAUCCUCAAAAAAGGAUUGGAAUACAUAUCACUACAUUGUUCAUUUACAUUUUGCUGUGAAAUGGACAAAUGUGUGAGUUAAAAAUAAAACCUUUUAUUUUUAGUAAAUUCAUUAAUUUUCUUAAUUACACAUUAUUCAUGAUUUGUCAUAUACAGAAUGUAUAUUCUUCAAAGUUUCCAGUUCAAGCUAUUUUUAUUAUCUUGCAAGUUAAACGAAUGAGAUCAUUUUUCUGACAGAGACAUUUCCAAAGCUGGUUAUACUGACAUUUUCCUUACUUUUGCCACCUUUGCCACCAGUCUAUGCAUGUGGCACAGUGUUCCCAUGUGACUUUAGCUUUAUUUUGUUGGUCACUCAUAUGCUCCCUGGGGUGUGUGAGUUUUGGGAUGAUGAUGCUGAAGAAGAAAGCAUGAGUCACAAAUGUAAUGGUUAUUUACUAAACUAGAAAUUGUGAAGAACUGAUAAUGGAUUGCAUGUUUUAAGAAAAAACGACUAACAGCUAGUCUUUGGACUAGAAUCAAUUGGUUUAGUAAAUAAAGUGUAAUAUCUCUCUGUGACUAAAAAAGAAGAAAUAUUUCCCUCAGGAAAAACUGGACCUCGUCUCUGGUUGUUCUAACUGGAAAUAGUCUGGUGUUCUACAAGGACCCAAAAGUGCAGGCUCCUUCAGGCUGGGUAAGUAACAAAUCUAAUUGACUUAUUCCAAGAACGGCUAUCAUGCUAGAAUACUGAAUUUAUAUUUAGCUCACAAUGGUGGACAGAACAAGGCUAGAUACAUAAAUAGCAAUUCAUUACUGAGUAACCGAAAAGCAUUUUUGGUAUUCAUGUCUCUAGUGCCAGGCACCUUUUUAAAAUUAAAUGUACAGCAAUCUUUUCUAUUUUAAACUUUUUAGGGGGAGGAGUUCUCAAAUGGAUCUUUUAAAGAGCUAGUACAAAUUAAAUACUUUUUCAUUUGUUGAAAUCAGAGUGGGAGAGAAAGCCUCAUGCCUGGCUACAGGGGAAAGGCAAGCUUUUAAGAAUUUUCCUGAUUUGCCUGUGUGAUUGGCUGUUAUCUGAAUCUUUAUAUCGUUUAAUUUCAGAAACCUUCUAACAGUAAGCCAGAGAGCAGCGUGGAUCUGAGAGGAGCCAUCAUAGACUGGGCCCAGGAAAUGUCCAGUAAAAAGAAUGUGAUCCAUGUAAGUCUCCAGAUAUGACGUGCUUUAAUGUAACCAGUGCAUGCGAGAUGUUACUGCUUCCUGCUAAUUCGAUUUUAUGGUGUAGAACCUAGUAAUUAGUUUAUACUACAAAGUGAAACAAUAAAACCAUUACAUCAUUGAAGAAGAGGGAACUGGUUUCCUGUAGCAUGGAGUCCUGUUGUACCUAUUGUACUUCCCCACCAUUGUGGAAGUACAUAGAAGUACCAUAGAAGUUGUAUACAUUGUAGACAGAAACACACAACACACACCAGUUACUGUUAUGUGGUUAAUGUAUAACUGUCAUAGAUUACUAUAGAACAAUAUAAGAGUGCUGCAAUGCCUAUUAAUAUGCCUAUUUAAAUACCCAGUGUGGUUUCUUACAAUAUUGAAAUAGAUUUUGUCUCGAUUAUGGUUUCAUUACAAUGUUUGCCCAUUGGGAAAGCAAGGUCCAUGUUUACAUAGUGUAUUCUUUUAUGUAUGGAGAAGUAAUAUGAAUCAAUUUUUCUGAGGAUUAUACAGCAUCAGAUUUAACUGCUCUUUACAUCCACACUGGAAUGAACUAAACCCUGUUCAUACGUGUUCUGCAGCUCCGCAUGGUGACAGGUAAUGAGUACCUUCUGCAGUCUGACAAGGACUCUGUGAUCCAGGAGUGGUACUAUGCCUUGCAGAGGAUCAUCGAGCGGCUGGUAAGAGAUAAACAGUAUAUGUGCAGCAUAUAAACAGCAUAGAUGUAGCAAUUCAGACAUCAGACAUCGACUGGAUCUCAUGUAGCCCACUUCAAAUAAGUAGGAUGCAGUUUAUUAUCAAGUAUAAUAUAAACUAUUGAAUUUCAAAUCUCUCUGAGCACAUGGGGGAUCUUUAAUAAUUACUGUACCCCCAAUGACUUAUCUGGUGUACUGGUGGUUGGAUUCACAAGCAACAUAGCCUUUCAUCUUUCUAAAAUGAGUGCUAUUAAUUUGUAUAAUCAUACAAACCUACCGUGCAUUGAAUUUUAUUUUUUCUCUAAUUUGUUAUUAUGAUGAUGAUAAGCAUCUAUGAACUUUUAAUAGAUGUAAGCUAGUCGACAGCCAAUGGUGGUAUAGCUGCAGACAUGGCCACAAGGGGGAAUUUUGAAAAUAAUGCAAUGGAAGUCUUUAGUCUGCAGUUCUUUCCCAGUUGGUUUGUUCUUGCCCUCCAUCAUUGAAUUUUCAAAUGUAGUAGAAUUUGGUGAGGUCUAAAAGACAGUACAGAUCUUUAGUGUCUUUUGAAGCCUCUACCAUGAAUAACUUGUCACUAGAAACAAAUUGUUUCCACAGAACCACAUUAACUGAAAAUAAGAAAUUUUGUGAGACAGGUGGAUUUUGGCAAAAAGACAGUUUAGCUCAUCUGAAUUUAAAAAAAAAGAAUCAUACAAACCAAAAUGGUGUAAAAAUGGGCCUAUCCGCAUACUGAAAAAUAUAUACAUAAUACGGAUUUUUAUGUAUAUAUUUUGCAGUACAUUUAUAGGCCCAUUUUGUUCGCAGAUCAAGUGAGAAAAGUAACAAAUAGUAGGAAACAGAGGAGGGACAGUAAAUAGAAAUCUAUAUUUAUAUAUUAUAUGUUUAUUGAAUUUAGAAUAUAUGAAUAUAUAAUUGCAGGUAUUUUUUUUUUUUACUGCUCCACCUUUUUCCCUCUUUCUUGGUCACUUCACUUUAUCUGUGAAUAAAAUCAACAUUUAGUGGCUGUUUCCUAGCCAUCAAUCAUCUUUUUUCCCCAUUCAAUCAUCUUUCUUUUUGUUUGAAUCACAAGUCAAAACAAACACGCGCAUCGAUUUUAUUAAAGGACACGGAGGCUCUUAUUAGGCUUUAUCUCUUUCUUUAUUCCUCAGCAGCAAAGAAAGGAUAUUGAUAUUUUUUAAUAUAGCAAUAACAAAAAGAUAAAACAAAUACCCUUAAGGGUUAACCAUAUAACAUUCCAUAUCCAUUAACCAAUAGGAUCAGUCCUUGUACUAUAUCCCUUCAUGUGAGGUAAACUACUUCCUCUUUCUUUGCUGCUGCCUCAGCUAAGUACCACAUAUUUUUCAGCUCCUCAAAUAUUGUGUUGUUCAGUUUUCUCCUGAUUCAUAUUAUUAUUGUUUUCUACUGUUCAUUUUAAAUAUCAGUUUUUCUUUGUCUAAUAUUCAAUUUUUAUGUGUAUUUGACUACUGUUUGUUUUACUCUGUUUCCCAGUGCAGGGUGCUUGCCUCCUCCCUGAGGCAAGCCCCAUCCUGCACUGCCGUUUUCGGGUUGUUUAUAACCCGUCCCUCAUUCCACUUCCCCGGGUGGGGGUCACUCAGGCAUCCUCUCCCCACCCCCCCCGGCCCGGAACGAGCAGUUUCGCCGCCGGACGGGCGGCUGUUUCUUUGGCGGCCGUUUCUGCCGCUCGCGCAUGCGCGGUCCGCAUUCGCGCAUCGCGGCGGCCAUCUUAACUGAGGGCAAUUUUGCCGCUCUUUUCGCCCGCGGUCCGCGCCACUCUGACAGGGAGGGGCGCGAGCUGAUUGGGUGAGGGAAGUGUUGGGCAGCUUACCAGUGUCCCCCAGGAGUCAUUCCUGAGGGAACACUCGGUAAGCUGCCAUAUUAUAUGUGCCAAAAAUACUUUGUGCCUCUUUAUAACUGUGCCUGCCUUAAAUUUAACUCAAGUGCUCAGCCACUUGCCCUAUACUGCUGGUUUUAUUAACCUCUGCAGUGCUGAAAGUGUGCAUUUUGUCCAAUAGUGACGGUUUAUUUCAGUGCCUCCCUCUACUGUUACUGUGCACAUUCCUGAUCACUAUGCAGUCCCCUGCUGAUAAACAGACAGUUACCCCCCCUCCCACCUCUACUAAACCCAGCAAGCGUGAUAAGACAGCCUUGUCUACAGACGCUGCUGUCACUGGGGGAGUUGGGGACACAUCCCAAGAGCACGUGAACUCAGAGGAGUUCCAGGCGCUCCUGGAUGCCACGAUGAGUAGGUCUGUUACACAGGCCAUUUUUACCGCCAUGGGGGCGAUGUCGGACACCCUGUCCCACUCUAUUUCCUCUGCUAUUAGGGCAUCCGGUCACAACCCGGGCUCGGCACCCCCUAUAUCCACUGAUAGCAAGCCUAUGGUCCCUAGCGGCCGCAAGGCUACGUGCAAAUCGCACCAUCUGUCAGGUGCUACCUCCAGAACCAGUAAGACGGACAGGUUGCGCCCUGUUGAAAUUGAUGACGUGGUGCUCCCACGUAAAAGAGCCCCCCGCCGGGCAAAAACGGUGCGGACUUGGAAGAGGGCAAAAGCCCUAUCUGAUCCGUCCGACUCCGACUCGGACUCAGAGGAGGUAUCAGAUGGGUCCGAUGACAUCGACCCAAUUAAUUCAGACAAUUCGUCCCCCGAACGCAGCGACACCGCGCCUCCAGCUUUAGACGCGGAGCGCGAGACGGAUGAGUCCGCUGUAUUAGACCCCCAAGGGGAACCCCUUUUUGAUCCCGACACCUUGCAUAAUCCGCGUUCAGCGGAGUGGUACCCCACAACUCAUGUGGCCGUUUAUAUUGCGACUAGGGUCAGAAAACCCCUCGACAAGGCCACAAGAAGCAAACUGAGGGCGGAAUGCCCAAGGCCCACUGUCCCAGACAUGGCUUGCGUGACCCCUGAAGUGGAUCCCAAGGUCGCCCAAUUCCUGGGUAAGUCAGGUUGGAGGGCCAAGAAGGGUUUGGACUACUCCUUAAAACACUGCCAGGACAAGAUCCUGGACAUACUCAGGCCUAUAGCUAAAAUCUUCGAUAUGGUCGAAGCGGCCCUUACUGGGGGGACCCCAAUUGACUUGAUGGCCAUCAGAGGCUGGAUUCAGAGGGGCAUAUGCCUAAUAGGAAAUGCCAACACCGCUUUGGCCACAGAAAGGCGUAAAGCCAUAUUGAUGAAAAUCGAGCCAAAACUAGUGCAUUUGGCAAUCUCUGAGCCUGGAACACAGGCAAAAGGACUCUUAUUCGGAGACAAUUUUGUUAAGACCCUGGGUAAUUACGUAAACACAUUUACGGCACUAGAUAAGGCACAACAUAAUAUGAAGCGAGUGUUCUCGCAAAAGGUUUUCGGGGGGGCCGGCAGACAGCGGGGCCGUCUGUCCGGCCGCCCCUCCCGGACUCAGUUCCGGGGCUAUCGAGGCUCCGCCACACCACGGUUCCACCCACCCGAACCGAGGGCACAAUCACCAUUCUUCCCGACCAGGGGCAGAUCAUGGCAUCCACGCGGAACCAGGGGAUCCUCCUAUGGCCGUCGGCCUUAUGGUGAGUCACUCCACAUUACGCACCUUUCCCUUUGUACCUGUGGGGGGCAGAUUGUUUCAUUUCCAGGAUGCGUGGCACAACCUAACCUCAGAUACAUGGGUCCUAGAGACCAUCCUCGGCUAUCACAUCGAAUUUACACAACAGCCGAUUCAACUCUCAUUGCCACAUCGGAUUGUUUUUUCCCCACUAGACAAACAGCUAGUGUUAAAAGAGAUUCGCACACUGGAGGAAAAAUGUGCGAUAUACAGGGUUCCCAUUACCGCCCCCGGGUUCCUAAGCAACAUCUUCCUAGUACCCAAGAAAGGUGGAGGCACGAGGCCAGUAAUAAACUUGCGGCCUCUCAACGCCUUUGUCACAUACCAUCACUUCAAGAUGGAAGGAAUACACUGCCUCCGAGACCUACUAAGACUGGGAGACUGGAUGGUAAAGUUGGACCUCCAGGAUGCAUACCUCACAAUACCGAUUGCCGAGGACUGUCAGCAAUUACUGCAAUUCCAAUGGGAACAGACGAUGUGGCGUUUCCGCUGCCUCCCUUUCGGCCUGUCUUCAGCCCCGUGGUGCUUCACCAAGCUGCUGAAACCGGUAGUUGCCCUCCUUCGCAGCAGAGGUGUACGUCUGAUCAUAUACCUCGACGACAUGCUGAUCAUGGCUCAAGACACACAGCUACUGAAUCAACACCUAUUCUGGACAGUGACCCUUUUGCAAAACCUAGGUUUCCUAAUCAAUUGGGACAAAUCGAUCCUACAACCUUCACACUCGAUAGAGUUUUUGGGCUUCGAUAUAGACGCAGUACACGGAACGCUCAGUCUUCCUACCGCGAAAGUAAAACUUAUCAAGAAGGAAAUCCGGAGGACGUUGACUCGACCAGUCUUAACCCUCCGACAGCUAGCCAGGAUAAUUGGCCUGCUCUCGGCCUCUAUACAAGCGAUCUUCCCAGGCCCUCUCCACUACAGAUCCCUACAACAACUCAAGGCAACUCACCUACGCUUGGGUCACUCCUAUUCAGAUUCUGUACCUCUAGACUGCGCGGCAAAAGAGGAACUGGCAUGGUGGCUUCAACACAUGGAAGCAUGGAACGGCAAGGCAAUCUUCGGCGCCACUCCGGAUCUAGUCAUAGAAUCCGACGCGAGCAGACUGGGAUGGGGGGCCCGCUGUGGUCCUACCUCUACAGGUGGAAAAUGGUCUUCCGAAGAAAAAGAACUCCACAUCAAUGGUUUGGAACUCCUGGCUGGGUCAUUCGCCCUACGGAGCCUCCUCGGACACACGACCAAUUGUUCCAUACUCCUGCGCAUGGACAAUGUCUCAGCCGUCCGCUACAUCAACCACUUGGGUGGCACAAGGUCCUCAACCCUCACGAACUUGGCGAAAGAAUUCUGGCAUUUCUGCCUGAGUCGCAACAUAUCCGUACAGGCGGAAUACCUCCCAGGCCUCUCCAACACCGUAGCGGAUUGGCACUCCAGGCAUUUACGAGACAACAGUGCAUGGCGAUUGAAUCGCACAGUAUUCCAGAAGCUCCACCAACUCUGGGGACCGAUGCACAUCGACCUUUUUGCCUCCCGACUGAAUGCUCAACUCCCCUCAUUCUUCAGCUGGAGACCGGACCCAGACGCCACGGCAGUGGAUGCCUUCCUACAAAAUUGGCCGAACACCAGGCUAUACGCCUUCCCCCCUUUCUCACUCAUAGCGCGAACUCUCCUACACUUACAGCGCUCCCGAGCAUCGUUGGUUUUGAUAACACCGUUCUGGACAGCACAGCCAUGGUUCCCUUCGCUCAUGGAAAUGUCAAUCGACCUCCCCAGAUUGAUUCCAGGGAGCACGGAAUUAUUAUCAGACCCCGAUGGGAACUCUCAUCCACUUCUGGUGCAAGGUCAUCUCAGACUCCUCACAUGGCUCCUCUCCGGGGACCCUGGACCAUGCCGAAUGUUUCACAAGCAACUUUGGACUUAUUGGCAGGAGCUUGGGCCCCAGGGACAAGACGUUCCUAUGCCCAUGCCUGGAACACAUGGAGUAGUUGGUGCGUGGAACGGCAAGUGGAUCCCAUACGUGCUCCUAUAAACCAGGUUUUGGGUUUCCUUACUACCCUUUAUGAUCAAGGCUUGGCUUAUCGCACCAUAAAUGUCUACAGGUCAGCGAUUUCAGCUGGGCACACUGGUUGGGAAGGUUUCCCGGCUGGGAAGCACUUAUGGAUCUGUCGUCUCCUACGGGGCAUAAAAUUUGCACGUCCGCCACAACCUCGUUACACGGCCCUAUGGGAUGUGAAUAUGGUCCUUCGUUUGUUGCAAGAUUGGCCCCAAACUCGAACCUAACACUCAAACAAGUGUCUGCAAAAUUGGCGAUGCUUCUAUGCUUAAUUUCCUGCAAACGGGUAUCAGACGUGAGGGCCUUGGAUAUCGAUGCACGAUCAUUCACACCGGAUGGUGUCCUGUUUAAUAUCACCAGACGUACAAAGUCGAACACCACUUCAGUCUUCUAUCCCUCCUUUCCUCACAACGCUAACCUCUGCCCGGUAGCAUGCCUGCAGGAAUAUGAAUUACGGACCCAGCCAUUCCGGAACCCAAACACACAUAAUUUAUUCUUGGCAGUGAGGAAACCUCAUCAACCAGUAUCCACGGGAACUCUGACACGUUGGGUGAAAUGGAUAAUGUCAAAUGCUAACAUCGACACAGCCGCUUACGGAGCACACUCUACCAGAGGCGCUAUGGCCUCUAAAGCAUUCUCCAUUGGAUGUAAACUGGAAGACCUCCUCCGCACAGCUGACUGGUCCCGAGAAUCGACGUUCAAGGAAUACUACUUUAGACCAACAGAACAUAUCUCAUCUAGGGUCAUAUCACAGCUUUAAACUAGCCUAAUAAGAGCCUCCGUGUCCUUUAAUAAAAUUACCAGAUUUUACUAAUUACAUGACGUAAAGUCACACGGAGGCGAGUAUUAGCCCGCCCACUGAAAGGUAAGCCGUACAUGCAUUUUUUCCCACCCACUCGCUCAUAAACAAGUUAUGGCAUUUUGGAUGUUUAGAAUCUAAGUUAUAAGGUAGUAACUGCAAUUUAGACUGAUUUAUGCUAGAAUGUCGCAAGCAAUGUUUUUCAGAUAUAAACGUUUGUCUAAGGACCGGUACAACAUAUAUGCAUGACAACGAUAUUCGAAUAUAUUUUACCAUAUAUCUCUCUGUCUCCUACAGCUUAACCCUGUGAUGACAUAACCGGGAUCGUCCACUAUCUCGACAUUAUUUGGAACAUUCGCCGGAACCCCUACGAAAGAUUACCCAAGUUUGAGAAAAAAUUUUCCCUUGUUGAUGUGUUCAGCUUCGGCGUCAGCCAGAAAGAGGAAGUAGUUUACCUCACAUGAAGGGAUAUAGUACAAGGACUGAUCCUAUUGGUUAAUGGAUAUGGAAUGUUAUAUGGUUAACCCUUAAGGGUAUUUGUUUUAUCUUUUUGUUAUUGCUAUAUUAAAAAAUAUCAAUAUCCUUUCUUUGCUGCUGAGGAAUAAAGAAAGAGAUAAAGCCUAAUACUCGCCUCCGUGUCCUUUAUAAAAUCAUGACUUUACGUCAUGUAAUUAGUAAAAUCUGGUAAUUAUACGUGUAAAAUGCUUCGUGAUUUGGCUACAUUUCUGAAUGGAAUGCAACAAUUUGAACAAUCACCCGACCAGUCCAGAUUCGGAUGAAGUGCCAUUUGGAAAAAAACUAAGUCUACUUGUCGCUGAUAGAUUACCCACCACUAACACUAGUGUUUCAAUCAGCUUUAGCGUUCUGUAUGUUUUCACUACGCACUAUUCAUGUAUAUAUAGGGGCAUAGAUUCUCGGUAUAAAAAUACAAUUGUGCCUCUUAAUAAAUUGCUGGUAAGACCACACCUUGAAUGUACUGUGCAAUUUUGGGCAAGUGUUCUAAAGAAGGAUAUCAUGGCACUAGAAAAAGGACAGAGACGAGUUACAAAAUUGAUAAAAGUAAUGGAGCAUUUUAGUUAUGAAGAAAAGUUAAAAAAUUUAAAUCUCUUUAGUUUGGAAAAAUGGUGCCUCAGAAGGGAUAUGAUAACAUUAUACAAAUAUAUAUUUUGGACCAGUACAAACCAUUAUCUGGAAAUCUAUUCAUAAACAAGGCUAUUCAUAGGACACGAGGACACACAUUUAGGCUGGAAGAAAGGAGAUUUAGUAUAAGGCAAAGAAAAGGUUUUUUUACAGUAAGUAUUAUAAGGAUGUGGAAUCUCUGCCUGAAGAGGUGGUUUUAUCAGAGUCCAUACAGAUGUUUAAACAGCAAUUGGAUAAAUACUUGCAAAAACAUAACACACAGGAAUAUAAUUGUUAAUUAGUGGAGUAAUAACUUCUUGAUCCAAAGAGACAUCUGACUGUCAUUUUGGGGUCAAGAAGGAAUUUUUUCCUAGUUUGUUGCUAAAUUGGCAGUACUUCAGACAGGGUUUUUUUUGCCUUCUUUUGGAUUGUACCGGCACCCCCAGGAAUAAAAGGGUUAAACCGCUGUUUAGUAGAUCUUCCCUUCCAGAGACACAGGCGCAGGUACUGUAGAACACCAAACUCCCAAACUGAAUACAAGGGAGUGCUCCAAACUUCCGAACUGCAUACAAAGUAGCACUCCAAACUCCCAAACUGGAACCUCACGAAUAGCUGCUAGCAGACGAACAGGAAAAGCACCCAAGCGGCUUACACUACUGGCAAUCAGUUUCUAACAGUAUACAGCAAAGACGAGACAGAGCUCCGUGUUGGGCGUCAAGCAGUGGUCUGGUUUUAAUGGGGCUACCUGCCUGGUAUUUAUGCAGGUCUUCCAUCUGGUGGACACUCCCCUUGGGGACCAGAUGGAAGACUGGGACACAAAUGGUAAAACGACCAAUCACAGGCAUACAGGGUUAAAACACUCCCACAGUACAUUACAAUCCCUCUCCUCUAUCCUGGAGAUAACUGGGAAGUAAUCCAAUUAUUUCCAAGGACAGACGCAAAACUGCAUUAACCACAUGGUUACAAUAAAACACUAGAAUACAAUAAAAUACAUAAUGUUACAUUUGUCACAUAAAAUAUAUACAUGUAACCCAUCCCCAGAUAGCUGCGAUCUCAGCGCACAAAAGUACCGAAUAGCGCUCAGAUCCUAUGCACACAGUCUAAUUGCCGUGGAGUCAAAGUGUUCACAAAGAUUGUUCUCAAUUCAAAUAGACUCUACGGGAUAGCUAUCUUGGGUAUGGCUUAUUUGUGGACACAAUGCUGAAUACAGGGACGUUCGUGAGUUUUUACCGAAGGAGAAGGGAGGUAGGCGGCUUCAGCGGUGUUCGUGACAAAUAGUGUCCGUUUUGAGUUCCAUGUGUUUGGGCGCUGAAACCCCUGGCCGUUCGGGACUAUAAAAUGGCCGCCGGCACGUGUUCGGCAAACGAACAAAGGCCACCCAGCAUUCUGGGAGGUAAAUUGCCGACACACUCCCAAUACAGGUGGUCCAGUCAUUCGGUUGUUUGUUUGGUAGAUUGAAUCUACCAAACGCCAGGCAGAAAGGCACGAACAAGCCUUUUUUGCAGGGGAAAAGAAGGCUUUUUAACAUGGGGCCAUAGUCCAAGGGCAACAGGCGAGCAACCAGGCUUCUACAAUGCUUUGUGCUUUGUGGUUUCGCCACAUCGAUCAACAGCAAAAACAUAUGUGAGGAAGGCUGAACUUGACUUUUCAGCUCUGUAACUAUGUAACUAUGUAAACUGUAAUAAGGAUAAUACCAACAUUCACCUGCUUAGCGUGGCAGUGUGAGUCUUAGUGCUGGAAGUGCUAUAAAGACAGUGUCCCGCAUAAUAUUGCAACAGCUAUUUGUGAAGCUGCAUUGCAUUUCUCAAGUUAAUUUGUUAAGCUGGUUACUGUGGGGGUGGCUGGUUGUAUAAAGAGGUAGAUUUUGGUUUACUCAAACGGUGCUGAACUUGCUAGAUAGUAAAGUUUCUUUCCUAGACUACCAUAACAGUUUCUUUGCGAAAGAGGAACUGUCACACUUGAGGUAAGAGCAUGUUUAUCUGUUUGACCUGCUGUGUGAUUACACUUGCAAGCCUGUCUUGGAAACGGAUGUGCUAUUACAUACCCACACAAUGAAAUAAUAUAAGGCAGGACUGUGUAGUCACAUCACUAUGGCAAGGUAUUGGCACAUAAAUGUUACAUGUAGGAAAAUACAGCUGGCUGCAGUCAAUAUUUGACCAACUGAGACAUGCGUUACAAGAGUGUGUGUAUCCGAGAUAUCUGGCAUAGCUGUAAUCUAGAUAUAAACAAGAGCAAUACCCCAACGCGCUUUAUGUAAGUGAUAACAUGAUUUCCAUUGCUUAUUUUUAAAAGUGUAAUGAAUGAGAUUUCUUUCCUCCAUGAAUACUAGAUGUUAUGUUUUGAUGUAACUCUUUAAAUGUUACUGCAUUUAGGAUCUGGAAAAUCCACGUGAUGACAUCAUUCUCCGGAGAACAGGCAGUGUGGAGGUUUUGGAUGGGAGUGGUGGGGAAGAGGAAAGCCCUUUAAAAUUGAAAGAGAGUCGAAAGUUCUCAUGUGAGUAUGAGAAAAUAUGUUGAGAUUUCUAUUUCCUACACCGUCUCUUAUAUGACAACAAAUAGUUAACCGCAUCACUUGUCAGCAGUGAAAGCUCACACUAGAAAUUAUAAGAGCACAUCGAUAUGUUGUGAGAAUAAAACCCGCAGGGGCGGGCAUAAGCAUAAAUGAGAUUUAACUAGGGAUGCUUUAAGGAUUGUUUUCUGCAACAACUUCACUAUAGCAUACAAAGAAGAGAAAAACAGGCAGCAUAAUUAAGGCUCUGGGGAGCUGAAACGCCACACUUAUUUUGGUGAGGUGGUGAACCCACAAAUAAAUUUACCUUCUAUAUCCUGGAGUGCUGCCUGUGUUUCUCUUCUUUGAUACUACAUUGGUGGAUUCAAUGGUGUCCAUCCUACACACAGAGCGCCCCUUGGUGGAAGGCUGGAGCAUAUAUGUGGAACCUGAGUGCAGGGUUUACUGUUUUUGCUUCACUAUAGCAUACAAUCUAAUUAUGGCAAAUAAUAUAAGAUCCACAAAGCAAAUCAUUAAUUGUAAGAUUCAUGCAGCUAUUUCACAAGAAACACUGUUGAAUGAAUGUACCCAUUAAAUCAGGAGAAUGUGGCACAUGGGCAUUAGCCCUGGAAUUUGUUCAUGAUUAAAUUGAUAUGGGCAGUUGGGUGCUGGGGCCUAGUUACACCCCCUGGCACACAUGACUUUCUCAGUUUCAAGCAGAAAUGCUGCACAUACGGACUCCUACCACCAUGACCACUUCUAAAAGCAGUCAUGUGGUUUGAGUAACCCAUUAAGGCCAAAAUAACCAAACUGGAAACAUUCUCCAUGUCAAUGCUUUCAUUUCUGCAACUUUGUCUCUAAGUUUGAAACACUCCAAAAACCAUAAAAUUUAGCAAUUUCAUUUUUCUUUGUGUACGGCUAAAUUCAAAUACCUAGGCAUCUGGUUACCAAAGGACCUAUCUCUUCUCUACCACUUGAACUUCAUCCCUAUCUUCACUACCCUUCAUAAAGACAUGCACUGCUGGUCAGACCUAUACAUUUCCUGGUUCGGCCGCAUAAAUGACGUGAAGAUUAAUGUCCUUCCGUGACUCUUAUACCUUUUUCAACCUAUACCGAUAAUGGUCCUCCGGACAUUCUUUCAGUUAAUGACCACUGCCAUCAGGAGAUUGGUAUGGAACCAAAAGGCGCCUAUGAUUGGUAAAUUCCUGCUGGAACUACCCAAAGCCCAGGGAGGCAUCGGCCCUCUAUUAUCGGUUAUUACCACUCCGCCCAUCUCUUUAGGGUGAUAGACUGGCAUGCUCACCCAACCACAAAAACAUUCCGAGAGGAUACAAGCUGCAGGCAAGAUCCCAUCUUUACUCUGGCAGGGCGACCUAACACUCAGUUCCCUGUGAACGGGCAACCCCUUAAUUGACGCCACACUUAAAGUCUGGUGCUCCCUACAUUACAAACAGCAACUGACCUGGUCCCCCAACCUCCCCCCCCGUCACCCACAACCAGGACCUGGGAGGAGGCCUAUUACCUGCAGACCUACACAAUUUCCACCAGACAGACUGGUCAUACAUAUUCCAAUGGUGUGAGGGUGCUCAGCUCAAAUCCAUGGCAGCUAUGCUUCCUGACACCACCCCGACAGCACACAUGCUCUACACAAUGCUAUUAAGGGAAGAUGACAGGCCACCCAUAUGGUAUACCACACAGUUUGGGAAAGAGAGACAGGUGAAACACUAACUGACCAAGAGUGGGAUAAAAUAUAAAUUUUCACACACAAGUGCUCCAUCAGUUCAAAAUACCAAGAAAUAAACUAUAAAUUACUUUCCAGCUGGUACAGAACCCCAGACACACUACAUCGCAUAAACAUCACAGAAAUUCUAGAUGACUGCUGGAGAUGCUGUGCAGAGGUCAGCACUACGCUUAACAACUGGUAGACCUGCCCGAUUAUAGCCCCAUUCUGGGCGAUGGUGAACUCUAAGAUCAGAGAGAUCACGGACUCGGACCUGCCAUUCCAGCCUCUGCUGCUACACUACACAAGAAUGACCCUUAAGACCUACAAAAAGUCCCAGACCAAAUAUUUACUAACAGCGGCAAAAUCCCUCAUUCCCAUGCUUUGGAAGCAGACAGGUGUGCCAUCCUUCCAGCAAUAGGUAGACCGGGUGGGAGAGAUUUAUUUAAUGGAAUCAUUGACCGCAGCCCUACAAGGUCAUUCAGACAGUAGUGUGAAACCUGGAUCCAAUGGCUGGUGUACAUAUCCACCAACACAACAAACAAUUGAACCCCCUCCCACUUUGUAUUAUCUCUUUCCCCUACUCCCUUUACUAAAAAAUGUUUUCUUGCUCCCCCUCCCACCCCGACACACCUGAAGACUUUCCCCAGGACUCCCUGACUGAUAAAAGUCCAAGUGACUGAGCCACCGAAGGCCCUGUCUAACGAUUGUAGAUUACCAGAAAUCUUGGUUGACCUGUUGAGUCACCCUUGUGACUAACAAGAUACCAGUUUUUGUGAAAUAACAUAUUUUACAUUGUAGACUUACAGUAGUAGCACCAAUGUUACUUAACGACUAAUACCAUUGUAACGGAAACUGUUAUAUACUAAGUGCAUGUUGAACAUUCUGUGCUCAAGUAUCCUAACUGUUCACUGCUGUAUCAAUAUACCUUGACUCCAAUAAACAAAAUAAAGAUUGUCAAAAUCCAUAACUACUUCAGCCCACUGUAGUGGUUAUGAUGCCAGGGGUGCCCUGGCACACACCUAAAGAAAUCUGUCAAAUAACUUCAGAAAGGUUUGUGGAUGUCUUCAUUGAGCUAGGCAGGCCAGAUACAGGACCUCUCUCGUGCACACUCAGAGCCAAUGAGCAUAGCCCUGUUUAUCUCAAUAGAGCUACAUGGAUAGCUCAGUGGUUAGUGUUCCAGCUGCAUUGUUUCUUGUACCUGUUUAACAUUUAUAAAACAAAUACAACGUGCCAUUUGUUGGAUUACAUUAGCAGGGUUUAUGGUUAAAUUCUCAAUAGUAUCAAGCCAGUCCUUUAACCCCUUAAGGACACAUGACAUGUGUGACAUGUCAUGAUUCCCUUUUAUUCCAGAAGGUUGGUCCUUAAGGGGUUAAGCUUUCCUAAGUUAAAAAAUACACCUCAUUAAGUUGGAUUUAAUUAAUUUAAUUAAAACAUGUUUGUAUUCUUGCUUAAUUUAAUCAUCUUAUUUUUGUGCAGGAACUUGAUAUUCCAUUUGUGAACACACACAAAUGCAGCAGAGAGACUGAAGAACACAUAUGUGCUUUAACAGCUUAAUGGCAUAUUUGCCAGAACAUAAUGAUCUAGUGGGAUUUACCUAACAAUUUUGGGUAGAUUUGUACACAGAAUGCAAAAGUGAAACAGAGGCAGUGGAGCCAGUCUCUCAGAGAACCACAAAACCCUUGUUUUUGCUCAAACCACUGAAAAAAGUUUUAAAAAAACCCAGAGUGUUUUCAACAAAAUACUAUUUGAACCAUAACCAGUACAAUAUGCUGUAGUGGUUGUGGUCCUUAGAGUUUUACCUUAAGUUGGAUUGACUUCAGAUACCUAAGCAAAACUGUGAAUUAUGUGAUUCCAGUUCCUUGUGUUAUGCAAACUUCAGUUUUAUGGUUUUGUUAUCAGUAAACCACACACAAAGGUUCAUAGUCUACCAAUGUUUCCUUUACCUUUUAAGUGUCACUUACUUUAAUAUUUUAAGUGGUUUUACUCUCCUGUCAUAUUUUUCCUUUAAUUCCCUAUAGUGUCUUGGGUGAGCUCCAGUGUUGGAGGAGCAGACAGGAAGAAGGUGAGGCAAAGGCUGAAGAAGCUUUUGGUGAGGAGACCACCCCUGCAGACACUCCAGGAGAAAGGACUUAUAAAAGGUGAAUGAAAAGCAGAGCUUGUAUAACCAUCAAACUGGGUUCAUGUCAUGAUUUAACCAUGGCUAGAUUGGUAACACCAUGGGAUUUAGUCUGCCUCAUAUAUAUUUUCAUAGAAAUGUUAUUUUCAAUUUUUUAAAUUAUGAUACUUUAUUGCAGACUACCAUUAUUUGUUCCAAAAAAGUUAAAGCACCCCACCAUUGGCUAGUGGACCCUAGGUCCAGAGUCACCAAUCCACACUUACUCAAAUAACAAAUUCCCCAACAGUAUAUAUCCAACUUUAUUAUAAUAAAUAUUACAUAAUUGGGGAAGUGAUAGUAUAUCUUAAUAAAAUAAGAAUAACAAAAUAAGAAAAGAAAACUUUUGAUACCUUCCUAACAAAGCUGCAAUAAAAGACACUGUAACUUGUUGCAAAUGUAUUAAAACACAAAUGAAUAAAUACAAAACAGGCUCAAAAAUGAAGAGGUCAUCUGGAGGCAAAACCCAUCUCUGCCAACUUUAUGAGACUUCCCUAUAUUGUGAUUGGUUGCAUUACAAAACCAGCCAAUUAAAGUGUUCUCCUAAGCAAGUCUCAUUCCCACAAGGUUUGCUCUGAAAUGUAUAUACCGUAAUAACAAUACAAACCUCCUUGAAGAGUGUUUCCGCAACAAGUGCAUCUUUUGAAGCCGGAUGUUGGUGUUUGUAGAAAAAGAUGGAAGGCCAGUAAAGUGAUUGUGUCUCUUACUCCAUCCAAAGGGAGCGUACUCACCCAGAAAGGUUGUGGGUUCACCACAAAGGUGGCAAGUCCGCUGAAAAAUAAGCAGGUCUCAAGCCCACAAAGGUGGACCAUACAAUGAUCGCUGUUCCAGUGCUCUCUGAAUGCCCUAAGCAUAUCACAAGCAUGUCUAAUGAUGUGCACUCACUAUGCUUUCUGGGGAAAGUUCUCUAAAAGUUAAAUACCAGGAAGCAAGUCAGGACAGCGGGAUAAAACCCUGAAAUAAGGACUGUCUAAUCAAAAUCUGUACCAUUCGAAGCCCUAGGAUUGUAACAGUGCCUGGCAGUGUGCUGUGGUUUUAUACCCCUUUCAACAUCCCAAAAGAGAGCAUCAAACCACACCUGCUCCCUGCCGUGUCCAUGACAGGUUACUUUCACUACAUGCUGUAUGUGUCAACGCAGAGAAAUGAUGGCUAGCAAAUGGCAAAAUGGUAUAAUUUUUCAGUACUGCACUACAAUUAAAUUAAUCCCAAUCCUGAUUCAGGAUCUGUAAUGAUAUUGGGAGUUGUACUUCAAAAGCAGCUAUAUAUUAUCAAGCAGAGUGUAUUCUAAUUAUUUAGUAGUAUGCUCUUAUUUAGAUAUAUUUUAAUAAAUUCAUUUAAUUUUCACAUAGAAUUUUAUUGAGCAUGGCAUAUAAAAUAUAUUAGCUCUUGUUGUUCCAUGCAUACAUUCAGCAUUGUUUCAUACCUUUGCUGCAUUACUCUUGCCAGAAAAGUUAUUGUUUUUCUUUAACUUUUCAUUUAUAUGAGAGCUGCUUCACUCCAGUAUGGCACACUAUUUUCGUUCAUGUGAAAAAGUACCGAAUGAGUGCAAAUGCAAUGCACCCUUGCAGGGAGUGUAUUCAUUUUAGUUAAACUGCUGUUUUUCUCUUUUCUGCAGACCAAGUUUUUGGGUGCCGCCUGGAUGCUCUCUGUCAUCGUGAAAAUAGCACAGUUCCAAAGUUUGUACGACUUUGCAUUGAAGCUGUUAAUGAGCGAGGUACUUUUUUGAAAUAAUUUUUUCUCGCAGUGUGUAGAAUAUCAUACAAUAACACAUAUACAUUUUUAGAAAAGUAUAAAUGGCAAUACAGAGGUGUAGACAUUGCAUGAAAUGUGGAAAAGACUGCACAUAUAUAUAUAAUUAAAGAUAUAGAAAAUACGUUCGUAACACAAUUGUAUUGCAUUAAACCAAAAGGUAGUAAGAAAUGCUAUAAAAUAGUACUGUAAAAGAUGACAUACGACUGGUUAGUUAGAUGGGUUUUAGACAAAUAAUCGGUAAAAAAAAAAAAAAACCUGACUAGCAAAGUGCAUUGUAAAGCCAAUAUUAUACUGUGAGUAAGGCCUGUGGACCCCUCAACAGAUGCCUAGUGUAGGUGAGUUCCAGCUGUCACCUCCAUCUGCCCCACUAUGGAGACCUCUCUGCCUGGUCCAAAUCAGUCAACACCCUUUAAUGUAUUUCCUCAUGGCAUUGACUGGGGCUCGUCGCUGCGGUCCUGCAGGCCCCCUCACCUGGCAGCAUGACUUGUUGCCUUUGGAACCAGGUGAGUUAUGUUGGGGAUGAAGAGGCUUGUGUCUCUUCGGUUGGUGUGAAGUACAGCCUGCACAGAGGCCCAAGCGUUGGGAUGCUGCCUUCAGCCACAGCAGCUUCAUGCAUCUUCUCCUCCUCCACUCUCCUCUGGGAACAUGCUAGUGGUGCGGAUGAGACAGAGGCUGCACAGCAGUGCAUUUCUGUUGGACUCCAACCCAGUUUUCAGGAAUGGAGGGAAGUCUCCAAUUCCAGAGCUGCGCCCAGAAUUUCUCACAGAUUCGCUCAAAGGUGUGGAGUGGCAGAUCCAUGUGGGUAUAUAACUGUGGGAUGGUUGUAGGCUCCAAGCAAGGUACACAGUGUGGAUGUUAGGCCAGAGGUCUUCAAAGUGUUGGUCAGCUGGAGAUUGUAUCGGUUUGACCACCGCAAGUCCUUGUGUGGACCGAGAUAUCCCCCACUAGCCUAGGGGGAGGGAACUGGUCUCAAGAGUCUUGGGCUCCAAGUCAAAGCUGAGGAUUGCUGCUCUCCCGUCAUCAACUGAAACAUCAGGUCACAGGAAGGUCAAACAUGGGCCGUGUCCACCAGCUACAGGUUUAACCAAUUGGCAAAGUCCCAUUUGAGGCUAUUAAAGUAAAUAUCCUAGAGGAGCUUCAGCUCCAUGCGACCAUCUCCGUUGGCAGUCAGGCCCUACCCACAAGCUAAGUACUUUUUUGAUGGCAUUUGUUUUAUUGGAUUAUUUACAAAUUGUAUUAUUGUAGGGCUACAUCAAGAUUACUGGUACUCUUAUGUUCUGGUAUUUUGAGGGUGAUUUUUAAUAUGAGCAAAAAAUGGGUCGCAAGAGUAUUCUGAGAAUGGACAGCAGCUGAAAUAGCCUGCCCUUCGGUGGGUCCCCGCUCAGAACUCAAGCUGGUUUUAGCUCAUCUUGUGCCAUUACAGAGAAAACAUAUCUGAAGCAAAUCAGACCGGUCCCACCCAUAGGGCAGUCCAGCUCCAAAAUGCCAACAAGUUCUCUCUGCACGAGAGAUACAGCAACCCCAGACGAUCGUUUCAGCCUUGUUAGGCAUCAUCAGGAAGGCAUAGCUGAUAUCUCUCUAGGCACCGUGGGCAAGGGGUCCACGUAUGGAUUACCCUUUUAACUUAUGGAGAGCAAAAACCAGGUCGCAAGAGUAUUCUGAGAAUUGACAGCAGCUGAAAUAGCCUGCCCUUCGGUGGGUCCCCGCUCAGAACUCAAGCUGGUGUUUAAUAUAAUUUUAAUAAACCUAUCUUGUAUUCAUUGGGGGCAGAUAACGUAAAGCACACAAGUGGGAUCUGAGAUUGUGAACUAUUCUCUUACAAAUACUUUCUGAGAUGUUUGAUAGUCUGUGGCUAAACGUCAUUCUGAAUUCAACUUUGUACAGCCAAUGCAAGAUGUGAAGAUCAGAAAUUCCAACUCACAAUGACUACCUAUAGCUCGUCAGUUUAAACCAACUUCCUCAAACUGUGUCAAACAGCUGAGCUUAUGAUCAGGAGACUAAUAUUUCUAAACUAUACAGUUUAUAUUUUUUUAUCAACUAAUGAGUGCUGACUGACUGUACUCAUAAUCGUUGUACUCCGUUUCUUUAAAUUUAGAGAUUGGGCCUGCGUGUGAUCUAUGUGGAAACAAGAAUCACGUAGAGUUGCCCUGGGCAGUAGUCAGUAGGGACUCGAGCAUGCUUUACAACAAUAGAUACUUUGUCCCAAUAUUCUCUGAUCCAACAAUCUAAAUGAAAUGACUGCACUAUAUGGAUCUGGAGUACUACAAUGGGAGAAAUCAUAGUUUACAACAUUACACUUUAUUAUUGUGAAUACUGUAAAACAACUAGGAAGGUCAUUUAUAUUUGUGUCUCCUAGGACUGGAUGCUGAUGGGAUUUAUAGAGUAAAUGGAAACUUGUCCACCAUACAGAAGCUGAGAUUUGUCGUAGAUCGAGGUAAGACACAUUUAGCUUUUAUCUUUACCACGUACACAUCCAUCAAAAAUCAGAUUGUUAUAGUAUUUGUAAACAGAUGAAUGGAAAUCUACUAACUUGUGCAUUUGGGGCUAAUAUCUCAAAUGUAAUCAUUAAGUUUCCAUCCUAGCUGUGUACUCGAUUGAUAUUUUUUCUAUUCUUAUCACCCAUGAUAACACACCAUUUAAAAAAAAAACAUACCAUUUUUGUGGCUUGUUGUACCAUCCACCCAUUAUGAUUGGUUUGGCAGCAUGAGGGUUAGUAAUCUGCCAGUUUAAGGACUGAAUUUUGCACAUAUAGAAAGAGAAUGAUCACCAGCAAUUUUACAAUAAUGAUCUGAUCGGAUUUAUUUUACACCAGUAUCCCUGCUCGUUUUAGUGCAAUCUAGAAAUAACCUUCAUAAAUACACAGUAAUAAUAAUAUGUAUCAAAUAUUAAAAGAAGAAGUAUUCUUACAGGAAGUAUUUACAGAGAGAGUAGUGGAUACAUGGAAUAGCCUUCCAGCUGAAGUGAUAGAGGUUAACACAGUAAGGGAGUUUAUGAAUGCGUGGGAUAGGCAUAAGGCUAUCUUAGCUAUAAGAUAAGACCAGGGCCCUAUUAAAGUAUUUAGAAAAUUGGGCAGAAUGGUUCUUAUCGGCCGUCACAUUCUAUGUUUCUAUAUUUCUAAUAUUGCCCUGCUUCUAACAGCAAGCAGGAUGACUGGCUAUGUCCAGUGUGCUACAGCAACAAUUCCAAAUCACAUCAAAAAUAGCAUCUGUAUAGGAAGAUAUUUCUGCCCAUGUUUUUCAAGAAGUUAAACAUUGUAAACAGUGUCAAGUAUAUUCACUUAUUUACAUUUUCAAUAAAAGACAAGGAUCUAAAUUUAUUUGGAUUCAAGUUGCUAUUUAUUCCUUCAUUGUACCCAAGCCAUUUAUGUAGGACGGAUGUAGGAUUACAGGAGGUUAUUUCAUUAGGCGCAUUAAAUGUCUAUCUCUGUUCUCGGAAUUGGUAAUUACACAGUAUUUCUUCAAUGUAAGUGCAUAUUGAGUGUCUCUUCAAAUCAUUUCUGCUGCAGGGAACAGCAGAAUUGAUAUUGCAUUGAGUCAAAUAGAAAUCUUAUACAUUACUAGUUUUCAGAAUUCUGCUACUCUAUGGACACAGGAACCUGCUCCAAAUUCUGUCCUACUCCUAACCUUUAAUCAACCACUAGACUACCUGUUAUCUUACAGAGAGGGCAGUAACAACGGAUGGACGAUACCUAUUUCCGGAGCAGCUGUCCCAAGGUAGCCAAUGAGCUUUGCCCCUUUGUGUUUUGGCUACAAAACCAUGUAUGUCCCAGCUGAUGCUCCCCAGUAACCCAUUUUGCUGCCUUGCCUUUACCAGCUCCAUGUAUGUCUAUCAUCAAUGCCACCUUGUUGCUUUUAACUUUGUUUAGAAACCUAACACAAAAAUUUGUAUUUAUGUAUUUGUGUGCUAUUGGCCUUAUUCUGUUGUUUGCUUAAAGCAUUACUGGAUUUUCUGUAAUGUGUUUUUGCUUUUAGUUUUCUUUACACACCGUUGGUAAGUAGUAAGAAAUGGGUGACUAUUACUUCGAAAACAGGUUGGAGGGAAGCGCACUGACUCUUAGGAUCCCACCAAGUAUCAGCUACAUUUAUUAAAAUUUAGAAAACAAUUAGAAAACAAGUAUCGUGGACAUGAAUAAAAUGGAAAUUGUCUAUUAAGAUAAACAAUAUAAUUUCAAAUGAGAGAAAAUGAGAAAAUAAUGGAAGGAGGAAAAAUGGAAACAUGAACAGGAAAUGUAUUUUAAAUACAGUAGACAUGCAUAUUAAGGGGUACUCUAGGCACCAAUGCAACUUUAAAGCAUUUGUCCUGUAUUUUAUGUAUGCUCAAAUUUUUAUUAGCCUUUUUUUCAAAGAUUUGAAUAUGUGAAAAAACAUACAGCAUAUUAAUAAGCUUACAGCCUAUUAAUGAGUCUUGACAAAGACUUCAUAGUAGGUCGAAACAUUGCUAUUUUGUUUCAUUAAAACUGCCUGCGGCUUUAACACCUUGAGUGCCUGGAGAAUUUCUGUCAUUGUAUUAAUGAGUCUAAAACCUAUUAAAGUUUUAUUGGUGCCCGGAGCGUAAUUUAAAGGGACACUCGGGGCACCAAAAACAUUACCGCUUAAUAUAGUAGUUGUGGGGCACAGGGGGGAUUGUCCCUGCAGGCUCAACAGUGUAAACACUAUCUUUUCUGAGAAAAGGUGGGAUUCCUGGUUGCAGUCCUGCAAAGAUUGCAGCACCGACGUUCGGCAUCUCAAUGAGAAGAUGCUGACUGUCUCAGCAUGGCAAUUGCCGCGCAUGGCUACUAUCUUCCCAAUGGGUAGUAGCCAUGCGCGGUGGGUGCGGGCCCUGAAUCUGAUAAGGUGGUAUAACAUUCUAGCCUUAGGAAAACUUUGCAUUUCUAAUGCCAGAGUGAUCUGUUAAGAAGCUACCCCUCUGUUCCUGUGUGUCUAACUUGUCUGGUAACAAGUACAUGUCUGUUCGUCCACCCAUUGUAAAGCGCUGCAGAAUUUGAUGGCGCUAUAUAAAUAACAUAAUAAUAAUAAUAAUUUGUUUUAUAGUCAAAAUGAUUCUUUAAAAGUAGAAUUUUUAGAUCAAUUUAGCAAAAUUAAAGCAACUGAAUUAAAGCUGAGUUGGGGAAAAUCUCGUACUGAGUGAGCUGGGGAUUUUUAUUCAACCUAGGCUAUUUUUUAUCCUAAAUUUGCAAGAUGUUUUCAAUUUGAGGUAGCAAACUGUUUAGUGAAUAAUGCCCUUGGAAAAAUAGUAAAUACGGCAGUUAUAGUUGCUAAAGUACUGUAUUGUAUUGCACAAUGCUAUACAAAGUGAAGCGUAGCAGUAAACGGAAAUCACAAUGCAAUAAUUUUUUGCAAUGCUGGUGAGAAUGUUUACAAACCUACAAGGCAGGGCAAGUUAAGAGGGCUAUUUCACAUACGGAUCCAGGGCAAGUACUCCUACCCAGAUACGGAGCUGGAUUUAUCAUCCUUGUUGACCCAUGGUCAGUUUCCUCAAUGAACCCCUUCCCCCAUUCAUAUAUACAAAAUGUUUGGUGUAUGUGACUGAAUGAGUGAAUGUGACUAGUUUCAGGUAUGAUUGGAUGGUUUAUGUGACUAGUUUGGGGUAUGAAUGGAUGGUGAUGGAGCUGUAAGCUGGGUGAGGGCUGCAGGGUAUGUCUGAGGGAUCGUAUCUGUAGGGUGAAUGGGGCGAAUAGGGGCUGUUAGGUAUGUUUGGGUGAUGGGGGCUGUAGGAUGUGGUGGAUGGGAUCUGUACGGUGGGGGGCGAUAGGGGCUGUUAGGUAUGUUUGGGGGAUGGGAGCUGUAGGGUGUGGUUGAUGGGAUCCAUAGAGUGGGGAGGCAGACAGGGGCUGUUAGGUAUGUUUGGGGGAUGGGGGAUAGGGGCUGUAGGAUGUGGUGGAUGGGAUCUGUACGGUGGGGGGCAAUAGGGGCUGUUAGGUAAGUUUGGGGGAUAGGGGCUGUAGGAUGUGGUGGAUGGGAUCUGUACGGUGGGGGGUGGAUAGGGGUUGUUAGGUAUGUUUGGGGGAUGGGAGCUGUAGGGUGUGGUGAAUUGUAUCUGUAGGGUGAGAAGAAAUAGAGGCUGUUUGGUAUGCUUGGGGGGUGGGGGCUGUAGGGUGUGUGAGGAAUAGAGUCUGUAGGGUAGGUCUGGGGAAAGAAGCUGUUGUGUUUGUGUUGGCGAAAAUUUUAAUGUUCUGUGAGAGAGGGAUAGUGGUUGUAGUGUUUGUGUGCAGGGGGAUAGGGGCUAUAGUGUGUGUCUGGGAGAGGAAGGGACUGUUGUGUGAGUGUUGGAGUGUUGGGUGUUGGAGGAAAUGGGGCUGUUGUGUGUGUGUUGGGGGUGAUAUUAACUAAUGUGUGUGUUGGUAGAAUAGGGACUGUUCAGUGCACUGGGUGGGCUACAUAUAAAAAACAUAUAUAGUUUUAAAAUUAUGUUUAUCCACCUACCCCUUGCAUACCUUGGGCCAGGGAGGGAGGGAAACGGGUCCUUGGUGAUCCAGUGGGUGCAUCCUUUGGUCUGCACCUUUGGCUGGUGCAGACAAUUUCUAUUACCCCUUCUGGUGGAGCAUUGUCAUGGUAACACAUGACAACUGCCCCAGUACCAAUACAUGUGGUCUGAAAAAAGCUCACUGCCCCUCCUGGCAUGAAUAAAUAAAUGAAUGAAUGAAUUCAACAAAGAUAUACCGUAGUUCAUAACAUGCAGUAAACCGUUGCUUGCUGACAAUUGAACUGUCCGUUGUUUAUAUAAGGGAGAUAAGUAAAUAAAUCAACAGAGUGAAAGAGAAACAUGCUAGUGACUAAUGAAUGUUAUAUAUGAUAUUUGGACAGUUACGAGGCACAGAAAUAUACGUCCAUUCUUCAAUAUGUCAAAGCUGAACUAUGCAAUGUUUAUAAUCUCUUUUUUCAUAUAUUUAUUUUUUUCUCUGUAAACACAGAAGAAAAAUUGGAUCUAGCCAGCAGUGAGUGGGAAGACAUUCAUGUCAUCACUGGUGCCCUGAAAAUGUUUUUCCGUGAGCUCCCUGAGCCUCUCAUCCCAUUUAACAUGUUCGACGAGUUUAUAGCUUCUAUCCGUAAGUAGACAUGCCUACCCAACAAACAGAGGAGAUCAGUGGUGCAUAAAAUGGAAAAUGAGUUAGAUCAAGGGUAGUCAACCUGGUCCUUUCAUCUCCCCUGCUGCCCCAUGCAGAGCCAGCCUUGCUGUAAACCAAGCAUGUCAAACUCAAAGGCUAGCACGGGCCACAUAAACAAGGUUUAAGUUUGAGUGGGCCACAAAAAAAAAAAAAAACCUUAAAUUUUCAUAGAAACGUAGGUUUGUUUUGAAAAGUACAGUAUAUAUAAAAAAAAACAGCAUCCCCCUCUACUAAACCCCAGUCCUCCCCUCUGUACUAAAUCCCAGUCCCCCCUCUGUACUAAUUCACAGUCCCCCCCUCUAUACUAAAUAACAGUCCCCCCUCUAUAUUAAAUUCCAGCACUCCCCUCUACUAAACCCCAGCCCUUGUUUAAAAAAAACAAAAAACAAUAUUAGCCAAUAAUCAGACUCCACUCACAUUGCCGCUGUCAGUAUGCGCCUCCGGAGUCCAGCCUCUGGUAUACCCCCAAUGGCGCAAUCCACGUCCCGUGCCAAACAGAUCCUUCUGCUAAUCCUUGAAGACCUGUGAAGGUGGAGCAAUGUGACGUGGCGUUGCGUGCCUCAGUGCACAUCCAGGUCCUCCACUGUCCAGCCGCGGCCAUCGCAACAUUGACCAACACACACUGACAGACACACACUUACUGACAGACACACACACACACACACACUCUCUGACAGACACACACUGAUAGACAGACACUCACACUGACAGACAGACAGACACACACACACACACUCUGACAGACACACAGACUCCGACAUACACACACACACACACACAAACACACACUGAAAGACACACACACUCUCUCUGACAGACACACACACAUUGACAGACACACUCUCACACUGACAGACACACACACUGACAGACAGACACACACACAUUUACACAUUCUUGCACACACUCACAUCAUUUUAUUUAUUGCUCCCUACCUUUGGGAGUUGGUGUUGGGACUCUCCCUGAUCUUCUCUCGGGAGCUCAGUUUUCCUGCUCCCUCACGUGCGCAGUUUAGUGAUAACGGGUGCUGGAAUGAAGUCUUAUUCCGGCACCCGGCAUCACUAUAGUGGGUGCGUGUGAGGAAGCAGUAAGGAGCAGAAAGACUGUGCUCCCUCACUGCCACCAGGAACCUCUCCUCUCUGGCUGGGUAAUUUUGGCAGAGCACCUGCAAUGUGGGGAGAGCAGGUGCCUACACCACUUUAGUAUGCAUGGCAAACUCACGACUCGCCAGGCCGCAGAAAUAUUCAUUGUGGGCCGCAUGCGGCCCGCGGACCACGAGUUUGACAUGCCUGCUGUAAGCCCUCUUGGGCUGGUAAGGAGAUCAAAGAUCUCCCUCACCGGCCCGCUGGCACUUAGUUCCAGCAGGGGGAGGGAAGGGCCUGGGAAGCUCUGUGUUCCUCCAGCGAGUAGGCUGGUCAGAACAUUGCCGCGCAUUACCAUGACAAUGCUCAGAUACAGUGCUGGGCUCGCAGGAGGAUAGGAGAAUCACCUUUUACCUGGUAAAAGGUAAGAAGAAGGGAGGGGGAGACAUUGAAAUAGAUUUUCCCAUCUCACCCACCUACACACAGCAUAGACCCUAUGCGCCCUUCAGACACAAACACACACUGGCCCCCUCACACACACACAGACUACCCCCUCACACACACACAGACUGCCCCCUCACACACAUACACCCCUCACACAAACACUGCCCCCUCACACACACACACAUACAGACUACCCCCGCACACAAAUAUACUGCCCCCUUGCACACGCACACACUUCCCCCUCACACACGCACACACUGCCCCCUCGCACACACACACAGCACCCUUCACACACACACAGCACCUCACAGACACACAUAGAAAAAAAUAUAUACAUUUAAGUACAUAUUAAAAAGAAAACAAAACCCCCCUCAUUUAUAAAAUAAAUAAAUAAAUAAAAAUUGCACUUGCGCUAUAAAAUUAGUUACUGUGGCACUGGUGGGCGGUAAGGAAAUGUUACCAUCAACAAAGAUACAAAAGUGGGCAGUAGGUAUUAAAAGGUUGACUACCCUUGUUUUAGAUAAAUACAAUAAAUAUAAACUGUGUCUUCACUAGGUUUUAUCCAUUGAGAUCACACUCUCUUUUGUUUCAGGAUGUACAUUGAACCUGACUUAAAGCAUAGGCUUCGAUUUAUUAAGCUUACCAAAAGAUUUCAUACUGUAAGAAAAUCUUUCCUUAUGAUUUAUCCACAAAAAUUCCCAUAGACAUUCCAUAGAUAAAUCAUUCGGAAAGUUUUCUAACAGUUUUGACUCAUUUGUAAAGUUUAUUUAAAUAAGGCCAAUUGUUUAGGAUAAACUUUUAAAAUGAUUUAAUAUUCUGAAAUCUAUUUUAAUAUUUUGAAAUUUUUUUACAUUUUUUAUAUAUUUUUUUUAGCUAUGAUAUAUUUUUUGAUGUUAACAUUUUGAAAAAAUAUAUAUAAAAAAAGUUUAUAAAAAUACAUUAAGUCAAGACCAUAGUUAAAGAAAUCAUUUUAUUUCUGUGACUUGUGAUAGCAAAGCAUGUUAACAUUUCCCAACAGGAAAAUUGACCUUUCCCACAUGACUGAUUUUUUUUAGAGCAAGUAAUGUAAAAUAACUUUUCAGUAAAGCUGACAUUCUUUUUUUUUCUGCACAGAAAUUUCUGACACAGAGGAGAGAUCAGAGACCAUCAAAGAACUGGUGAGAAAUCUUCCAGAACCUAACUACGACACCUUGAAAUAUGUGAUCUGCCAUCUGAAGAGGUAAGGACUUGGAUGAAAAGACUGCAUCCUUUUCUACUUGAUGUAUCAUGUACAUUUCAAAUUAAAGGCAAUGUCAUACAAAUUGUAUAAACUAUCUCCAAAAUAAUAUUUUGUUAUCUGUUGAUGGAAAUGUCUAUGUUGAAUUGAGUUUAACGUGGUGACAUCACUGCAUUUCAGAGCCUUUAUAUAUUUUUUUCUAUAAUGAGAUGUUAUAGCUGACUAGAUGAUUAAUCUCUUAAUUCUUGGUUUACAGAUGUUUAGCUUUGGAUCACAGAUUAUAGUGUCUGACUGUCUUAUUGUGUUUCACCUGAUACUAGUUACCAGCCCCAUUUGUGUGUGUCUUAUUCCCCCCACCUUCUUUGCUGUUGUCUCUUUCCCCCCCAGCCCUUGGUGUAUUCCUUUCUCCCCUUCAGCCCCUUUGCAUAUUUCUUUCUUCCCCUAGGCCCUUUCUGUGUCUUUUACCCACACAGUCCAUUUCCGUGUCUCAAUCUCCCCCCAGCCUUUUUUGGGUGUCUCGAUCUCCCCCCAGCCCAUUUGUGUAUCUCAAUCCCAACAGCACCUUUGUGUGUUUCUUUUUCCUCCAAGCCCCUUUGUGUGUCUCUUUCCUCCCCAGCCAUACAGACAUUAACAUACAAGAAAAAAGACAGACAUACAGACAGUCCCAUCUUAACAACAUUAUGGGCCCACAGGCAAAACAGUGCACUGGGGCCCUGCCUACACAACCAGUCACAGGAAUAAAAAUAUAAAUUAUUGAUGACAUUACGCUUAUAUUUAUUGGUACCUCCAACAAAUGCAAUACAGUCAUACAUUACAAACACACAUACUGCUGAAUACACACACAAGGACUGCUGAAUACACACACACAGAAUGCAGAAUACACACAGGCUGCUGAAUACACAUAGGCUGCUGAAUAUACACACACGGACUGCUGAAUACACACAGGCUGCUGAAUACACACACACGGACUGCUGAAUACAUACACACAGACUGCAGAAUUCACACAGACUGGGCCUGACAAAGCUGCUGCUUGCAAGGCCACGCUACAUAGAAGAAGGAAAUGCACAACCGGUCACCUGACCUUCGUGCCCCCAGGGCCAGUGUGCCCUAAGGCUUGUACACUCCAGCAUAUAUGACAAUUCUUUUGCUUAAUCUUUGUUCUACUAACCAGCACUUGCAGUUUAGUUUGACAUACAAUGACUUUGAAAUAUGGCGCACAACUGAAGGCUAACCUCACUAUAUGCAAGAGUCCAUCCUUCCAAGAUAAAGCCUCCAUGUUGGAUUUUACAUUACUUUUUUUCCUCCUGUUGUGCUGGAAACAUGCAAAAAGAGUAUAUUAUAUCUAUUAAAUUGCAUUUCAGUUCCAAAAACUGGGAGCCCAUCUGAGAAACAAGAGUAAGAAAAAAGGCUUAGAGUUUUAUUCACUAAACACAGAAUAUAGUGAAGGGAAAAAAAAAAUAGCAAAAUUCAUGGCAGUACAGCAGGUUAUUAUUAUUGGUAUUUAUAUAGCGCCAACUAAUUUUGCAGCGCUUUACAAUAUUAUGAAAGGGGGGUAAUUUACUAUAAAUGAGACAAUUACACAGUGACACAGACACAAUAGGUAGAUGAGGACCCUGCUCAAAUGAGCUUACAGUCUGGAGGAGUGUGAAGAAAUUACCCUUUUUAUUCAUUAUUUCUUCAUUCUCCAUUCGGUAGAUGUAACUAUCGAACAAAGACCACCCCCUGGCUCAUUAAACCUCAAAGCCUGUUUCAAUUAAACCCUCUAAGACAGCGGGACUUGGUCGUCGAGUGUCUGGAACUAAAAUCGGACACUCAACUUCCAGAACACUGGUCUCAAACACAUGAACGCUGGAUCUAUAUGUACCGAUUAGCUAGAAGAGUGCUAUUCGGUCGGUUGUGCAUACGAAUGAGGGGAACAAUCGCUGCUAGGAGCCAGGGGGAUCCAUUCGGUACUUUGUUCGUUUUUCUCCUUUUAUUGAAGUGACCGGCAAAACCACUCAACCUUGUAGAACUAUUUUGGGCAGCCCACUGACGGUGAACUGGUCACUGAAGACUUCCAUAGUUUUUGAGAACCCCUGAACCGAUCUGGGUGAAAUUUGAAUAUGUUGGUCACCCAGAUCGGGGCUAUCAGGGGACAUAUUAUUUGUGGGGAUACCUCAUAUAUAAAGGGGAGUCCCAGAUAUUGGGGAAAACUGUGAUUUUUCUGCCUGGAGAUAAUCAAGUUAUUACUUUAUCAGACUUGAUUAUCUCCAUGGCUAGGGGAGGGAAUUGUAUGUUUGUGCUGGGUGUGUGUUAUGAUUUUACUGUACGUGAUUGGUUAUACUAUGUCCCUGCCUGUGGGAUGUCCUCUUGCAUGGGGACUUGUAUAAAAGCCUCUGUGUGUUAAUUAAAGCCACUUCAUUUGUACCCUUCUUCUUGACUUCGGCUGAUGUUUGGGGAUUCGUAUGCUUUACUAAGGGAAUUAUCUUGUAAAGCUAUUUGUAUUUCGUAUGGAUUUCGUCUAUUUCAACUAUCGAACGGAGAGCUACAUACACUAGGCUCUGGCAGUUCGGGAGGAAACUACCGAAAGAGGCUUAAAUACACUUGGUUUCCUUACAAGGAGUUUAGAGGGUACAGAUACACAACAGGGCAGCAACGGUGGCAGUGGAGGAGAGCUGGAGGUGAGAGUGGAGUGUGGCUCUUUAAGGGAGCAAGAGACAGAUUUGGAUAAGUAUAGAUUAAAUACUCUGGGAGUCCAUAAGCAUUUCUGAACAGAUGUGUUUUGAGGGACUUCUUAAACAAUUGAAGACUAGGGGAGAGUCUGAUGGGGUAGGCAGGCUGUUCCAAAGGAAGGGAGCCACCCUUGAGAGAAGUCCUGCAAGCACGGGUUAACAGUAAGGGUGCAAGCAGCGGACAAGAGAAGGUCACCAAUAGAGCAGAGAGAACGAGAAAGAGCAUAUCUAUGAAUCAGGGAAGAAAUGUAACAGGGGCUAGAGUUGGUUAGAGCUUUAUAGGUAAGGGUUAGUAAUUUGAACUGACACCUAUAGGAUACAGGAAGCCAAUGUGAGGAUCGACAGAGGGGCGAGGUAUGGGAGGAGUGACGGGUGAAAAAGAUCAGUCUGGCGGCAGCAUUCAUUACUGAUUGUAGCGGGGCAGUUCGGCUUUUAGGGAGACCAACUAGGAGAGAAUUACAGUAAUCCAUGUAAGAGAUUACCAGAGCAUGAAUAAGCUCCUUGGCAGCAUCUUGCAUGAGAAAGAGUCAGAUGCGGGCAAUAUUUUUAAGGUGGAAUUGACAGGUUUUAGCAACAUACUGGAUAUGUGGCGCAAAGGUGAGGCCAGGAUUAAAGAUAACACCAAGACAACGAGCUUGCAAGGACGGACUGAUGUAUGCACCAUUAACUUGCAGGGAAAGUGAAGGAGGAGGAUCAGCAUGAUGAGGGGGGAAAAGAAGAAGCUCAGUUUUAGAGAGAUUGAGUUUCAGAAAGUGGGAGGACAUCCAAUCAGAGAUUGGAAAAAGGCAAGCAGUGACACGUUGUAGGACCACAGGGGAUAGAUCAGCAGAGGAGAGAUAUAUCUGGGUGUCGUCAGCAUAGAGACAGUAACAGAAUCCAGAGGAGUUAAUGAGCUUGCCAAGAGAGGCAGUAUAAAGAGAGAACAAAGGGGGGCCAAGAACAGAUCCUUAGGGGACUCCAACCGAGAAAGGGCGAGAGGAGGAGGUGUCAUUGCAAAUGGAGACACUGAACGAAUGUUGGGAGAGAUAGGAGGAGAACCACGAGAGGACAGUGUCACAGAGACCGAGGGAUUGAAGAAUAUGGAGAAGGAAGACAUGAUCAACAGUGUCAAAGGCAGCAGAGAGGUCAAGAAUAAUUAGUAUGGCGUAGUGGCCUUUGGAUUUAGCUGUGAUUAGGUCGUUUGUAACUUUAAUAAGAGCAGUCUCAGUGGAGUGAAGGGGGCGAAAGCCAGAUUGAAGAUGAUCGAGGAGAGAGUUGGAAUUUAGGAAGUGAGUCAUAUGAGUAAAGACAAGUCUUUCUAGAAGCUUUGAGGAAAAAGGAAUCAACUUUAUUGGACGAUAGUUGGAAGGGGAAGACAGGACUAUAGACGGGUUUUUUAGGAUGGGUAUGACAGUAGCAUGCUUAAGGGGAGCUGGGACAACGCCAGAUGAAAGAGGACAGUUUGGGAUGUGUGUUAAGGAUGGUACAAGACAAGGGGAGAGAGAUCCAACUCAAUUAUAGACACAACUUUUUGUGAUGCAGUUAUCACUUCUCCACUAUUCUCUUUUUAGUGACUAUUUACCUCCAAGGCUUUUUACUAAAUUAAAAAUUCAAAUGGAAUUUCAAACUUAAAGUUAAAAUAGCUGAACUGGAAAAAACUAUAUAAGUAAGCUUUGCUACUCUGGCCUUAAAUUUGAAAUUUACCUCAAAUUUAAUUUGAAUUCUCAUGUUAGUAACCCUGUUGAUUAAUUUUCCAUCAACUGACUGCAGGUGGCGCCAUUGCAACACUGUAGUGUAGUGCUUAGCUUGAACAGCCAAUAGACUUUUUUUUUUUAGAAGCAAAUGUGUAAUAAAAUAUUUUUUGUACGAUACAACAUUUUGCAUUUUUAAGUUGCAUGCUAUUGUAUAGUUAACAGGAAGCCAUCAUACUUUUGUGUAAAUUAUAAAGGCUUUCCAGUUGCUUCAGCCACCCACUAACCCACUAUAUCCAGUAGAGCGUGGAAUCUUUACAGUACUGGAUGUAAUUAGUAAGCUCUAACAAUGUGUGCUGCUCUCUAUUAAACAAGCAGAACUGAAAAUUCUAAUUUAAUGCCAAUUUAAUGAGAAACAUAUUUUUUUUUGCAUAUCCUGUAAUAUGCUUUUGUUUUUGUGCCUGCUGUAUUUUGGUUAUGAUUGGAAACAAUUUGCUUGAUAAAGUAAUUUCCUUUCUAUCACUAUGUAUUUUUCUAUUAAACAGUGCCAGUUUUUCAGCUUUUAUUGUUUAUUAUUUAAUGUUAAUUCUUAACACAUUGGCCUUAGUGUGGGUCCCAUAAAGCCAUAACGUUAGAUGAAUUAUUCAAUAAGGAAUACGGGCAGUGCUGUUCCAUGGAGCUUAGGUUUCUUAACGCAUACCUCCCAGGUUUCCCUAUUUAGAAGGGACAGUCCUGAUAAUGACAAAUCCCUCUGUCCUUUUCUAGGAGCUCCAAUAUUGAUGUGUUGAGUGUAUAAGAAUCUCCACUGCAAUUAUACUCACAUUAAUGUGUCUUUAAACAAUAGAGGUGUUUAGAAAUCAGUCUGUGUAAAUAUGACACAUUGUUGUUGUUCUGAAUUACAUUUUAGUUGCAUAAAUUGUUAUUAGUAAGUCACCUAAUUUUUUUCAGAACACCCACCCUGGCCAGGGCCAAGAAGAGCCCUGUCACAGGGGGGCGAAGAGGUGGCCGGAAGCCAUUUUAGGGAGCUCUCAAAGUGGCGCUUAUUAAGUAAGGCAAAGUAGGCAACUGUCUACUCUGACAAAAUAUCCUGUAGAGAGUGGAGGGGGAGGAGGCAGGCAGUCAGGUGUUCUGUCAGCGAGGGAAAGAGAUCUUGUAGUUCCUCACUUCUCCCUCGUGCUGUGAUGCCAGAAUAUGAUGUAAUUCCAUCCCUGGCAUGCUAAACAGCACGCAGGAGGUGGGAGGAACUGCAAUAUUACAGCACAGCCCCACACUGGAACCCAGAAAGAGGUAGGGAUGGGCCUCAACAAAUAAAACUAAUUUAUGACAGUGUGCAUGAAUGUGUGUGUGUCUCUCAGUAAGUGUGUGUGUCUGUCUGUGAAUGUGUCUGUCUAUGUGUGUAUCUGUCUGUCAGUGUGUGUCUGUCAGGGAGUGUGUGUGAUUGUCAUGGUGUGUGUCUCUCAGUCAAUGUGUAUAUAAGUGUGUGUCUCUCAGUGAGUGUGUGUGUGUCUGUCAGUGUCUGUGUAUGUCUGUCAGUGAGUGUCUGUCCAGUGAGUGUGUGUCUGUCAGCGUGUGUGCUUGUCAAUUAGUAGUGUGUUUUUCCAGUAAGUGAGAUUGGGAGUGUGUCAUUGAGAUUGGGUGUCUGUCAUUGAGGAUUUGUGUCAGUGUGUCUGUCAGUGAGUGUGCAUGUCUGUCAGUGUGUGUGUGUGUGUCUGUCUGUCUGUGUGUGUGUGUCUGUCAGGGAGUUUGUGUGAUUUUCAGGGAGUGUGUGUCCCUCAGUAAAUGUGUAUGUGAGUGUGUGUGUGUCUGUCUGUCAGUGUCUGUGUAUGUUUGUCAGUAAGUGUCUGUCCAGUGAGUGUGUGUCUGUCUGUCAGUAUGUGUGCGUCUGUCAGUGAAUAUGUGUUUCAAAUCAGUGAGAUUGUGUGUCUGUAAGUGUGUGUGUGUGUCUUUCAGUGAGUGUGUUUGCCAAUGAGUGUGCUUAAAAUCAGUGAGAUUGGGAGUGUGUCAUUGAGAUUGUGUGUCUGUCAUUGAGGGUUUGUGUCAGUGUGUCUGUCAGUGAGUGUGUCUGUCUGUGUGUGUGUGUUAGUAAGUGAGUCUGUCUGUGAUGAGUGUGUUUCAAAUCAGUGAGAUUGUGUGUCUGCCAGUGUGCGUCUGUCAGUGUCUCUCUCUCAGUAUGAGUGUGUGAAUGUCAGUGAGAGUGUGUCUGAUUAGAAAAAAAAUGAGUGGGGCUUAUAGACGGAGAGAUGGAGUCAUUGCCAUAGAAACAUAUAUGUCUGGAAAUUUGCAAGGGGAGGGUUUAGUAAGAUGACCUCGCUCACAUGAGAGUGCCAAAAAUAUUUCUGCACCCAGGCGUCUGUGACCCUAGGAUUGCCCUAACCAUGGUAGUAGAUUGUCUGAAUGGGUAGAAGAGAUGAAGAAGCAGAAGAGACAGGUAGAAUGAUAUGUUAGCUGAGGUACGCACGUGGAGCAUUGGAGUGCUGAAAUUUCAUAUUCAGUAGACCUCCAUAAUAUCCAAGUAAAUGGUUACAAAUGAAGUAAAACGGUCUGUGACUGAUUAUUGAUCCUACCAAAUCCAUUUUUAUACUCUACAUGUUUCAAUGGAAACCUGUAGCGAAAACCUUAUUUAGUUCUGAUAUAUACUUUAAAUAUCUAUUAAUGCAAGUAAUCCACAGUAACAUGGUAAUUUUACUUAGGUUGAAUUAUAAGGGGAGUAACAUUUAAAGGGAUAACAGCAAGGAAUAAGAUGAGAAACAUUAAGAGGGAUUACAGUGAAGAAAAAGGGGAGUAAUAUUAAGAGGCAUUACAGCAAGGAAUGAGGGGAGCAACACUAAAGGGAAAACAGCAAGCGGUGAGAGGAGUAACAUUACAGUAAGGAAUGAGGGGAGUAACAUUAAAGGAAUUACAGCAAGUGAUGAGGGGAGUUACAUUACAGUAAUGAAUGAGGGAGUAACAUAAAGAGGGAUCACUGUAAGGAAAAAGGGGAGAAAUAUUAAAAGGGAUUACAGCAAGGAAUGAGGGGAGUAAAAUUAAGAGAGAUUACAGCAAAGAAUGAGAUGAGAAACAUUAAAAUGUAUUACAGCAAGGAAUGAGGGGAUGUACAUUAUAGGGAUUACUAUCCUGCCAAGAUUUAUCAGUGUAUGUGAAAAGCUGAAGAACCCAGCUUCAAUAUAAAGCUUUUCUUUUUUUUUACCAUAAAAUGUUGAGCCAGAGAGUACCAUACACUUUAUUAUAUGCUCCACUAUUUUAAUACAAUACAACAUAUUGCGUCACAAAUCAAACAGCGGACGCAGCCUGCCCACCAUUAUCCUCAACGCACAAAUGAGUUGGAUACCAUACUGAUCACUAGUGUUACUUAUCCGCGGCAGCUUUAGCAUGCUCAUGUAGUUAUUAAAGUGACCCAUGCCUUUCGAUUAUAUACUUAUUGAACAGCGCUGCAGAACAUGUUGGAGCUCUAUAAUUACUAAUAUACAGGCAUAUGUGUACAUGUAGGUUUUGCUGCUCAUACAGCACAAGUGACUGUACGCAUUCACACUUGUUUAAUGUCAGGGGAAACCAAGGCUGAAUUAAUGUAAUAAAUAAUGAAAUGUUUUUAAGAAAAUGACUCAACCGGAUGGGGGGGAUUUCUAAAUAAACACGUAUAAAGCAGGCCGCCCACUGCAGUCCCACAGGGAUUCUAGAAAUGAGAAACUAUUAACCAUAAGCCCAGGUGAUAUUAAUUUAGAGCGGAGGGCUGGUUCCUCCCCCAGCUGCUGAAUAACUCUCUUGCGUUCUCAUACUACUAGAAUAUUUUCUGUGUCACAAUCCGGAAAUGAUAGGUCGUGUUUAAUGCCUAUGAUGAGAGUUAUGUUUUCAAUAGAAAAUGUUCUUUAGCAGCAUGUGUACUUCCCCAAUGCCGUGUGCUCCAAUAUUGGAAAUGAGAUUCCAACUGGCUCCAGGUUUUGGUUUUGCUCCAAACAAGAUAUAAAGAGACAGUCUGUGGCAUACUGAGACGGGAAAAUCCAUGGGAAAUUUUUAGUGGAUCCUAGAAUGUCCAGUAAAGUCCUGUAAAGUGGAGACCACACCUCUCCUGCUGCUGUUAUACACAACACGUCUGGUUAGUUUUCACAGUCCCACUCACAAUAUGCUGAACCCACUUGAUUUCUACUGCUUACAAUAAAUAAAUCUGGUUUUAUUUUAUCCAAGUAAAACAGUUGUAGUAAGUUUGCUUUAUUUUCCAGAUAUAUCUUUUACAAUAACUAAUGUUGUGUUUUCUAUUUUUUCUUUUAAAAAUCAUUGUAUUUUAAAGGAAUACUCAAUUUUUUGCUUUUUACUAACAGUUUGACAACUUACCUGAAAGAGCUUCCGUGGCUUAGAUCAGGGGCGGGGAACCCUCGGCCCUCCAGAUGUUGUGGACUACAUCUCCCUUGAUGCUUUGCCAGCAUUAUGGCUUUAAGAGCAUUAUGGGAGAUGCAGUCCAAAACAUUUGGAGGGCCAAAGGUCCCCCACCUCUGAUUUAGAUCAAUGCAAAGGCUUCCAGCUCUCUUAGUUGAGGUGAUAAGUGCCAGUAGACUGCAAAUAAGUUGUCAAACCAUUAGCAAACGGUUCGACUAGUUGCACUGAGGAGGUGCUAGAACACUCUUAGCACCAUAACUACUACAGUGUGCAAUUUAGGUGCACAUUAAAGGGACACUAUAUCUAUGAAAACAACUUUAGUUUAAUGAAGCAGUUUAAGUGUAUAGGUAAUGCCCCUGACUUCUUACUGCUCAAUUCUCUGUCAUUUAGGAGUUAAAUCACUUUUGUUACUGUUUAUGCAGCUCUAGCCACACAUCCCCUGGCUAUGAUUCACACAGUCUACAUGAAAGAAAAUUGUUUCAUUUUUAGUAAAUUGAACUCUAAUCAAACACAGGAAGCUCCUGAAGACUCUAGAAGGCUAUUAACAGAGCAGGAGAUAAAAAAAAAUAUCCAGUUUAAACUGACUGUGCAAUAAAGGAACCUAGAAUAUCUAGGUCCCUUUUCAGGAAAUGUUUGGUGAGGCUGUGUAAGCCACAUGCAAGGAGGUGUGACUGUAACUGUAUAAACAAAGUGAUUUAACAUAUGAAUAACAGAGACUUAAAGGACCACUAUAGUGCCAGGAAAACAUACUCGUUUUUCUGUCUCUAUAGGGUCCUUGGGUCCCCCUCACCCUAUGGGUCCCACUCCUGCUGGGCUCUAGGGGGAGGAAGGGGUUAAAUUCCUACCUUUUUCCAGCGCCGGGCUCCCUCGCCGCUGGGAACUCUCCUUCUUCCGACGUCAUCGGCUGAAUGCGCAUGCGCGGCAAGAGCUGUGCGCACAUUCAGCCACUCUCAUGUGAAAGCAUUCUCAAUGCUUUCCUAUGGACGCUGGCGUCUUCUCACUGUGAAAAUCGCAGUGAGAAGCGCGUAAGCGCCUCUAGUGGCUGUCAAUGAGACAGCCACCAGAGGCUGGAUUAACCCUAAUGCAAACAUAGCAGUUUCUCUGUAACUGCUAUGUUUACAGCAGGCAGGGUUAAUCCUAGAUGGACUUGGCACCCAGACCACUUCAUUAAGCUGAAGUGGUCUGGGUGCCUAUAGUGGUCCUUUAAGCAGUGAGACUGCAAGAGCAUGACCUAUACACCAAAACUGCUUCAUUAAGCUAAAGUUGUUUUGGUGAGUAUAGUGUCCCUUUAAUUGUUCUUUUAAGUGGCCUGCUAUGCUAUAAUUACUUAUUUGUGUUUGCUGGAACUGUGCUGUGAUGCUUCUUUUUUUUUCUUUUGUAUCUCAGGGCAUAAACAGUUAUAUUCAUGGAAGAGCACAUUCACAUUUUUACAAAUGUAUUUAUUAUAUACGCUUAUGAUAUAUGAUUGUUAUUUCUAGACUUUAAUAUGAAUACACAUGAACAAAAUAACAGAAAAUACCUGUUCUUGGAAAGCACUUUGGGGUUAAAUUGCAAUUCAGAAUUGGUAUAUAACUGAGAAAAUAUUCUGACUUUCGGGUGGUGUAACAUGAGUGUUUUCAAGGUGAUUGAUCACAUUCCCAAAAAUGUGAAACCUUUUUCUUCUGGUAAGAACACCAAAGUUAGAAAUUGUUAUUGUUUUAAAAUGGGGCUCAGUUUCAGUUCACAUACUCCAAGAUGACAUGAAUGACAAGCAAAACUGAUCCAUCUCAAAUGAUCUGACUUGCCUGUAUGACCCUUUUAAUAGUGCAGUGAUGAUGAAAAUAGAUGAUAUGUGUGUCAUUACCCUAUUGUGUUCACAGUUCCAAAUCAGCAUUGAUAUGCAUGUCUCUUAAGCAUGUCUUAGAGUCCGUUAAGCAUGUUUCAUCUGUGUACCAAUUCACACCCUCUCAUCCAUAGCUUCCUGGUGCCUCAUAAUGGCAUCAUAUAUGACAUGGAACCCUUCCAUUGGUCUCCUUUUAUAAAGUCAGUCUUUGUUGUGCUUUUCGAUGAUAUAUACACUCUUGUGUAACCAAUCACAACCCAGUAUAUGGUAUAUAUACUUCCUGGUUGUCCUUGUUUCCUUGCCUUGUUGUGGUUCUUGUUACCUGAGAGAGUGUUUAUACUGUGUAUUGGAUUUAAUGUUUUCUGAACUUGGCUUGUUUGACCAUUCUUGCUCUCUGUUAUCCUGACCUUGGCUUGACUAUCAAUUCCAUGCUUUUCUGUUAUCCUAGACCAUUGCAUUUACUCUCUGUUUACUUGUAGACAUUUAAUUGAUCUUUUUUAGGCACUAGCCUGGUGUUCUUUUACCAUUUCCUUUAGGUUUGCAUGUUAGGAUAUCCCCAUUCCUUACAAUGAAUCAUUUUUGUUAUGUUAUUAUAUAUAUAUGUAUACAUUUUUUUCCAAUUCUUUAUUUUUUUUGUGCAUAAAAUUACAGAGAACAAAUGAGCUUGCCAUGCCACGACAACAGUAGCGAGCAUGUGUAAUACAAGAGUUAACAUGGCAUGUGAGGAAACAGCACAAUAAUCAAGCUUGAUAUGUUGAGUAGACUAUGAAAACUUGAACAGGCUUAGUAUAUAUGAGAAAACAGUGCUGAUGUUAUCAGGUUAGCCCAACCAUGCAUGGGUAUACAAAUGAAAGGCAUCAGAGACAAGUAGGCAGUUAUGAAAAUUAAAAUCUAGGUAGACAAAUUAGACAAUUGACAUUUGCUCAUCAGGUUAGACAAGAGACUGAAUGACAUUUAGAGACCCCCUAAGAAACCCCCUGGUUAUCUAGGCUUGAGUCCCCCAGUGUAAAUCAAAGUAAAGUAGAAACUAAAGCAAGAAAUGUCUUUCCCGUACAACCUGUGGUAGCAAUGCUAAUUCUGGCUAUGUUAUUAUGCUGUUACGGCAUUGAUGUUAACUUUGCUUAAUGGAUUGAUGACAAAUCAUUAGUAUUAUUUUGGUGACUUUUGCAUCCACUUAAUUACCAGCCAGUAACAUGUCCGUGAUUAUCACAAUAUAGAUUCUAAUAUACUCCACCCGUUGUUCCUUAAAUUAUUUAGGGACCUUAUAUAAAACCUGUAUGUGUAUGGUAGAUGCUUCUUAGAUUGCAUGCUUUCCAUUCACAUAUAGUGACUUGCCACUUCUGAUACUGAUGAAACAGGUUUUUUUUAUAGUGUGGGAGGAAUGGUGUUUGUGUAUGCUGUGUUUCAUGUUUUGUAUGGUUAGUGAUCUUGUACGGAUGCUGAAUGGUUGCCAACACAGAAAUUAGUAUUGGGUGAGAUGUUGCAAUGAAAGAUGACAGUGAGCCGGGGAAAAUGUAGUCUGUUCUAGGCAAUGAAAAUAUAAUAUAGUACUGAAUAUUCCUUGUAUGGUGUAUUGAACUUAUUAUUCUGUAGUGCAUCCUAUAAAGUUUAAAACAGAACCUUGGGAAUCACUACCAGAGUUCUGAAGCAGUUUUCUUUAAAUGUUUUCAAUGUGAUGAUGGCUGUCUUUAACAUUUAUUGCACUGUAUGUUAUGUUUAACUGUAUGCAAGAUCACUCCUAUGCAUACACAGAAUGUUUCCAGAGAUAAGGUUACUGACGAAAUUAGUGAAGAAAUAGUUAUGCUCGUGAUAAACUUGUUGCCUUUGCAUUGAUUCACUUUUAGUCCAUUUCCUGCCUUUCUCUCCUGCGAUCUCAUUUCUCAUGGGCUGAGAACAGCUGCUGCUUACAAAACUCUCCAGUGGCCGGAUUGGCCAUGCUCCUGCAUGAUUCAAUGCCUGUGUGUGUGUGAUGUUCUGUGGAAGUGGCUGCUAGUUCCAUUCUUCCUGUAAAGGUAUCAUUCUGAUUCAUACAUGAUACGAUGUAAUAUUGUGCUGCUUGUCGAAUGGAACUCUGACUGUACAAUAUUAAUUAAAUGGAUACCAUGCUGCCAGGAAUACAAAGCUGUAUUUCUGGCACUAUAGCUCCCUCUGGCUAUUCCCUUUAUUUACUUACCUGAACUCGUUGAUUGGUGCUGGGUCGUGGCUCUGUCUCCUCCGACGUCACUCUAUUGCCGUGUGCUCAUUAGGCUUCCCCAUAGCAAAGCAUUGAUUAAUGAUUUCCUAUGGGGAAAUAGCUGACGCUGGCUGUCCUCAUACAGAGCAUAAGUACAUUCAGCGUCAGUGGAAUAAACGUCCGGUAACAUUCCGUAAGUGCCUCUAGUGGCUACCUGGUCUGGUAGACAGCCACGGCAGGCGGACUUAGUGCUGCAAUCUAAACAUUGCAGUUUCUCUAAAACUUAAAUGUUUUACUUUGCAGCAUUAAGUGCAAUAGGGACACUGUACCCAGACCAAUUCAAUGAGCUGAAGUGGUCUGGGUGCCUAUAGUGUUCCUUUAAGAAAACAUAUAUACUGGCAAUACUAUCUUUUGUAACUCCCAUCACUCUUAACCUUGCUGAGAAUAAUGAGGAUUAUAGAUCAAAACAUCAUGAACACAAUCAUUCCCCCCACCCAAUGUGAAUGUUCUCCCAACCACAAAAAUGGACAUUGGUUAACAGAGUGCCCCCUAAUCCAGGGGUAGGUAACCUUCGGCACUUCACAUGUUGUGGACUACAUCCCCCAUCAUGCUUUUACAGCAAUAAUGCUAGCACAGCCUCAGAGGAAUGUAGUCCAUAACAUCUUGAGUAUCUAAGGAUGUCUAAAUCUGCCCAAACCUAAACCCUAACCCAAUCAUCUUGAUCUUAUAAAUGACUAAUAAUGUUGCAUUGUAUUGGCUGAAUUCAUAUUUUUUAACAAGCUGUUUUGACAGCAGUGUUUUAAAAGAAUGCCAUUUUGGUAUUUCCUUUUUUUAUUUUUAUUUUUUUAUAGGGAAGUUCAUUUUAAAGCGAUAAGCACAUUUUUUUUACAGAUUCCCACUGAAAUUUCCUAACUUUUAUUAUUAUUUAUUUUUUAAUAUAUACAUUGCGCCUGUCAAUAAACUAGAAAUAUAUAAGAAGCAUUACAAAAAUUUUUUUUCCUAUAUUUGUGAAUAUCUCUGCCAGUUCAUGGUCUGGCUUCAUCUGUAGAUUCAUAUGAGAUCUCUGUACGCUGACAAACAAGAGCUCGAUUAAAAAGGGGCUAUCAAAUAGAGUAUAUAGACUUCACAGAGUUAGCAGUAUAAAACAAAUGUAUCUAAAUCACAAAGAAUAAAACAGAAUUGCUGUAUUUUAAACAUAUUUGUUUUUAAAUGUAUUUAAUAGUAAGAUUUUACUUGGCAGUGUUUCAAUUUUGUGUCAGUGGACAUAUGACAAAAUGUAUCCAAGCAGAGUCUUCCUUGUUCUCUCACAACAUAUAUGUUUCCUUUCUAGUGUGAUGGAACACUCGGAGUUAAACCGCAUGACGACUCAGAAUAUUGGUAUCGUCUUUGGACCAACGCUGAUGCGACCAGAAAAGGAACUGUUUUCUAAUAUAGCUGCAAAUAUGGUAUAUCAGAAUCAAGUGGUAGAGCACUUCCUUUCUAACUAUGAAGAAAUCUUUUCAGCAAGUCCAGAGGAGUAA